Molecule: messenger RNA, 92698 nt
Organism: Pelobates cultripes (western spadefoot toad)
Lineage: Eukaryota; Metazoa; Chordata; Amphibia; Anura; Pelobatidae
Source: the annotation of a GenBank genome assembly
CUUCAAUGGGGUGUAAUUUAAAGGGGUUAUGAUGAAACUCCUGACUGCAAUUCAAAGAUAACAAUGUGCAUCAAGGUAAAAUAUAAGCAUUCUUCUUUUACUCUUUUGCAAUGUUGCCAGGUGUUAUGACUACCCAAUCCAGCAGUCUGCAUGUUCACAUAUUGUACCUCAACAGAGGUUGUCAGACCUCCUAUCAUUAACCAAUCUGUAAACGCCUGGCCUUUUAAGAGGGUAUAUUGUUGUGAAAACUUUGUUUUACCAAUUUCCAAAUCAUAAGUGGAUAGUGGUCAGCAUGGCUUGAUGCUAAUAGCACACUGCCAACAUGUAAUGACAUCUUGCUAACUCAAUUUAGUCUCUUAGAAAUAAAAUCUCUGAAUAGCUGAGGUUUCUAUUUUUAGGUGUCCAAGUUGCUUCUGUUUGGGCAUGCAUUUAUAUAAAAUUUAAUAAAUGCAAAAUCUGGGAACAUAUAUAAACACACUACUUUUAACACAAGUUUAAGAAUGAUUUGAAACAGCUUCUAUCUCUUUCUGAAGGUAUACAUUUUCACAUGAUGCUCCCAAAAUCUAAAUUUCAUUAGAUCCAAGCUAUAUCCUGGAAACAGGAAUAAAUCUGUCAGGGGACACUCCUUCAGUAUUCUGUAUCUGAAACCCAUCCUAUAAUCACCAUGCUUUACGUUAGAGCGUAAUUUGCUGUCUGUUUGAAAUCACCUCUGUCAUAAUCUGUAACCCAAAAUAGUCUGUUUCAGUAUGUUCAUUCUUUCCUUGCUAACCCAUGUUAUUAUGCUCUUUAUAUUUUAAAUGUAUAGACCAGGGGUAGACAAUCUUUGGCACUUCAGAUGCUGUGGACUACAUCUUUACAAAUGAAUUAAGUAGGAGCACAACCCAUCAUAUGUAAAAUGUUUUUUUAAUUUUAUUAAUACAGUAGAUAUAAAAAUAGAACAGUAUGCAUUUAUUUAAAUAAACUGAGACAACUCACAAAUUCAGCACUAGAACACUGUCCUCAGAAGCACAAAUGCUGUUAAAUAGUCACAUAUUAUGAUCACCCCAUAUAUAUCAAACCAAAAUACAUAAAUGGAAAGCUAAUACAACUUCAAUAAAUUAAAAAUAAUUAAACACACCUGAAGCAAAUUAUACAAUGAGAAAAUGUGAGAGGCAAGGGAUGCAAAAGAUACCAACUGACACUUUACCCCAAUGUUUUGGCAGAUACGUUUUAAUAUUGUGGCUGAUGAGUGUUUAUGUAUUUAUUAUACAUGAAAAGCAAAAUAAAAAGUAUAAAUCCAUACAUUUUUAUCUGUUAACAGGGUGCCUCCACCUUGACUCCCUGUCAAUUAUUAUUAUACACUUUGUCCUUUGCACCUGACUAUCAAUGUAGCAUACAUUAAAGGGAAUAAAUGAAACAGUGCUUGCAAUUUGCAGUGUGUGCUGUGGACUGUACUGGAUUUUGAUGCAGUUUUCUAUUUUGUAAUAUAAAUUUUAAAGAAAUAAGCGCAUCACCUGAAAAAAAAGUUAUGCUAUUGGUAAUUUUCAAUGUUUUAUUCAUUUGUCCACGUUCCAGAGACGUGACUGCUCCCCCUUUUAACAGUGAAUUUUUUGUUGCAUUGAAAACCAAAUUUUGCCAAAUGUAGGACAAAAAACAAGUAAUACUCCUGAGCUGGAUAAUUCUUCCAACUGAUGGUUACAUUUAGCAAAUUAGAUUGUCUCCCCCUCUAUUACUUAGAAAUAAUCAGUCAGAAAAUAUGUUGUAAUGUAGGUAGAAUCCUUUACUUCACUAUUAUAGUAAUGGUCAAGGAAAUUGGUUAAUGUUUCAGGAAGGAUAAACAAAGUUGUUUUUUGGAAGAUUACCAGCAAAAUACAUUGUUCAGCUCUGUUACAGUGCAGCAUAGCACAGCAAUAUAAAUAUGUAAUUUUUUUCAAUUUAAAGAGUGCUUGAUUCAGCUGUUUUGUUUUGUCUUUUUGCAGGUUACCAUGCCUCACUUCAGCACCUUGACAAUUGGUAUUUCUGCAACAAGCUUUGUCAUAUCCCAGCUUCUGUUUCAUGUGGGAAGUGCUUGGUUUUCCACUCUUUUAACUUGUGGUUUCAGCAAACUUAAUCCAAAACAGAAGAUUGAAUGGAAUUCCAGGUAUGCAUCUAACGACUCUAAUUUAUCAUAACUUAUGUUCUGAUUUAAAAAGGAACAGUUGUUUCUAACCUCACCCCAUUGAAUAUACAUUUUGGCAUGAUGUCUGCAGGGGUAACAAUUAUAACACAAACGUAUAACCCUCCUCUACACUUCUGGGCAGUUGGUAGUGCUGUCUUUCUAAAUUGCUCAGUAUGAGCACACUAGGCAUCAUGGGAAGAUAAUUAAUUUGCAUUAGAUGCCAGGCUACCUCUUGUUAAAGGACCACUCUAGGCACCCAGACCACUUCAGCUUAAUGAAGUGGUCUGGGUGCCAGGUCCAGCUAGGGUUAACCCAUUUUUUUAUAAACAUAGCAGUUUCAGAGAAACUGCUAUGUUUAUAAAUGGGUUAAUCCUUCCCCCUAAUCCUCUAGUGGCUGUCUCAUUGACAGCCACUAGAGGCGCUUGCGUGCUUCUCACUGUGAUUUUCACAGUGAGGGCACGCAAGCGUCCAUAGGAAAGCAUUGUAAAUGCUUUCCUAUGCGACGGGCUGAAUGCGCGCACAGCUCUUGCCGCGCGUGCGCAUUCAGCCCAGGAGGAGGAACGGAGGAGGAGGAGGAGGAGGAGGAGAGCUCCCGCCCAGCGCUGGAAAAAGGUAAGUUUUUAACCCCUUUCCCCCUUCCAGAGCCGGGCGGGAGGGGGACCCUGAGGGUGGGGGCACCCUCAGGGCACUAUAGUGCCAGGAAAACGAGUAUGUUUUCCUGGCACUAUAGUGGUCCUUUAAUGCAAAACAAUAUUAUUAUUUUGGUUCGCUUUAGAAUCAGUAUGUCGUUCCUCUUUCUAUAAAACAUACUUUUUGUGUAAACGUGCUGCCCAUUCAUUCAUAAAAUCAUUUGUCUUUGUUUUCUUCAAGCAAAUAUUAUGAUGUUAUUUAUAUAGCAGCAAUCCAAUGAAUUGGGUUCAGGUUAUCAAUAUCUUUCUAUAAAUAUUAUGUAACAGAAGUUCAACUUUGGUGCAUGAACUUCUAUUUCGGUUCAUCAGGAGGCCACUGCUGUUUUCUAAAAGCCAUAAUCUUAGUUCAAUUAUUUUUUAAAAGUUUUUUUUUUGGUGGGAGAGAUAUAUUUGCAAGUUGUGUCAGUGGUUCAGCCAGCCAGCUCUUAAAAGCCAAUUGUUGAAAGGCAAACUGUGGCAGAACUUACAACCAAUUUAAUGUUUUACCCUUUUUCUGUUCGGGAGUACUGCAUACAAACGACACCCAUUCGUCUCCUGAACGAGGACCCCACAGUACCCCAUUAGAACGUUCACACCAGCAACUUAAAGGAUCACUAUAGGGUCAGGAACACAAACAUGUAUUCUCGAACCUAUAGUGCGAAACCCACAAUUUAGGUGGCUUGCCCCCCUAUAAAACUCACCUUAUUUCCAGCGCCGCGCGGGUCUGCCGGCGCUGGCUCCACCCUCUAUGUGACAUCAAAGUUGCUGAUUUUAAGCCAAUCCAAUGCUUUCCCAUUUGCUAAAAUCGGCACGGGGGCGGGGCCAAAUGCCAUUUGGCCAAUCAGGACCUCCUCAUAGAGAUGCAUUGAAUCAAUGCAUCUCUAUGAGGAAAAUUCAGCGUCUCCAUGCAGAGCGGCAGCACUGAGCCAGGAAGCACCUCUAGUGGCCAUCUAAGGAGUAGCCACUUGGAGGUGUCCCUAGGGGCAAUGUAAACACUGCCUUUUCUCUGAAAAGGCAAUGUUUGCAUGAAAAAAGUCUGAAGGGGGCUAUUAUACUCACCAGAAGAACUACAUUAAGCUGUAGUUGUUCUGGUGACUCUAGUGUCCCUUUAAGUGCAAAGCCACAAGGGAAGUAAUUAAUGAAUGUUUCCCCCCUGGGUGGUCAUUACGUAUAACCGAAUGGUACUUAGUCGUCGAGUGCCUGGAACUCUUUUCGACUAGGCACUCGCACGAACACAGGUAAAACUUAGAACGGUGUCCGUUCUACUUCAAGACCACCUAUGCGAACUAUGUUCGGGAGAUAUGAACUACCGAACAGGGGGAGCUUUCGUAUCAGGAAACUAAAAGAUUCCCUUGCAUGGUGUUCGCACAGAAACCCCCGAACAGAGACCAGCUGGAACACCUAUUUCCCUGGAACUGUUUUGAGCUUGUGCCAUGUGUCCGGUUGGUCAAAAUUUUACUCCGGUGGCAUUCCAGUUUCACCGAACUGAUCUGAGUGAUAUUUGAAUAUGUUAUACACUCAGAUUAGGGCUAUCCACGAUAUUACUUUUGUCGGGUUCCUGGUUAUGGUGGGGACACUUUUGGGGUACUGUAUAUUUUGUAUGGAUUUUUUGUACCUGAGAGAUAAUUGAAUUAUAGGUAUUUCUCAGGCACAGAGGAUCUUGGGAUUGAGAUCCCUGUGUUAUUGUAUUGGAGACCCCAUGUAGGGGUCUUUGCAUAAAAGCCGUAUAUAUGGCCUGAAUAAACUCAGCUGACUCCCAGGACUAUGUUUUGUCUGGUUACUGGGGGAAUGGAUGUCUGCAUGUUUUAAUGGUUCUAGAGUGGCUGAGUGAAAGAAUUAGUGAAGGAACCCGGUCGGGUUACCUAUGUUCCGCUACAAAGACCUUAUACAUUUUAUUAUUUGUUUGGAUGUAUAUAAUUUAUUGUUUUUUUCCCUCUUUAUUUUAACAUCCAUAAUAAAAGCAUCCAUUCUUCUCCCCACUUCCCUUCCCUUCAGAGUAAUGGAUUAAAUUUCAUGCAAAGUAUAGCAUAUAGACAUUUAUCUGAAUUGAUUAUUUACCUAAUUGCUUCAGUACUGCCACAGUUUGAGGCAGAUUUGGAUAUUUCUGUUAAUUGGCAACAGUAAUCUGCAAUAUUUGGCUGCCUGAUGAGCAAGCAGUAGUUGAAAAAUAAAUUAAUUGAAGCCAAGGUCCCCUUGAUCCCCAAUUAACUGUGAGGGGCCCGACAAUAUAGUACCUAUAGUAUAUUUCCUCACACCACGGGUGGUGGAGUGAGACUUAAGUGCUUGGCCACACUUCCAACUUGCUACCUCUCCAUCCCCUGCGCGAUGUCAUGUUGAUAUGUUAAUUAUUAAUUCCUCUCCUGAUGUUUUACAGGUGAAGGGUUGAUAACAGAACAAGUAGGAAGCUGCAGCUACACACUCUUUUUUUUUUUUCCUAUUCCCUUUGUGGUGGGAAUACAAAUAAUUAUUUGAGGGUCCAGAGGACCCCCUUAUUCCUGGAGGGAGGAUCUACCUGAUUGUCUUUCCCGUUAUCCCUGUGUGGAUGUUAAAGGGUUAAAUUAUGAUUAUUGGCAUCUAAUGGACCCCAUAUCCACAGGACUAUCUUGAUAUUCUAUUCCAGGAUAUGUCCAAAUUACCACCAAAGCUAUUUUUAUCCCUCGAGAAACCCAGUACACAUUCCCUUAUAUUUCCUAAAUUUCUUUAUAUAGCACCAAUAGCGCUUUUAAAAAAUAGUAACUUUUCGUCAUGCCCAUGUUACCUUCUCAGAUGCUAACUUACUUUGAGCUGCCAUUGUCUGCUGAUUUCAAUUCCACUCCUUCCUUCUCCCAAUGAAAAAUGAUAUAUUCUGGCAGAUUCAGAUGGAGUGUGAAUUAGGAAUGUGAACUUGGGAAAGGUGACUUAAUAAUAAUGCAGAAUUUGCAACAACAGGCUGAAAAGGUAUCGUGAGUCAGCCUCUACAACAAAAUACAAAGCAUAGUCAGCUCCUGAAGGUUAAUUAACCCCUUAAGGACACAUGAUGGAAAUAUUCCGUCAUGAUUCCCUUUUAUUCCAGAAGUUGUGUCCUUAAGGGGUCAAACUUAGCAAGACUCACGUUUAAAAGGUGACAAAAAGAUUUGCAAGAUGCCUUAUUUGUAAACAGGUUUGGUUUUGUGUAGCAAUGUAAAACUUUGUAUUUUUUUUAUUUUCGUAAAUGCCCAACUUAAUUUCCCCAUUGCUUCUAUGCAGGCCCUUGUCAGGCAGAGAAAUUAAAGGAACACUGUACGGGUCAGGAACACAAACAUGUAUUCCUAACACUAUAGUGUUAAAAACACGAUCGAACACCAUAUGAGGAGUGGCCACCAGAGACAUUCCUAGGCUGAAAUAAAAACACUGCAUUUUCUCUGAAAAAAACAGUGUUUACUUCAAAAAGCCUGAAGGCAAUGAUUAUACUCACAAGAACAAAUACAAUAAGCUGUAGUUGUUCUGGUGACCAUAGUGUCCCUUUAAGUUCUCUUUUAAGCUUUUUUCCCUCCUCCUUACCAGAGAAAGUGUUUAUGAUGUGCUUCUGUCCUGUGCAUUUAGUGAAUGGUUUCAUGAUAAGCGAGUGCCAGGCAGGAAAUAGACAUCAUAAUAAUGAAGUUGUUAUAGUGCCCAAAGUAUUCCUCUAAAAUACUAAAGUCUGACAUGUUAUGAGUGGAACUGUUCAAUAUAUUGAUAGCAAUCAUAUUCGUCUUUUAUUAGUUUUGUACAUAGGUUAAAGGACCACUCUAGGCACCCAGACCACUUCAGCUUAAUGAAGUGGUCUGGGUGCCAGGUCCAGCUAGGGUUAACCCUUUUUUCAUAAACAUAGCAGUUUCAGAGAAACUACUAUGUUUAUGAAUGGGUUAAGCCUUCCCCUAUUAGCUCUAGCGGCUGUCUCAUUGACAGCCGCUAGAGGCGCUUGCGUGAUUCUCACUGUGAUUUUCACAGUGAGAGCACUCCAGCGUCCAUAGGAACGCAUUGAUAAUGCUCUCCUAUGUGACCGGCUGAAUGCGUGCGCAGCCAGCCGACGGGGAGGAUCGGAGGCGGAGAGGAGGAGGAGAGCUCCCUGCCCAGCGCUGGAAAAAGGUACGUUUUAACCCCUUUCCCCCUUCCAGAGCCGGGCGGGAGGGGGACCCUGAGGGUGUGGGCACCCUCAGGGCACUAUAGUGCCAGGAAAACGAGUAUGUUUUCCUGGCGCUUUAGUGGUCCUUUAAUUCACACAACACAAUCAACUUGGAAAGCCUAAAAGAGAAUUCUUUCUGCCUUUGUUAACAGUUCUGGAGGAAUAGUUUAUAGCUUGAUCAAAGUUUACAAAUUGCUAUAAUUUUAUAAGUCAAUCCUAGAAAUGAAAUGAAGCAGGAUACUCUAUGUGCUGUAAAUGUUGCAAUUAUACAGAGUUAUAUUGGUGCUUUGAGUGACCUUUUAACUGGAACUUUAUAGCACACAAAAUUCAUAGAAAGCACUAUAAGAUUUUUAUUUUAUAAACACUCCACCCAUGAGAGGUGUGCUAUAAACCACUAUUGUAUAUUAGGCAAGGGAACAAUUUUCAUUUGUACAGUACAUUAAAAACAUGGGCAUUUUGGAUGCCACACUUGCCGUUGUGAGAGGGUACAAUUGUGCGUGCAUGUGGCCCACAAUAUGCUGUAUAGUGAAAUAAUAAUUGUGUCCUUCAAAUUUUGCAUGUGCAGGAGGAAAUAGUCACCAAGCAAGCGCCAUCCACAGGAUAUGGCAUACCAUUGCAAAAUGGAGUACUAGCCUUCCUUUCUAAAAGAUCCCUUUUACCCUGUACUAAUCUCCCACUUUGCCAUCACAAAAGCACCCCAGACCAUCACAUUGACUCUUAAUGAAUAGACUCUAAUCAAAUACAUUCAAAUGUAUAGUUUGAUUGAAUUCUGUAACGAACGCUGGUAUAGUAGCUACCCGUUCGUCUAUUUUCUCCCGAACUACCUGAGCCUGAGUGAUUAUAGCUCGCAGGUACUCGCUUCGGGUGUUGAGUCAAACAAUUCUCUAUACGAAUGGCAGUCUCCCAAGUGUAUUCUCCCAUUAAAGUAGACCGGUACCCAAACAUCAGCCAAAACUAGAUGAAGGGUGUAACAGGCAUGAAUUUUAAUGGCUUUUAUGCAAGUCUCCAUGCAUGGGGCACUCCCACAUGGACCUUGUGGGGGACUGGGACACAAAGCUUACAGCCAAUAAUAAUACAGUGACAAAGUGUGACACUCCCAAUACAAACAGAUAAUUCCCUCCUCUCUGCCUGUGAGAUAAUGGAGUCAGAUUCUGUAGUAACUCAAUUAUCUCCAGUCAGAAAAAACUUAAAAAGCACCCCAAAACACAUAAAAUCCCCAUAAAUGUCACAUACCUUGAUAGCCUUGAUGUGGAUGACCAACAUAUCCAAAAAUCACCCAGAUCAGUUCAGGGGUUUUGGAAUUUUAUGGAGGUCCAAUUUUGACCGACCACACACAAGGCUCCUGCUCAGAAACCGUUCCAUGAGUUUAGGCUGUGCGGUCGGUCUAUUUAGAAAAGUCUCAAUAAUGAAUAAAUGCACGAAUGGCACACCCUGGCUCAUAGCAGCGAUUGUUCCCCUAGUUCGUGGGAACAAAACUACCGAACAGCGCUCUCCUGGCUGUUCGGGAAAAGGCAGCAGGCGUUCGUAUAGUUUGACCGGUGUUCGGGAAGUCGAGUGUCCGAUUUUAGUUCCAGACACUUGACGACCAAGUUCGUGCGAACAAGAUGGCCGCCGUUUUCUCCUUCACAUGGCGUUCGACUCUACAAAUGGCGGCCACACAGGGAGAGCACUUAAUUGACUGUUAUCUUUGAAGAUAAUAAGCCAGGGGGGUGUUCGGUAGUUACGAACGAACAAAAUUCAAAUAACACUGUAAUUUCUUCACAAAUUCUAUCUGUUAGGUUGAAAUAUGUUGAGGCUGAGAGUUCUUUCCAUUUGUGCUGCUAAGAGAACUUGUGAGGCCAAGGCUCUAGAUUCAAACAUCAGGGAGUCUGGCAAUAGAAGCAGGAGGAAAGUAGAAGGACUAAAGGGCAAUCAUUGGAUAGGAAGCUUUAAGCAGGUCCUGCACCGGUUUCUUGAAUGGAGUAAUAUUAGUGCGUUCCACCAUAUGUGUAACUUCGUUCCCACCUGUGUGCCACAUCUUCAGCAAAAGGGAGAAGCCAACGGGUAUGUUUUGUGCAAAUGGCUAGGUGUUGGGUACCAUUGGUACACCAAUUUAUGAUGUGCUUCUAUAUAAUGGUAACAAUGUGUUAUCCACAUAAGUGUUUUGUUUAAGGAUUGUAUUCAUUCUCUAUUGGAUACGUUUAUCUCACACUCUGGAUUUCAUUUGUCCCAAUUGAUGUGUUAACCAUAGAUGUCCCUAUGCUUUUCAUUUGUAGAUAUGGGAAUAUAUAACUAGAAUGCAAUUUAUAUUGUAGUUGUACUUGUUAAAAUGGGAUCACAUCCCCCGAGAGAUGAGUUGUUUGCUCGAUGUAAUACCUGCUCCCUUACAUUUCUGUAGGGAUAACCCUGGACAUUUUGUCAUUCAUGCUGUUAUAGGGAAUUCUGGUAGGUAUUGUUUAUUUAACUCUAUUGAGUGGAAGAACUGGUCCCAUACAUUAAAGGACCACUAUAGGCACCCAGACCACUUCAGCGUAAUAAAGUGGUCUGGGUGCCAGGUCCAGCUAGGGUUAACCCUUUCUUCUAUAAACAUAGCAGUUUCAGAGAAACUGCUAUGUUUAUAAUAGGGUUAAUCCAGCCUCUAGUGGCUGUCUCACUGAUAGCCGCUAGAGGCACUUCCGCGCUUCUCACUGUGAUUUUCACAGUGAGAAGACGCCAGCGUCCAUAGGAAAGCAUUGAGAAUGCUUUCCUGUGGACUGGCUGAAUGCGCACGCGGCACUUGCCGCACAUGCGCAUUCAGCCGAUGACGACGAGAAGGAGGAGGAGAGUUCCCCGCCUGGCGCUGGAGAAAGAGGUAAAUUUAACCCCUUCCACCCCCUAGAACCCGGCAGGAGGGGGGCCCUGAGGGUGGGGGCACCCUCAGGGCACUAUAGUGUCAGGAAAACGAGUAUGUUUUCCUGGCACUAUAGUGGUCCUUUAAUAGUAAGCCCUGUGGUGGAAAAUAACAUAGCAUUUGUUUGUCUCCUUUGUUUUGGGAUUCAAAGAGUGUCUUGCAAUGAAUCUGGUUGGAGUUGAUUGUCCUCCCAGUCGUGUCUCUAGGGACAUGGAAUGAGACUACAGCCUGCAAGAUUGAUGCCUUGUGAUAUAGAGUAAAACAGGUUUUUGAAAAAACAAAACUGGUAAUCAUCCUUUAUGUCCUUCCCAGAUGUACUUUGAGCAAAUUGUUUGUAGAGCUUUACAUUAUGAGGCUGGUAUAGCUAUGAGUAGAAGUCAAAAUAUAUAUAAUUUAUGCUUGUAUUAAUAUAAUCUUGAUGUUAUUAAAGGGACACUGAAGGCACCCAGACUAUUUCAGCUAAUUUGAAGUGGUUUGGGUGCAAUGUCCCUUUUGCACCUAGUGGAACUGCAAUAUUUACUUUGCAUCAUUGUCUGCCCACAGUGGGUACAUUAAGUACCCACAGUAAAGUGGGUACUUAAAUUUGAGGUUCCCUUAGAGCAGAGGUGCCCAAAAGGUAGAUCCCCAGAUGUUGUAGAACUACGCCUCCCAUUAUGUUUUGCAUGCUUUUAGAAUGACGAAGCAUCAUGGACGCUGUAGUUUUAUCUAUAGCUAUUGAUAGCUGUAUAUAUAUAUGUCCUGAUGAAAGUCCACGACGAUGGACUGAAACGUUGACCUCUUUACCAACUGGAUUAAAAGUUUUUUUGCAUUUUUUAGCAUAUUGCAAGUCCUUGAGUGCUGACUCUUUUUUGAAAGUUAUACAUUUGUGCAGCCGAGCACCGGGCAAUAACUAAGGAGAGCUGGAGUGCAACUCCCAUCGUCCUCUAUAUAUAUAUAUAUAUAUAUAUAUAUAUAUAGCUAUAGGCACUGUCUCUAGAUGGAGAGCACUCUGUAUAUAUAUCUCUAUAGCUAUUUAUAGCUGUAUAUAUAGCUAUAGGCACUGUCUAUAGAUGUAGAGCACUCUUUGUGUAUAUAUCUAUAGCUAUUGAUAGCUGUAUAAAUAGCUAUAGGCACUGUCUAUAGAUGGAGAGCACUCUGUGUGUAUAUAUCUAUAGCUAUUGAUAACUGUGUAUAUAUAGCUAUAGGCACUGUCUAUAGAUGGAGAGCACUCUGUGUGUAUAUAUCUAUAGCUAUUGAUAGAGAGCUGGCUGUAUAUAUAGCUAUUGGCACUGUCUAUAGAUGGAGAGCAGUCUGUAUAUAUAUCUAUAGCUAUUGAUAGCUGUGUAUAUAUAGCUAUAGGCACUGUCUAUAGAUGGAGAGCACUAUGUGUAUAUAUAUCUAUAGCUAUUGAUAGCUGUAUAUAUAGCUAUAGGCACUGUCUAUACAUGGAGAGCACUCUGUGUGUGUAUAUAUCUAUAGCUAUUGAUAGCUGUGUAUAUAUAGCUAUAGGCACUGUCUAUAGAUGGAGAGCACUGUGUAUAUAUAUAUAUCUAUCUAUAGCUAUUGAUAGCUGUAUAUAUAGCUAUAGCCACUGUCUAUACACGGAGAGCACUCUGUGUGUAUAUAUAUCUAUAGCUAUUGAUAGCUGUAUAUAUAGCUAUAGGCACUGCCUAUAGAUGGAGAGCACUCUGUAUAUAGAGCACUCUGUGAUAGAGAGCUGGUUGUAUAUAUAGCUACAGGCACUGUCUAUACACGGAGAGCACUCUGUAUAUAUAUCUAUAGCUAUUGAUAGCUGCAUAAAUAGCUAUAGGCACUGUCUAUAGAUGGAGAGCACUCUGUAUAUAUAUCUAUAGCUAUUGAUAUAGAACAAGCUGUAUAUAUAGCUAUAGACACUGUCUAUAGCUAUUGAUAGCUGUGUAUAUAUAGCUAUAGGCACUGUCUAUACAUGGAAUACACUCUGUAUAUAGCUCUAGGUGGCUGUUGGGAGAGCAGUGCUUGUCUCAGUACAGCAAUCUAUCUCUAUCCCUUUGUUGACCUAGCUAUGGCCGGCAGUCGGUGAGGAGGGGACACAGAGGAUACAGAGAUCCCGGUGUGGAUCCCGGUCUGUUGCGCCAUGGUUCAACUUCUGACAGCUCGAGGAUGGGGAGUGGCUGGCGGGCCUACGGUGAUGGACGUGGCUUCAACAAGGGGUGCCCCGCCACAGUUUGAACUAGGUGACUUGCACUCGGUGGGCGGGGCAUUGGCUGGGCGUUCUGUGCUGGUGAAGUGAUUCGUGCCGGGGGGGUAUAUUUGCAAGAGCACUGACGCUUAAAGGAAUGGCAGAUACAUUUACAGCAAUAACCCUCCCUUGCAUGUCUCUGAUAGGGUUUGUGAAGGUGCAGGAUAAAUAACAGUGCUGUCAUUUUGUUUUUAAUUUUUUCAUUUAAAUAAAAUGAAAACCGCGGUGGAAGGGUGUGGGGGGUGUAAUUUUUGGCAGAUUUGACCCAUUUUCAGCCGAAAUUGGAUAGGCCCAUUUUCGGCCUAAAAUUUUGGUGGCCGAAAUUUCAGUGCAUCCCUAGCUUGUAGUGUGUGUCUACUAGGUAUUUGGUUUGGUUUCAUACAAUGGGGUUCCAUCCCAUAUUCCCGGUCCUUCUCCUGUACAUUUCCCCCCCUCUUUACUGACACCUUAAACGUAAUUCGCUUUUCUCUCUUAAAAAAUCAUCAGACAUUUUAACACAUUUAUAAUAACAAUUAUCAUAAUAACAAUUGUACAACCUGCCUUCCCAGUCCCAAACGAUACAUAAUGCCAGUCCCAUAUUAUCAAUUUGUAAUGCCAUAUGUUACCAAUUUGUAAUGCCUUAUUUGUUCUAUCCUUAUUCCCAGUUGCAUGUAACAGGUUUGUAAAGUUAGCUUUAGUUUUCAGCCAAAGUGGUAUACUGUGCCCAAGAAAAAAGUAAAAACAAUUCCAAACAAAAACCAAUAAAUAACUAUGUACAAGAUAUUGUUUAAACUUGCCAAAUAUCUUGAGCAUAAAGAUUUACGACAAAUAGAAGGCCCAUAUAGCCUUAAGCAGGGAAAUGACUCAUGGUCUUACAAUUAUUAUUGCCAGGAACAUAGUUGGUGUUUCGCCGUAGCCUGCAGUCCUGAUGUUGGCGGUGCACCAAAUCGAGUGGGAAAUUAGGUAGGUGUUUAAUGAGUUAAAUGAGAAUUGUCGGCAUUCGUAGGCAAAUAUAUGCCAUGUUUAUCCCUGUUCACCCAUCGGGUAUGAUGCCCUUACCUGUAGUGCCUGAUUUCCCUUCACUUUACCCAACAUAUUGAUGCCCUUAUCAUUAGGGUCUGGCAGCCACUUAUUAGCGGCUGCUUGGCGCUAGCCCAUAGGUACAGGAGAUCUUUUCGAGGAAGUACUUUUAUAAGAAACAUAGAAACAUAGAAUGUGACGGCAGAUAAGAACCAUUCGGCCCAUCUAGUCUGCCCAAUUUUCUAAAUACUUUCAUUAGUCCCUAGUCUUAUCUUAUUGUUAGGAUAGCCUUAUGCCUAUCCCACGCAUGCUUAAACUACUUUACUGUGUUAACCUCUACCACUUCAGCUGGAAGGCUAUUCCAUGCAUCCACUACCCUCUCAGUAAAGUAAUACUUCCUGAUAUUAUUUUUAAACCUUUGUCCCUCUAAUUUAAGACUAUGUCCUCUUGUUGUGGUAGUUUUUCUUCUUUUAAAUAUAGUCUCCUCCUUUACUGUGUUGAUUCCCUUUAUAUAUUUAAAUGUUUCUAUCAUAUCCCCCCUGUCUCGUCUUUCCUCCAAGCUAUACAUGUUAAGAUCCUUUAACCUUUCCUGGUAAGUUUUAUCCCGCAAUCCAUGAACCAGUUUAGUAGCCCUUCUCUGAACCCUCUCUAAGGUAUCAAUAUCCUUCUGAAGAUACGGUCUCCAGUACUGUGUACAAUACUCCAAGUGAGGUCUCACCAGUGUUCUGUACAAUGGCAUGAGCACUUCCCUCUUUCUACUGCUAAUACCUCUCCCUAUACAACCAAGCAUUCUGCUAGCAUUUCCUGCUGCUCUAUUACAUUGUCUGCCUACCUUUAAGUCAUCAGAAAUAAUCACCCCUAAAUCCCUUUCCUCAUAUGUUGAGGUUAGAACUCAACAUAUGAAGCCUUAGGAUCUACUGCUAUGUUCCAUUGUUGGGAGUGAUGUACAUCCUACUUGUGGAGUGAGGAUAACUUUGUCCACUCCAUUUCUCUUGACAGUAAUCCUGAUUAGGAAGCCCUACUAGAGAAAGCAGUGCUUUGGUUAUGUGUGCAAAGGCUUUCCUCUUUGCCAUGGUGUUUGGAGAGAGAUCAAAGUAGAGUUGGAUGUAGGUAGGCAUCCUGUCAGAACUUUGGUAGAUCAAGAGGCUUGUAUGAUUCCAUCCUUUGUGGCAUAAUAAUGAACUUUUGGGAUUAUAUCCCUUGGAGUAAAGCAGGGAAAUGCUUGGGUUUGGGUAAUCAGUGUGUGUGAUCUAGUAGGAAGUCUUUCUCUUGCUGGUCUGGCACUAGAAUGUUAAAAUGCUGUACAAUCUAUUUUUGGAAGAUCUUGUGGCACUGUCUCCUUCAGUAUACCUCUGAUUCUUUUAUUACUGUGGUGAUCGCGGACCUCAUGGUCUGACAUUUUCUCUUUUAAGGCUUGUAGCUUUUUUUUUUUUUAUAGUGCUAUACGUGUCCGCUAGGGAGUUGUGAGUUUCAGUCUCUUCUUCAACGUGUUCAGUACGCUCUACCAUAGCUUGUAUGUCUGUCUUGAUUUCACCUGCCAGAUUUGAAAUACCGUAGCUGCUUUAAAGGAAGCUUGGAGCUUAUGCUGCAACCCACAGAUGUGGCCGAGGUUAGAGAGUUUAUAAAAAUUGAGGUAAUAGCACUGUUUUCUAAACAGGCGGGGAUGGUGACUUAUCUUUGGGCUUCCUGAUCUUUGUAAUUAGACAUUUCUUGGCCAAGCUUCUCUCCAGCACUUAAAUGCUUUUUAAGCUUUCAAUUUCACUGACUGGUGUUUCUUGGUGAAAUCUGAUACAUCUUUUGGGAAUUUGAAGUUGCAUUUACCCUGCUCUCUGUAACUAAGCAAGUUUGGAUUGUGUUCUGUGAUCCAUGAUGAACAAUUUUAUUUUGAGUGUUAGUUACUGAACAAUAAGAUUUCAAAAAUUUAAAAAAAAACACCAUUUUGUAUGAAUAUUUGUUUAUAUAAACAGUCUUAAAACAGACCUUCUUCAAUGUCUGCUGAUUUUUCUGCAAAUAAUGAAAAAUUAGUUUAGACUUAUUGCUCAUUCAAUAUUAAAACUGUAACCAUCAAUAUUGCCAUUUUUGUACUACAACAUCUGGCAGGAUUUCUUGCUAAACAUUGAAUCAUGGCUUAAAUUACCUGCAUUAGGAUACAGAACAUCUUCCAUGGGAUGUUCCCUAAACACUUCCUGUACACCCUGGAAUUUUGUAGCUAAGAGUCAAAUUUUAUGGGUGAAUCUUAAAAAAAAAAAAAAAAAAAAAAAAUAUGUAUAUAUAUAUUUAGGAGAAUUAGGUCAGCUUCAAUUUGAGUCCCUUAAUAAAAGAAAAUACCGGUUGGAUUCUCACUUUUCUCACAGAUUUUGUUUUGUUAUUGAUUGUGGUGAUACAAACAUAGUUAAGGACUGUUGUCAAAGCUGAACAUGUCUCUAAUGUAUAAAACUAAUGUCUGAAAACUGGUUGUCUGUUAUACUUCAUGGUCUAAAAAUAAAACACAGUGCGUGGCUGCGUUAAUACAUUCAUGUUUCCCAUAUUGGGAAACGCUAUCAUUCUGCCUUUUAUUCCUUAGGGGAUGAAGUACUCUUGGAGACUGUAUAACCAUUUCCUACCAAUUCAAGAUGGAUCUGACUUCUUAUUUAUUUGACUGCCUUGUAAACACUGACUUUAUCAUCAAAAACAGAACUGUAGUCAUAGAUUUAAGUGCGGUGUAAGUAAGAAAGACCUAUACCUAUAAUUGGAGCGCUGAAACACGUAUCUUGCUUACCAAAAGUUAUUUCGUAUUAUGGUACAUGGAAAAGAGUACAAAAGAAUACAAUAUAGUGCAGAUGGUAUAUAUAAAGUGUAAAGGCUUUUUAGGUGCUUGGCAAAAUUAUUUAGUAGUCAGCUUCUUUUAUUUCUUACUCCCCCUCUCCUACCCCCCUGGGUGCUGAACACAUUGCAGGGUUUGUGUUAAACAUUUAAAGGGACACUGUAUGCAUCAAAACCACAACAACCUAAUUCAUCUAGUGGUUCUGAAGCAAAUAAAGUGUUUCUGAGAAAUGGCUGUUUACACUUAUCCCCAACGUCACCUCUAUUAGUUGUCAUUCGGACAACCACUAGAGGCAGUCUUUGCAGAUUGGUCUUUUGAUGUCUCCACGCUCAGCAUGGAGAUGCUUAACGCUUCCUAUAGAGAUGCCUUGAGUUAGAGCAUCUCUAUGAGGAGAUGCUAAUUGGUGCAUUGUGGUGAUUGCCACGCGUGUGCAUUAGCUCUCUAAUGCUUCCCUAUGGGAAUGGUUUUGAUAGGCUGAGAUCAUCUCUAUUGAUGAUCUCAACCGAGAAGGAGUGGCAGCUGCAGCGAAACUGGCAUGCUGCGAUAAUAAAGGUAAGUAGAACUAGUUUUUAAAUUACUUUUGGGGUGGUACAUCCAAAUUGCUCUUAAUUUAUAAUAACAUUUGAAAUAUGUGUUUCUUACUAACAUUAGAGUGUUCCUUUAAACUGUUAGUAAAUUCAAGAGGGAUUUAUGCACUAAACAGUGAAAUGCAGUGUAUUGAAGAACCACAGCCAUAACCACACACACAGAGAUUGACACACAUGCACAGAUCCACACACACAGAGAUUGACACAUAUGCACAGACACACACACUCUCCAGUUUUCCAUCCUUCAGUACACACUUGUCUCCCCUGGGUCAUGGUGAGCUUGGCUCCAAGUAAGUGUCUGUGCAGGCUGCAGCCCUAUCUCCCACGCUAUUUUCCAGUGGCAACUACUGGAGGUGCUAAUGUGGUCAGGAAGGCCCCGUGGCAUUCUUGAGACCACAAACUGCUGGGCCCUGGUGCAAUAGCACCUAACAGCUCCAUAGCCAGCACUUUGCUGAUUGGGAAAAAAUCCCUGGUAUCCUAGAUGCAGUAUACCAGAGAACUAACUCUGAUAGGAUUGUGAUUUCAGGCACUCCCUUUAGACCCAGGACAGUUUGGAAGUAUGACAAACACAUCAUGAGCACUUUGUGACAUUGAACCUUUCACUAUUUGUGGCUACUCUUGUAUUAGCAGCUGUUACCCAUAUAGUGUGAAAUGUUGACUACAAGUUUAACCGAUAUUACCUUUACUUCUUUAGGACCGUGUCCACUUUCCAUGCCUUGCUGGUUGGAUGCUUCUGCCUCUAUAUUUUAGUGUAUGAUGAUGCAGUUAAUGCUGACCCUGUUUGGUAAGUGGUGCUGUCUCCCUGUCACCUUCAUUGUAGAACAAGAUACGGGAGGUAUGUUCUAUUUAACCUUCUCACAAGGAAUAUGCUGUCAUAACUCUUAUUCAUCAGCAAAUAAUAUUUGCAACAGCAGGCUUCCCAAAAUAAAUCAAGUCGUCUGGCUUAAAAAUGCUUUAUCAACACUUGUGACAUAUUGAACCAUAAGUAAAUCUUUAAUAUAUCUUGUCUUUUCUUAAAAUAAUAUAAGACAUGGCAUUGAGAAUUUUUUUUUUUAAUUAUGUUGGCUCAAUAUAUAUGAAUUGAAUAGAGUUUUAAUAUAAAACUUACAGUGCUUUUAAAAGCCAUGAUAUCUAUAUUUGAGACUAACAUCCUAGCCAUGGUAUCUAUAUUUGAGUCUAAUAACCUAGCCUUGAUAUUUAUAUUUAAGAUUAAUAAAUUGAUGCAACCCCCUUGCCCCCCCCAAAAAAAUAGUAAUAAAGUUGGUACUAUUGUUAUGACCAAUUGUAUAUGAUGUUCAUGAUGAUCCCUUAUUCAUUAUUUAUAUCAUUACUGAGUGUUAAUUUGGGACUUUUUUUUUCCUUUCGAGUGGUAAAAAUUUGAAAUCUUCAUGUUAAAUGUAUUACUGUGUGUAUGAACAAAUAAAAAUCUCCUACAUGAUUUUUUUCAAACUAAAUUGAGAAUUGUCGGGAAUUCAAAUUGCAUUUCAAAUUUAAGGCACAUAUACACAAGCAGGAACAAUUCUUCAAGUCAGCUAUGGUUCCAAUUCAGCUACUCUGACCAUACAUUUCAAAUUUACUAAACCAUUCUCACUUAAGUGACAAACCCUGAUAGUAGUGAGUUUUGAGAAGUUCCUUUAAAAACCUGAGUGUAGGUGGCUAAUGGAUGGAUGUUGAGUGAACUUGAAGUACACAAUGUUUUUUUAUCUAACUCACAAAUGCUUUGCAUGCGUAAUCAAAGGAACUUUAAGUCUGUUUGGCAAUACUCAAUUGAGAAGCCUCUGUGCUGGAGCAAGGCUUGCUAAUGCUUCUCAAUGAGCUGUAAUAUAGGAUAGGGAAUACAGGCGUGCAUGUUUGUUACAUCCUUUACUUCCAGGGAUAUAACUGAAGAGGAAGAAAACCUAGGGAGGUGUUUCUGACCCCAAAUAAUUUCUAUUGAAAUUGACACUUUUAAAAACUUACACAAAUGUGACAGUCCCCAGGCAGUGCUUCAUAUGUGUGGUGUCCCUUUAAUGGCAUACAAUGUUUAUCUCUUUUCUGAAAUCUAGAUCUAUUCACAUUUUGUGGGGGAGAAUCAGAAGAAAAAAAAGUUAAAGAAAUAAACUACAACAACAAAACAUAUAUACAAAACAUAAUAAAAGUUUUCAGUUUCCCAAUGUAAACGAAAAGGCUCCAAAACAUGAAGAUAUGAAAACCAUGAAUAUUAUAUUUGCAGUAGGAACAGGAACGUAUUUUUUAAUUACCGUAUAUACUCGAGUAUAAGCCGACCUGAAUAUAAGCCGAGGCCCCUAAUUUUACCACAAAAAACUGGGAAAACUUAUUGACUGGGGUAUAAGCCUAGGGUGGGAAAUGCAGCAGCUACUGGUAAAUUUCUAAAUAAAAUUAGCUCCCAAUAAAAUUCCAUUAAUUGAAUAUUUAUUUACAGUGUGUGUAUAUAAUGAAUGCAGAGUGUGUGUUUGUGUGUUGUGUGUGUAUAUAAUGAAUGCAGUGUGUGUAUAUAAUGAAUGCAGUGUGUGUAAACUGAUUGAGGGGAGGGCAUUUUUAUUUUAAUAUUAUUAUUUUAUUAUUAUUUUAUUUUAAUAUUAUUAUUUUUAUUUUAAUAUUUUUAUUAUUUUUUUAUUAAAUUGUUUUUUGUACCCCCUCCCUGCUUGUUUUCCUGGCCAGGGAGGGGGGCUAUGUUAAUCCCUGGUGGUCCAGUGGAUGGGCUGUGCAGUGGGGGGGCUGGCAGCGAACUGUUACUUACCUUUCUUGCAGCUCCGUGCAGCUUCCUUCUCCUCCGUGCAGCUCCAUUCUGCUCACAGUGUAAGUCAACGCACUGACGGCCGUGGGUGUCGCGAGACUUACACUGUGAUCAGAACGGAGAUGAAAGGGGAGCUGCACAGAGGAGAAGGGAGUUGACAGGAGCUUCAGGAAAGGUAAAUUACAGCUCGCUGUCAGCCCCCAACAGGACCGCCAGGCUUGUAAUGAGCCCGGCGGUCCUGGUCUGUAUUAUGGCAAUGUAAGUUCCCAUAAUACAGACCUUGACUCGAGUAUAAGCCGAGUGGGGGUUUUUCAGCACAAAAAUGUGCCGAAAAACUCAGCAUAUACUCAAGUAUAUACGGUAUUUGUGCAUUAUGAUAAAUGUAUUAUAUGCGUUAAAAUCCCUUUUUAAACAAAAGUCUGACAUGUCACCCUAAAAUAAAUGUGAUGUUGAGAUCUGUGGUUCAACUAACUUACAAAUGUAUUUUCACUCAUAACAUGUAGACACAUUGGCUUAUUUAAUGAUAUACCAAUGCUCUGAAACCCUAUACAGUCCCUUUUGUCACAUAAUCAUGCUGUUUGGUUUAUGGGCUAAAGCUUAAAUUGCAAAUAUUCCUUGAAAUUUAAUUAUACUUAUACUAUGUUUUUUUUCUUAUAUUAUUUGAUUUGAGUUGAAAUUGUUGCAUUGCUUAAAGUCUUGAAAUAAUAUUGACCUGUCUAUUCCUUUAUGAUAUAUAAUGGCACAGUUCCAUGCUAUGUGUACAAAACCUAAUAAACUACAAAUUAUAAAGUAUAGAAUCCCUCAACGGUCACAAAUAAAUAUCCUUGUGAUUGGUAUACUGGCAUAUAAAUCAUUGUAAUAUCCUAUAAAUGAUCAGAUUUCUGCAAUUUUGAAUAUUGUAUUGGACAAAUAAUUUGAAAGAAAAACAAGUUCAAAUGUGUAAUGUUGUCCUCCUAAUAUCUAUUUGCAGGGGUGAUGCCUACAUGGUCAAGCUGAAUGUUGCAAUAACCUCAGGAUACCUCAUCUCAGGUGAUCAUUCUUCGUGCUUCCAUGGUCAUUAACCACUUAUGUGCCAAUAAGUCAAUGUUACUGUCCUUACUGUCGAGUUCAGUGAAGAUAGCUUGAAUGGGAGUUAUGGAAUGACAAGAAAAUUCUACAAUAUUGGAAGAAUGGAAUUAAGAGAGAUAAGAAGUGUGAUAAAUUCUAGGCAUUACAUAGAUAAAGGGAGGUGUAGAUCAGAUUAAGCUGAAGGAAUGGAGACAGGUUAAAGGACCACCCCACACCUACAAAGCUACCAACUACCGUCCUAUCUGUGUAUGCGAGAUUGACAGACCUCCUCGAGUCCAACUCUCUGCUUGACCUGCUUCAGUCUGGUUUCCGCGCUAAGCACUCUGCGGAAACGGCACUGACCAAUGAAUCCAAUUAUCUACUCACUGCAAAAUCUCGUGGUCACUACUCUAUCCUAAUACUCCUUGACCUGUCUGCGGCUUUUGACACUGUUGAUCAUCAACAGCUUCUCAUCCUCCGCAACAUCGGUCUACAAGAUAUUGCCCUCUCCUGGUGCUCCUCCUACCUCUCCCAGCUCUCUUUGAGUGUUUCUUUCUCUGGCUCUGCUUCUUCUCCCCAACUCCUCUCUGUUGGUGUCCCCCAAGGUUCAGUCCUUGGUCCCCUACUGUACUCCGUCUAUACUUGCCUCCCUUGGUAAACUCAUUAGCUCCUUUGGCUUCCAAUAUCAUUUCUAUGCGGAUGACACGCAAAUCUACCUGUCCUCUCCUGAUCUCUCCCUGUCUCUGACUGCCUCUCUGCUAUUUCUAACUGGAUAGCUGCCCACUUCCUUAAACUCAACUUGUCCAAAACUGAAAUUCUGGUCUGUUACAUUGCUGCCAGCCUCCCCACAUUUGUCUUAUUAAGAGUUUAUAAGUAUGUAGGGGCAGCACCCCUUCCUGUCUCAUCAGAGAAAUUUGCCUUUUAGCUGAUACCAGCAAGGUGAUUUGUAUGUGUUAUAGCCCUAUUCAGGGUUAAGUAUGUAGGGGUUUAUAAAACACCCCUUUAUGUCUCAUUAGAGAUGUUUACACUUUGUCUGAUACCAGCAAAGUUUAUUGUAUGUGUAGAAGCCCUAUAAAGGGUUAAAUGUGAAAGGGUUUAUACAAUUCCCCUUCCUGUCUCAUUAGAGAUGUUUACACUUUGUCUGAUACCAGCAAAGUUUAUUGUAUGUGUAGAAGCCCUAUAAAGGGUUAAAUGUGAAAGGGUUUAUAACUGGAGAUUCUUGACUGAUAUCAGCAUAUCUGAUGGCUUGUGUAGGAACUCACCUAUUGAGGCUUGACGUGGCAGGUGAGUUUAUAUAUUCAAAUGGGCAUUGGAAUAAAACUAAAGAGCCUCCAUUUUGUUUAAAUGUACAUGGGGAUUUAGGCCAGAGCGCAGGUAACUUCUCUUUGUUUUUUCUAACUGGAUGGCUGCCCACUUCCUUAAACUCAACUUGUCCAAAACUGAAAUUCUGGUCUUUCCUCCCUCAAGUGUUGUUACUCCUGCGUCUGUCUCCCUCCAAGUCAACGGUGCUACCAUCAGCUCCACCACUCACGCUCACUGCCUAGAUGUUCUCUUUCACUCCGACCUCUCCUUCAAGCCUCAUAUUCAGUCUAUCGCCAAAUCCUGUCGUUUCCAUCUCAAAAACAUUGCGCGCGUCCGACCCUACUUAACGCUAGAUGCGACUAAGGUGCUGGUCCAUUCCACUGUCCUUUCUGGCCUUGACUACUGUAAUCCGCUUCUCAGUUGUCUUACGUGCUCCCAACUUGCGCCGUUACAGUCCAUAAUGAAUGCGGCGGUGAGGUUCAUCUUCCUGUCCGCCCUCACUUCCUACGCCUCACCCUUCUGUCAGUCCCUGCAUUCGCUUCCUGUAAUAUAUAGAGCUCACUUUAAAAUUCUGGUUCUUGCUUUCAAAUAUCUACAUAAUGCUGCUCCCACCUAUCUAUCCUCCUUAAUACACAAGUAUGUCCCAUCUAGGCCCUUACGAUCUGCUGAAGACUUACGUCUAUCUUCUGUCCAUACUCCCACCUCUGAUGCUCGCCUUCAAGACUUCUGGAGGGUUGCACCGUUCCUGUGGAACUCGCUUCCCUCCUCUGUUAGAUGCUCACCCAGUCUCCACUCCUUCAAAAAAUCAUUAAGAUGCUCACCCAGUCUCUCACUCCUUCAAAAAAUCAUUAAAAACCCAUGACUUCAUAAAAGCGUAUCAAUUAAACUGUUAAUAGCUCCCGACUGAUUCCUCUCUGGCAACCUGUCCACUAGUCUAAUACUAUCCUUACCUUUUGUGUCACUUUACCCACUCCCUCUUGCAUGUAAGCUCAUUGAGCAGGGCCCUCAACCACUCUGUUUUUUUUUAAGUAUUUUCUCCCACCUGUUAGUGGCAUUGACUGACAAGGGAGAGCACAAUAGACCUCCCACAGGAGGUCCUACAGCUCUCCCAAGCAUAGCAACCACAGCACAUGGGCAUGUGGUUGAUAUGGAAACUCCUUAGCCGACGCUUCUUGCACUGGCUAGGGAGUAUGAGAACAGAGUGAUGUGACAUAACUCGGUCCCGAUGGUAGAAUGUUGGCAAAUAAGCAAGCAUGCUGACGUCACUGAGGAAGUUUUGCCCAGCUUCGGGAUCCGGUUUAGUCAAAAUGGCCUUGGUUACAUAAUGGGACUAUUUGUGACUUUUUGCACAACAUUAUAUUCAAAUUAACGAAUUGUUUAUUCUGAAUGGUGCAUUAAAAAAAAAAUCGAGCAUUUUAUAUUUAGAUUUUACCUUUUGCUGAAUUUUACGCUAGUUCUAUAGCUUUGAUUCUUUGCCUUUAGAUUUGAUUUAUUUUCCCGUCACUGCUGUCUUAUUUUAAUUCAUUUUCCAAUUCUUCCUAAAUUCAAUUCAAGCAGUAUCAUUAUUGGAGUCUGUACAAUAUACAUUAUAAAGUCAAUCUGUAUCUUUUCCUGACUACUUUUUGUUUACAUAGCAUAUUCCCUUGGUUUUAGAUUUUAAUCUUGUGGUACCAUCCAAACAUUAAAGGGGCACUGCCCAUGCCUGGAAGUGAUUAUUAUUAUUUAUUUUUUUUACUGAUUAAACAUUAGAAAGUCAAACUCUUCCAGAUACACAUAUAUAACAAUACCAAUCUGUGUGUGAUUGUUAAUGUCAUAACUUUCUUUUUAAAAGCUUUAACAUGUAAAAUGUGUGCAUGAGCGGGUUUCUUUGUACAACUAUUGUGAGUAUUUGUGACUAUCUCUCAGUAUAAUAAUGGGAAUGAUGGUGUUCCUGUGUGCGUGUGCAAUGCCAAUGUAUAUUUGUUUGUGUGCCAUGUUCAUGUAUAUGGGCAAUGUCAGUGUGUGCGUGUGUUGCUGUACUUUGAUGCGUGUGCAAUUUAAAGGAAUACUAUAAUCACCAAAGCAACUUUAUCUUAAUAAAGCGGUUUUGGUGUAUAGGUUAUGCCUUUGAAGGCUCACUGCUUAAUUAUCUACCAUUUAGGAGGUAAAUCACUUUUAUUUCAGAUUAUGCAGCCCUAGCCACAUCUUCCCUGGCUGUGAUUUACACAGCCUGCAAGAAAACAAUGGUUUCAUUUUCAAUCAGAUGUAACUGACUUUAGAAGAUUUUAUCUCCUGCUCUGCAAACUGAACUUUACUCAUACACAAGAGGCUCCUGCAAGGUCUAGCAGGAUAUUCACAGUGCAGGAGAUAAAAAAAAUUCUAAAUUAAACAGACUGAAAGGAAGUCUAAACAUUAGAUCUUACUUUACAGGAAGUGUUAAGUCACAUGCAGGGAGUCACAAGUAACAUGCAGGGAGGUGUGACUAGGGCUGCAAUAAACAAAGUAAUUUAACUACUAAAUGGCAGAGAUUUGAAAGUGAGACUGCAGGGGCUUGCUCUAUACACCAAAACUUAAUUAAGCUAAAGAUGUUUUGGUGAAGUCAAACUGUUCUAAAAUUGGUUUGACUCCUCACAGUGGGAAGACGCCAGGGCACUCCUAGCACUAUAACCACUACAGCAUUUUGGUUUUAAGCUAGCAGGUCUGUUUCAAACUAAUAUAAAACAUGAAUAGUUACAGUAUGUAUGGGAAUAAUGUCAGUAUUCCACCUUACCUGUGAAUGUUUCAAGAUGAGUGGCAUUAAUUAGUAUACAGUUCAACUAGGCAGAACAACUUGUACUUGAAGUAAAAUUACAUUCUUACAAUGUUCACAUUUUCCUUACUGAACUUUUUACAAAUUUAACAUAGCAUAGACCACUUUCAUUUAUUUAUAUAUAUAUAUAUAUAUAUAUAUAUAUAUAUAUAUAUUAAAAUGCAUAAUUCUUUUUUUAUUCAUUUUUACUUUUAUUUUAUUUUUUACAGACUUGAUGCUAAUUAUUUAUUACUGGAAGGCGAUUGGUGACAAAUAUUUUGUGACACACCACGUAGCAGCCCUGUAUGCUUACUACUAUGUACUGGUGAGUGCCAUAAUAAUUUACAUAUUAGUAAUACAGACAGACAAGAUUAAAGUGAAUGGCCAUGAAUGAACUUCGUAGACAUUGCAGUCCAGCAUUACGUGAGAUAAUUACUUCUUAGAGACGUAUUACCCCUGCUAAUACCUUAAAUCUUAAUGAGAUUUAGAAGAUUCAGUCUAAUAAGCCUUGUUUGGCCAGUUUUACUACUUGAUUGCUUAUUGAUUGCUUAAUGUGUGUGUAUUCUCUGCCUGUUAUUUUAACAUGCAGAUCAUGUUUUAGAACCCUCUACUGCACAGAUUGGGACAUCAUCCAUACAAUUAUUCCCUGUGACUAACAGACAAUAAAUGCAUGGAUUGAGAAGUCUAGGGUACAUACCUGGUCUGCCUGAAAAAAAGAGCGGGUUACAGCAGAACCUGCUGCCAUUUUAAUAACAGCAGCUGACAACUCUAGCCCAGGGCUGUUGUCCUGCUAAUCACAAGUAGCGCUAGAACACGUAUGUCCCAGGAAAGCCCUUCCUUAACUCCUACAGUGCCCUGGCACUUUACAAUACACGUGAACUUUUACAUUACCCUAAUACGCACGUAAAUUUAUCAUGUAAUAUAAAAGUUACAAACUUUUCCCCCCAUAAUAAUCAGUUCUUUUUUUAUGUACCCUUGUUUAUAAAAGCCAUCAAGUUUAUAGUCUAUACAGAAUUACAUUUUAAUAUUAUGAUCGUCUUCAUUUAAAUACAGAAGUUCAUAUGUGGUGAUUCAUAUUAAGUGGCUUUAGUUGUUUUAGCUAGUUUGCUGUCACAAACCUGUUAUACGUUGUAUGACUGUGUGGGUUCCAGUGACAACAAAGUAGUUAAUUGUGUUUGCAUGGAAUGCUGAAUUUCUUUUUCUGUCUUAGUAGUGUAGAUCGGACGAUGCAUGUUGCUAUGUUACUUUUCUUCAUUAUAACAAUAUAGAGAUUCUAAAGGUUGCAUGCUGUGUUCUUUGGAAUGCAUUGUGCCCUUGUGGAUGGUUUAUCUUUAAAAAGAUGCAUCGUAACGUGAUUAAUCUCUGUGUAUAUCAAGAACAGUGAUGGCUAAAUGUAGCUCAUCUAUUCAUUAGCUAUGUUUCCAGUGUGAUGUUUGGUAAGCAUAAUGAAACUAUAACGCAUGAUUGCUGGAGUGCUAAAGUUUAGCCAUUCCUGUUCUAGAGCAGCAUGUUAUACAAUAUAAAAAAAGUGUGAACUAUAGCCAAUUUUUGCAUUAACCAGUAAAACAUUAAAUCUGCUAUUUUCCUUGGUUGUUCUAGCAAAAACAAAAAAAUCCGAAACAAACAAUACAAUAUAAAAAGGCCAACAAACACCAUUACAAAGUAAAUGCCAAUUACAGCACAAAAUGUGUCUUUGUUCACUGCUUACCUUACAUUUAUCUUCCCAAUUUAUUUGAUAACAUAAAUAUACACAUCCCCCAUGCUAUAAUUUGUAAGCACAUAAAAUAAAAUGGAACACCAUCAUUGACUGUGCAUUAAAAUACAAUUUAUUUUUUCUGUUUAUACAUGUGCCCCCUACUGUAUUCUUUAUGUGUUAAAGAAUAGCAGUAUUGAAAUAUUGUGAAUUCUAAAUGCCAGCCUCCCUGCUAUGAAAUGAAUUACUUAUUAGAAACUAGAUGGCGAACAGGCCAAUUACAUUUCUGUUGAAAACAUCUUUGAUUUAGCUUCUGGUGCUAUUUUAAGGAUAAGUUAGAAAAUAUAUAUAUAUAUGACAAAAAAAAAGAUAUACAGUUGCAAGAAAAAGUAUGUGAACCCUUUGGAAUGAAAUGGAUUUCUGCACAAAUUGGUCAUAAAAUGUGAUUUGAUCAUCAUCUAAGUCACAACAAUAGACAAUCACAGUAUGCUUAAACUAAUAACACACAAAGAAUGAAAUGUUGCCAUGUUUUUAUUGAACACACCAUAUAAACAUUCACAGUGCAGGUGGAAAAAGUAUGUGAACCCUUGGAUUUAAUAACUGGUUGAACCUCCUUUGGCAGCAAUAACUUCAACCAAACGUUUCCUGUAGUUGCAGAUCAGACGUGCACAACGGUCAGGAGUAAUUCUUGACCAUUCCUCUUUACAGAACUGUUUCAGUUCAGCAAUAUUCUUGGGAUGUCUGGUGUGAAUCGCUUUCUUGAGGUCAUGCCACAGCAUCUCAAUCGGGUUGAGGUCAGGACUCUGACUGGGCCACUUCAGAAGGCGUAUUUUCUUCUGUUUAAGCCAUUCUGUUGUUGAUUUACUUCUAUGCUUUGGGUCAUUGUCCUGUUGCAACACCCAUCUUCUGUUGAGCUUCAGCUGGUAGACAGAUGGCCUUAAGUUCUCCUGCAAAAUGUCUUGAUAAACUUGGGAAUUCAUUUUUCCUUCGAUGAUAGCAAUCCGUCCAGGCCCUGACGCAGCAAAGCAGCCCCAAACUAUGAUGCCCCCACCACCAUACUUCACAGUUGGGAUGAGGUUUUGAUGUUGGUGUGCUGUGCCUUUUUUUCGCCACACAUAGUGUUGUGUGUUUCUUCCAAACAACUCAACUUUGGUUUCAUCUGUCCACAGAAUAUUUUGCCAGUACUGCUGUGGAACAUCCAGGUGCUCUUGUGCAAACUGUAAACGUGCAGCAAUGUUUUGUAUGGACAGCAGUGGCUUCCUCUGUGGUAUCCUCCCAUGAAAUCCAUUCUUGUUUAGUGUUUUACGUAUUGUAGAUUUCCUAACAGGGAUGUUAGCAUUUGCCAGUGACUUUUGUAAGUCUUUAGCUGACACUGUAGGAUUCUUCUUCACCUCAUUGAGCAGUCUGCGCUGUGCUCUUGCAGUCAUCUUUACAGGACGGCCACUCCUAGGGAGAGUAGCAGCAGUGCUGAACUUUCUCCAUUUAUAGACAAUUUGUCUUACCGUGGACUGAUGAACAGCAAGGCUUUUGGAGAUACUUUUAUAACCCUUUCCAGCUUUAUGCAAGUCAACAAUUCUUAAUCGUAGGUCUUCUGAGAGCUCUUUUGUGCGAGGCAUCAUUCACAUCAGGCAAUGCUUCUUGUGAAAAGCAAACCCAGAACUGGUGUGUGUUUUUUAUAGGGCAGGGCAGCUGUAACCAACACCUCCAAUCUCAUCUCAUUGAUUGGACUCCAGUUGGUUGACAUCUCACUCCAAUUAGCUCUUGGAGAUGUCAUUAGUCUAGGGGUUCACAUACUUUUUCCACCUGCACUGUGAAUGUUUACAUGGUGUGUUCAAUAAAAACAUGGCAACAUUUCAUUCUUUGUGUGUUAUUAGUUUAAGCAGACUGUGAUUGUCUAUUGUUGUGACUUAGAUGAUGAUCAGAUCACAUUUUAUGACCAAUUUGUGCAGAAAUCCAUAUCAUUCCAAAGGGUUCACAUAUUUAUUCUUGCAACUGUAUGUAUAUAUAUAUAUAUAUAUAUAUAUAUAUUUUUUUUUUAAUUCUGAUGGACCUCUAUUGAUAUUGUAAUGUACACUUACUGUAAGGAUUUGCUACAGUUAAUAUAUGGAAAAUGGAUGUGUUCUUAACUAAUGUGAGAAUUCAAGUGAAUUUUAAAUUUAAGGUUUAGAAUAACUGAGCCGAAAUGUUCUCUAGGUCAGCUUUGCUUUCAGUUCGGCCUGAAACUUGAAAUUUAUGUUGAUUUCACUCUGAAUUCUCACGUUAGUAAAUACCAUUAUUAAUUUAGAUUUUGUAAUUCUCUUUCAGUAAAAACAUAGAUAAAUUGUGGGAUAAAGGAGCAGGAUGUAAUUGAGACAGAGUAUUCAGCCAGAGUAUAUCCAUUAGUCUCUUUCCCUCAUAUAGCAUUGACUUCCAGAUUGAUCAUAGCACACCUUGCCGUUUUCCCAAACAUCACCGAAGCUUGAUGAAGGGUGAGAACCAAGUAUUCUGUGUUAGCACCAACACACAGUAUUUAUGCAUUUACAAAUGUGUAUUCAACCUCCAGGCGGUGAUCAGCAUGAAACUAGAUAGUUCCCUCCCAAGUCCCACCAAGUCUGUGGCUCAUAGUCUCCCACUUGCUGAGCUACAUCCAGCCAGGGUGCCAGGAAACAGAGCCCUAAAACCCCAUUUCCCAACAGAGGACCCCCACAACCCUCAAGUAGCUCAAUCCUUCAGCUAUCCACAGUCCAAAGAGCGCCAAAGAGGUCACUUCCUCUGCCUCCUGUCCUGCGAGUGAGGAGGAAGAGCAGCUUGACAGAAACACUAGGUAGGCUCUUCCCUGUACAGCCCCCUCCUCCCUGCACCCUCACAGAUCCCCUCUCCCCCUGCCUCCCCUGCACAGUACCCCUCCUUGCAUACCUCCCUGCACAGCCCCCUCCCUCCCUGACAGUCCCCUGCCUCCCCUGCAUAGAUCAACUCUCCACCUGGCUCCCUGACAGUCCCCCUCCCUCCCUUGCACAUAUCCCCUCUUCCCUUGCACAGAUCCCCUCUCCUCCUGCCUCCCUGACAGUCGACAUCCCUCCCCUGCAUAGAUCCCCUCUGCCUCCCUGACAGUCCACCUCCCUCCCCUGCAUAGAUCCCCUCCCUGCCUCCCUGAGAGUCCACCUCCUCCCCUGCACAGAUCCCUCUCCUCCUGCCUCCUCUGCACAGAUCCCCUCUCCCCUCCCUGACAGUCUCCCUACCUACAUAGAUCCACUCUCCCCGUGCCUCCCUGACAGUCCCUCCCUCCCUGCACAGAUCCCAUCUCCCCUGCCUCCCUGACAGUCUCCUCCCCUUCUGCACAGAUCCUCUCCCCCAGCCUCCAUGACAGUCCUCCCUGCAUACAUGCCCUCUCCCCUCCCUUCCUGACAGUCCCCCUCUCCCUCUGCCUCCCUGACAGUCCCCUUAGCUCCCCUGCACAGAUCCCUCUCCACCUACCUCCCUUGCACAGAUCCCUCUCUACCUCCCUUCCUGCACAGAUCCCCUCUCUCCUCCCUUCCCUGCACAGAUCCCUCUCUACCUCCCUCCCCUGCACAGAUCCCUCUACUCCCUCCCUGCACAGAUCCCUCUCCUCCCCCUGUACAGAUCCCUUUCCCCUUCCUCCUGCACAGAUCCCUCUCCCUCCCUCCCUGCACAAAUCCCUCUCCCCCUCCCUUUGCACAGAUCCCCUCUCUCCCUCCCUCCCUGCACAAAUCCCCUCUCCCCAUCCCUCCCCUGCACAGAUCCCCUCUCCCCCUCCCUCCCCUGCACAGAUCCUCUCUAUCCCUCUCCUGCACAGAUCCCUUCUCUCCCCUGCGACCUGACAGUCCCCCUCACUCCACUGUACACACUCCUCUCCCCAUGCCUCCCCUGCAUAGAUCCCAUCUCCCCCUCCCUCCCCUGCACUCUUGUGGCCUGUGUGCCGCGUGGAGCAUUGCCAUGGUUACCCGUGGCAAUGCUCUGACGGCAGUGGGACUCGCAAGAUUUAGACAGGGGAGCUGCUGGGAAGUGAAGUGAGUGUGGUGCGGGCCACCACUGUAGAGCCGCGGGCUCAGAGCACCAGGCCACCGGACCACCAGGGAAUGUGAUCUCCCCUCCUUCCUGGCCAGGUAGGAAGCUGGGAGGGGGGAGUAAAAUAAAAUGUAAAAAAAUUGAAUAUUUAAAAAAAAAAAAUUAAAAUGCCCUUCCCCCUCUAUUUUACAUACGCCGCCGGGGGCCCACAGGUACAUAUAUAUAUAUAUAUAUAUAUAUAUAUAUAUAUAUAUCUAUCUUGAAAACCGCUAUAUAUAUAUAUGUACAUAGGUAAUGUGGGGCCCAGAACUCCAAGAGCAGUUCGGACCCCCCAGAACCGCUGGAUGCCCUGAUGGCGUCCCUGGCUGUAUUUUAAAGACAGGAAGGAUUUGUUGAAGUUGUAUAGUUUAGUUUUUGCAAUACAAAUAAACAAUGUGAUCAUUUUAUAGUAUUGUGUUAAAAUCUGUUCAUAUAGUUAAAAGGAUAAAGGGUACUAAACGCUUUAAAAUAAUUUGGAUUGUGCUACGUUUGAAUAGAAUAUAGUAUAUUUUAUGAUUGAGUCAAAUAGAAAGAAAUAGAAAUGGUAUUGUAUACAUAAAUAUUCGUUUGAAAUUGUUUUUAUGUCACUGAUCAAUGCAUGCAGCAGCCAUAUACAAUCCUGGUAACACCGGUUUGUAAACACUUAGAAAUAGGGGCACAAAAACAAUUAUUGGAGAAAGUCACAAAAGGUGACAAUCCACAGUUGAAAUAGUUUUUCCUAAAUUAACUGGUAGUACAAGUAGGUUUUUGAAAAGCUUUCAAAGAUUACCAAACAAAUAUUAUAAUCCUAGGUUUCUACAAUUUUUAGCUUACGAUAAGCAAAUAAACAUGCAACAGAGUUGGAGCAAAAUAAACAUUUAUUUAGAAACCGAUUAUAUGUGAAAUAGCGCUUGUAUCAGUCAACAGUUCUCUACUGUAACGGUUUAUUAUUUGAUAGAUAUAUUAGUUAUGUGUAUGUAUACACUCUGAUUUGCUUCACUAACUAGAUGUUUUAGGCAACAUUUCCAUGUUUCCAUUUGCACUUAUCUUUUUGAUCUAUCCAUGCUCCCUGUGAUAGAUUGGUUCCAUAUAAAUUCAGUUGGUUCCCUUAUCUAACCCAUUGCAUGUAACACCACGUAAAAUGUAUAUGUAAAAAUCAGACAAGAUUAGGUGCUAAUAUCAACAAGAAGUUGUUUAACUGUUAUUAAAGGGACACUGUGUAAAUAAAAACAUAUGUUUGGCAGAUAUACCUCCUAUGAAAACAAUUACACUAUUUUUGAUAGGGGUAUAUCUAAAAACAGAUUGCAAAAGUUGCAGAUCUCUGGUAUGAAACUUUUGCAAGCCUUCCCCUUCUAAUCCAACACAGACCUUCUGUGUCUGUCCAAUCACAGACGUCCAAAUGCUGCUCAAUGAGGAGUCAGGUGCUCUGGGCUCUGUCCAAUCCAAUGCUUCUCUUCCGUAUGAUCAGCAUUAGAGGAUGUUCAAUGUUUUGAGGACAUUUAACGUCACAGAGUCUGACUCGGUUAUAGCAGUGGAAGCAAUCUCUAGUGACGGUCAGGAUCACUGUCAGCCAUCUUUAAAAAUGCAAUGUAUUAUACUGCAGUAAAAAAUGACAGGGCCACUGCUCCCAGUUCACUUCAUUGAGAUGAAUCGGUCUGGGUGCCUAUAAUAAACCUUUAAAUGUGCUUCAGUAAAUCUGUAUUUGUAUUUUAUUUUUUUAAUAUUGGUUAUAAUGCCAGGUAUGUAGCUUAGCUUUUAUCAUAUUUCCUGCUAUAAAAUAAUAACUAUGAAUCAUUUACUAGGUAAUAAAAGUAAUAGGUGGGGAACAAUAAUUACAUGUGAAAAGUUUGAUAUGUAACCUCCAUUGCUUCAUAUAGAUCAGUGAUAAAGAUCAUGAAGAUGCAUUCGUAAGUGAAAUCAAAAACAAAAUCACAACCCAAAUACUCAAUGUUUUAUAUUGUACCAUAGUAAUAGCGAAGCAAUGUGCAUGCAUUCCAUUAUUAGGUCCCCCCCUCCCUCAGGGCCCCCUUCCCGCUGGGCUGAAGGGUUUAAAGCUAGCAGCCUCUAGUGGCUGUCAGUCAGACAGCCACUAGAGGCUGGAUUAACCCUCAAUGUAAACAUAGCAGUUUCUCUGAAACUGCUAUGUUUACAUCUGAAGGGUUAAAACCUGGGGGACCUGGCACCCAGACCACUUCAUUAAACUGAAGUGGUCUGGGUGCCUAUAGUGGUCCUUUAAUAUUGUUGAAUACGAUUUUAAAAUGAUUUGAUAUUUUUGAAUAAAGUAAAAAAAAAAUAUAUAUUUUUUUAAACAUUAAAAUAUCAAAACUAUAUAUAAAUAUAUCGAACUAAUAGAAAUAUUUUUCAAAAUGGUAAGUCAUUUGAAAAGUAUAUCCAAAAAUAUGAAAUCAGUUGAAAAGCCUAUUUAAAAAUGUUAAAUCAAGACCAUUAUUUGUUAAAAUUCUGAGUGUAGUGAAUAACCCUAAAUUUCUUUAAUUUGCUGUAAAUCCCUUCACAGCAGUGUUUUGAAGCAGAGCUUGUAGCUCCGCCUACAAGCACCAUCAGUCAGAGAGCUGGGAAUAACACUUCCUGUCUCACCUACCAACUAACACCAGGCAGUUGCUAUUUCACUGCUGACUUGGUAGAACUUGCAGGCACUCCUCUUAAUUUCCCAUGGUUGCUUUUUCAAGUCUCUAGUUCGCCUCUACUUCCACUGAUAAUGACAAUACAUAAUAACAUAGUAAUUUAAGAUGUACAAAAAGUCUGUGAUGUUGAAUAAGUUUAUAUUCCCACUAAUUUAGCUUUUUUUGGUUAAAUCUCCUUACCACUAUUAAUAUUAGAUGAUAUCUCAUCCUUUAUAUAAUGCUGUUAAUUAACAGGUUGUCACAUCCCAUUGAAGAUUUCAUAGUGGUAACAAACUCAACCUCUAGAUUUGCAAUGCAUUUUGAUAUUAGAAUAUAGCCCUAAUUGUUUUGCAAGCAUGAUAUUUAUUUUUGUGUGUUAAUCCAACUAAUAUACUAAAAACAAAACAGUUGUCUUUUAAUCUUUUGUUCAGCUUCCACAAACAUUAAACAAGCCAGUUGUUUUGUCUGUGUGUAAUACUAAAGAUGUAAUUUAAGCAGUUACCUUGCUUGUACCUAUGGAUUUACCAGUAUGUAAGAGUAUGAGUAUAAAGGACUAUUAAUUGUUAAGUUGUAGUCACCCCUUACAUUUUAGGUAUUUGUUCAUUCCCGGAGCUGUAAGUAUUUAUUACCAUAGGAUUAAGUUAUAACAUGAUGAGCUUGUUAUAUUAAACCAUUGAUUGGUCUGUAGCAGACCUUCUGUCUCUACAUAUACCUCCCUAAUUUCUGAUCUUUUCUUUACUUAUAAACUUUUUCAAGGUUUGUCCUUUUCACGUUGAUGACAAGCUGUUUAGCUUUCUAUCUCUGGCUCCUUUUUCGUUGCCCUCCUGUAGUCUAUUUCUAUAUGCUCCAGUUCUUUUUUUCUCUGCUCCCUUCAUCCUGUAGUUUUGAUCUUCGAUGAAGGAGCCAUAUUUCUUAGGUUUUAAUUCCAACAUGGGUUACAGUUCUGCCUGUUUUCGUAGUUGGUUCUAACAGGAGUUUCAUGAACCAUUCAUGUGAUCUAAAGCAUGCCAAGGGUCAUCUUUCCAGCAGAACCUUCUGACACAAAAAAGUUCUAGUAAUAACAAUGGUCCUGAAUGUCCUUCUAAGUGUAGAAAAUGGAAGAUGAGUUGUCUAAUAAUGUAUUGUUGUCCCUUCUAGAAGUGAAAAGUUUUAUUCAGCUGUGAAUGCGCCUAAAUCAUUGUUUGGGAGUCUGUUGUGGUUUCACCUGAUACACUAGGACAUGGUUUGGAUGGGUAAUAUUUAUUAUAUUGUAUAGGAAGUGGCUCGUCUUUUGUUUGGGGAAAAAAUUAAAUGGUAAGAUGGAGAAUACCAAUUAAACGCAAUGUGUAUAGUUAUGGAUAAGACAAAAAAAAGCUAGUAAAUAUUACUAACGGUGUAUAUAUUCUUGACUUGUUGAAAUGAUUACAACCACUAUAAUUAUUAUUUUAAUAUGUCCAUGAAUUUCCCAAAUUGAGUUAAAAAACCCCACAGAUUUUUCAAUGCUUUCAAUGGCUGAACACAAUGUUCUUAGAUUUUUGUUUUGUUCUCCAAUAACAUUUAUCAAAUAUAAACCCAAUACUAUUGACAAAUAUAUCAGAGACAAAAUAUUUGUUUUCCAAGGUCAAAAAAAAAAAAAGAUAGUGAGACGUACAUCCUGGAGGUCAACUGAUGUGAAGCCAACUAAGCAGUUCCAAAGUCAAACUGCAGUUCUGUGAAAGACUUGUGAAUCUCACAGGCUUCCUUUAAAUAAACUGCAAAGCCUUACACUUGUAGUAAAAUAAUAACAAAGUUACAAAAUUUAGGCAAGAAUACCUUUGUAAUUUGAUUGUUAAAAAAAAAAAAAAAAAAAGGUUUAAACAGAGAAUCACUGUGAAUUAAUAUUUAUAUUGCAUCGUACUCAUGGAACUUGUUUAUUUCAAUUAACAUUAUGUGUACACCACAGCAGACCUCAUUCCAUGCUUCAGUAUAUCAUUUAUCAUUAUCGUACGAACAUAGAUUUCCCAACGAGCUCAUUCAAGGAUAAGUGGGAGGGGGAGUUUUUUUUAAUCUGUUUAUUAAAUUUCCCUCCUCCCACUUUUGCAUUAUUUUAUAUUUGUGCCCACAUCAUCAUCCUUAAAGUGAACCUGCAGUGAAAAAUGUCACUUACCCUAAAUCGUUCCAAUAUAUAUUUAAUACCCUAUAUGUCUCAAAGAUACGUCAUGUUUUCAAUGAAAAAUAUAAAGGUUUACUCACUUCUGGGCUGUCCUCCACCCCUCCAGGACUCUUCUUUGAUUUGUCCUGCUUGGGACACAUCCCCAAAUAGGGCAAAUCAAUGAUGUCAGCACGCUGGCUUUGUUGCCAGUGUGCUGGCAUCAGACCAGAGUGACGUCACAUCACUCUGUUCCUAUACGCCUUUGCCAGCAAUAAAAGCGCUGGCUAGGGUGUGCGCUGUGGUUGCUAUGGGUGGAGAGCAGAGGCACCUCCUGUGGGAGGUCUUUUCUUUUCUAGUCAAUGCCUCGGUGCCUGAGACAUUGACUGACAGCUGGGAGAAAAGACUAUUUUUAAAAAUGUUUUUCUCCUAAUCUAUACCUUUUCUAAACUGUUUGCAAAAUGUAUAGAUAAAAUCUUAUGUUUAAUCUAACGGGCAUGGCAGGUCCCCUGUAAAUUGAAAGGAUGGAGACAACCUUCUAUUAUAGAUCACUUUGAAAUGUUGCUCAAUACAAGCCGCACUGUUUAGGUGAAAAAUAAUAAAAAAAAAAAAUUAAAAAAAAGCUGAGCCAUUGUUGAAGCCAAAUGAGUGAUAUCACAAGGUUAGGAGAAAGCUGUUAAAAGAAGAAGAAGAAAAAUAAUAAAAAAAAAAAAAUCCACUUAGAAGGUGAACAAAGAUGGCACACACAUGAUAUGCAAACUAAGUAGCAUAACAUUUUCUUUUUAGUAGAGAAACUAACUUACUUUCUUUUAAUUAGAUUUGCACUUUAAUGCUCAUUUUAUCUUGGAACAUUUGUUGAUGUCUAGGCAUCUUAAAACGUUUAAUUUUAAUUUAUAUCAUUUUAGACUGUUGAGAAAAAUGCACUUAACUCUGUGUUUUAUAUUUAUUUUCAUAAGUGAUAUUUCUUGCAAUCCUUGCUUCUUGUCACAGGGUGAAGGAAUGUUACCAUAUUUUGGUAAUUUUCGACUUCUUGCUGAAUUCUCCACUCCUUUUGUUAAUCAAAGGUAGUUAUACGUAUUCAUGAGACAAAUGCAUGAUUUUAUUGUGCAUGUGUAGUAAAUGUGUUCUUGCUAAAUUGUCCGUUGUCUUUGUGAAUGAAAGGUAAUUAUACAAAUUCAUAAGAUGAAUGCAUGAUUUUUUUCUACGUAUCAUGUAGGCAAAUUGUUUAACAAAAUGUAUGCUAAGAAUACAAGGAAUAAGUAAAAUAUAUAUGAGCCGUGAGCCCUCCUGUGUGCUUUCUUGGCAAACCACAGUUAAAAUAACGGUGGGACACUCAGAGGUCUUAUUGAGUUAGCCAGUUCUCUCUUGGUUUGAACAGCCAUUGAAUCCUUAACUGGUAUUUCUAUCAAGAUCAUGUAUACAGUAACGUAAAAUAUGUAUAUAAAUCUGGUAAAAGACAUAUGAAGUACAGAGGAAGAUAAAGCAUGCAGAUUCACAUGGAAGCAGCUAAUAUUUGAAAGCAUUCAUAUCGAUAAGCACUGUGUUGGUUAAUUACGUAAAGCAUGGCUUAAUUUUUUUUUCUGCUGGUCUGCUAUUUAGCCCUGUGUUUAUUUUGUCUGUCAAAUAGUUAUAUCAGUGGUUCUUUUAGACAUUUUAAUUUAUUAGCACCUUGAUGGUGAGCUUUGUGGAUUUGCAAGAUUCCUUUUAGCCUUUGCACGUGCUUUUACUGCUUGAUUGGAAUUUGGAGCCAUGGACAGACCACAUAUAACACAUAACUAAAUGAAUGUGAAUACUUCUGAUCUUUUUUUGUAAGUAGACAUUUCUAGAUGGCAGAAUUAUUAAAAUAUUGUGUUUAGAGUUUAUUAUUCCAUUUUAUUUACUUUAUAUGAAUGGUGGUUUGUCCAAUCUAGUAUGUCUGUUAGGGAAUUUCAGACUGUCUUUCUGUCCAGCAAGUAUGCAUCUCAAGCUUUCUUGAAUACCUUUACUGUGUUAAGCCUUUAUAAUUAGACUGGACGAUAAUUUCUGGUGUUCAAUACACUUUCUGUGAUGUAAGAAUCUAGUAGCUAUACCGCUUAAGACAUUAGUCCCUAACACCUUAUGUUUCACAUAGACCUAAAGAUACAGAGUACUACUAAUUGCUUUUGGAUUAUGUACAAUGAAUUCCAUAUGAUAGAACAGUCAAAAAAAAGGAAUUAAGCAAGGGUUCUAAAUUUUGAAGUUACCUAUUAAAUAAGUCUGAAAAUACAGUCAUGUGUGGGUAUGUUAUGAAUAUAUUGUAGGUUGAGAAUGGUAUUUUAAAAUGUAUACAUGCAGUAAAGUAACCUACAAAAAUGAAUGUGCCAAAGCUUAUUCAUUACAGGUCAGGAACCCAGUCUUGGCAAAUCUUGACGAAUGUCUAGGUGCCCUCUACCUUUUAUGUGAAGUUGAUUUCCAUUAUUAUUAAAGCUUAUCGUUUAAACUCAAUGUAUUUUGAAAUUUUCAGGUGGUUCUUAGAGGUUCUAGGAUACCCCAAACACACGCUACCUAACAUGCUUAAUGGUAUCAUGAUGACAAUCGUCUUCUUUAUAGUAAGAAUAGCCGUUAUACCCAUCUACUACAGCCGCGUCUUUUCCACUUUUGGCACAGAAGCUUUUCACAGACUAGGACUUGGGGCACAGUGCGCUUGGAUCAUUUCAAGUGUUUCUCUGGACAUUAUGAAUGUCAUGUGGAUGAUCAGAAUUACCAAGGGGUGCAUCAAAGUUCUCUACCACAGUGAUGGGAUAUUGAACAAAACUCAGAAAAAUGGAAAACUUGAAUAGAAGGAACAUAUUUAUAAUGUCUUCCAACCAGCAACUGUUGGGGACUGACCCGUAAUCUGCAUGUCUUAUUUUCCACCUUCCAUCAGAUGCAUUUUUAGAGAUUUGAAUAGCGGGGGCGAACAAUUGGUAUGGUUCUCAAAUAAUAAAAUAUGUCCAUUAUAAUAUGUUUGUAUGUUUAUAACCGCCUGCACACUAACCACAGAUGCACUAAAUUCCAAAGACCUAAUUAUUAUUUUUCUCACAAAUAAAUUAUAAUUGGGGUUUUAAUAAAAAAGGUCUAUAUAAGGCAUGACGAAAGCAAUAUUUCCAUUUUAUAAGAGAGGUUUAACCCCUUAAGGACACAUGACGGAAAUAUUCCGUCAUGAUUCCUUUUAAUUAUUAUUAUUAAUAUUAUUAUUAUGAUAUUUAUAGCGCGCCGUCAAAUUCCGCAGCGCUUUACAAUGGGUGGACGAACAGACAUGUAGUUGUAACCAGACAAGUUGGACACACAGGAACAGAGGGGUUGAGGGCCCUGCUCAAUGAGUUUACAUGCUAGAGGGAGUGGGGUAAAAUGACACAAAAAGGUAAGGAUGGUAUCAGACUAAUGACAGUUGCAGAAUAGGAAUCAGAAUUUUAUUUCUGAAGUUGUGUCCUUAAGGGGUUAAAGAGUCCAGAAGUGUGAAUUCAGCAGGUGAUGCCUGUUGAUUACCCCUGUCAGACACAUAUGAUAAAUGGUGAGGUCCUUCUGAUGACCAUUUUAAGAGCCUGGUUUUAAUGGAGGACGGCUGUUAUCAAUGAUCACUUUAUUCAGGUUAUAUGUGAAAUAGGUCAAUCACUGUUCAGCGUCAGGAUGUGACGGGCAAUAACUGCAGGUAUUUAACUGUGAUAUAUUGUGUUGUUUUUUUUUUCUUCUAUUGUCAUACACUUAGGUUCGAUAAGAAACCUUUACAUUCCCAUGUCUUCUUGGCUAACAAAUUUAUAUUGCCUUGAAUUGAUCUGUAGACGUAACAUGAGACUGGAAAAAUCGCCAAUGACUUUCAACAUGGGCCAGUAAAAAUACUAUUCUCAUCGCCAAAAAUGCAUGAUCCACUCCAAAGGAAAUUAGCAAUGAUGGAUCUUUUAUUUUAGAGAAUCCUAUAAAUCUCCGCGUAUAUAUCUUCGCAUCAAAGUACAUAUACCUCCAAGGGGAUUUUGUUACUCCUGAAUAUUUAAAGUUGCAAGGGAAGGGAAGUUGGUGGUAAACUGCUAGGUAGCAACGUUAAUUACUAAUUGUUAUUAAUUCAUUUGGAACUAUUACAUUCUCUGGGAAUAAAUGGAAAUAAAUGAAUAAAAAAGGCACCUUCAAUGAGCAAGUUCCAUACCUGUGUGUUACUAGCAGGUAGAUAAUAUAUUCUUCACUCAGGAUUUUUUUAUAGUGCUAAUUUUAUAAAUCUAUGUAUGCUUUGAGAAUCUGUAUUGUUUAAAAUGUUUUGUUGGUGUUGAAAAAAAAAAAACAACAAAAAACAAACAAAAAAAACAACAACCAAUCUUGGCAUGCUUAGUCAUUAUUUCAAUCAACUAAAAAAAUAUUGGUUUACUUUUUCGAUUGAACCUUUAGUUCGAUUAUGUGAGUGAGCCAUAUAUUUUUUUUUUCAUUACUUUACUUGUAGUAUUUAAAUUUCUUCAUGCAUGAGCCAAGUACUUUAGGAAUUUUGUUUUAUUAUGUCAUCAAAUGACAUUCCGUAAACUUUGAGGUUUAUUCCCUUAGGUAGGAAUUGUGGAGAAUUGUCAAAGGCAUUGCAAAAUAUAGACAAAAAUAGAUUAGGAAAAGUGUCCGUUGCAACUGUUUUUUUUUCCAGUUCAGCCUAAAAUUUGCAUUUCACCAUCAAUUAGGUGGAUACAUCCCACUAGGAUGUGAUGUGACUUGACCAAUGUGUAACUAAUACGUAGGUAAAAAUAAAUGAGCCUGAGAUUUAUGUCCAACACAAAUAUUUGGAUCACAAGCAUACAACUCUGUUGAAGAACUACCACAGCUGCGUGUUGGGUGAAUAAACCUCUUUAUUGUAUUUUUUUUCCAUUGCGUUGCACUUUGACAAAAACUAAAAUGUUUGUAAACAAAAAUGGAGUUAUUCAUGAAUUGUUUCCUUUCGAUAGGAGGGCAAUAACUGAAAAAAAAAAAGAAGUUUUAUUUUCGUAAAUCUCUUAAUGUCCAAUAACCGUUUAUUGAAGGAAAUGCAACAUGGCAUUUAAAGGAUUAAAUGUAAUUUUUUUUGUCUGUGUGUUGGUGUACCACAUCUGGGCAGCUCCAAGGUCUGUAUUUGAGUUUCGCCCAUUUCAAGUUUACUAUGCUAUUUUGAAUAAGAAAUGCAAUAAAAGUUGAACUCUUGACUGGCCUCACUUGUAUUCUGUUGAAAUUCUAAUAUCCUGAGCUUUUAUGUAUUUCCAGGUAAUUUUGUGAUUAGCUCUAAAAUAUUGACUCCGCGAUAUAUAUAUAUAUAUCAGGUCUACUCUCACUUAAUUUCAAGAUCAAUUGCUCCUGUAUAUAUCCUUUGGAUUAUGGACUUGUGUAUAGAGAAAUGUUACCUGACUUUCUCUAUUGUCUAUCCAACAGGCACCUUCCAACAAUAAUAUCUAAGGAGAUAUAAAACAAAUAUAGGUUUACAGGUGAAAAAAAUAAAUCCAUGAUAAUUUUUUUCCUUGUCAUUUGAUGUACAAAUAUAUCUCCUUGUGAUAUAAUUACAAGAGGAAACAUUUAAAGGGCACCUGUCAUGGCUCAAACUAUUUUUACAAUUUUUCUUUUUUAAACCAUCAUAUUUCAUCCCCAACUGUUUUGAUAGGAAAUGUAUAGAUUUGGAGAAAAAAACUAUUUAAAAACUGGUCUUUUUCCUAGCUGUCAAUGAACUAUUUGGCAAAAACUUAAUGCCAAAUAAUUGAAUGACCGGAAUAACAGAAGAGACCUUCCACAAGUGGUCCUUCUGCACUCCAUGUAUUGCAACCACAGCAUGUGUGCUGUAGCUGCUAAGGAAACUUCCUAGCGACACUAGAGGGUUCUAGUUCUCUACUAAACAUAAGUUUGAUUAUAUGUACAGGUGCAAGAAAAAAUAUGUGAACCCUUUGGAAUGAAAUGAAUUUCUGCACAAAUUGGUCAUAAAAUGUGAUCUGAUCAUCAUCUAAGUCACAACAAUAGACAAUCACAGUCUGCUUAAACUAAUAACACACAAAGAAUGAAAUGUUGCCAUGUUUUUAUUGAACACACCAUGUAAACAUUCACAGUGCAGGUGGAAAAAGCAUGUGAACCCCAAGACUAAUGACAUCUCCAAGAACUAAUUGGAGUGAGAUGUCAGCCAACUGGAGUCCAAUCAAUGAGAUAAGAUUGGAGGUGUUGGUUACAGCUGCCCUGCCCUAUAAAAAACACACACCAGUUCUGGGUUUGCUUUUCACAAGAAGCAUUGCAUGAUGUGAAUGAUGCCUCGCACAAAAGAGCUCUCAGAAGACCUACGAUUAAGAAUUGUUGACUUGCAUAAAGCUGGAAAGGGUUAUAAAAGUAUCUCCAAAAGCCUUGCUGUUCAUCAGUCCACUGUAAGACAAAUUGUCUAUAAAUGGAGAAAGUUCAGCACUGCUGCUACUCUCCCUAGGAGUGGCUGUCCUGUAAAGAUGACUGCAAGAGCACAGCGCAGACUGCUCAAUGAGGUGAAGAAGAAUCCUAGAGUGUCAGCUAAAGAUUUACAAAAGUCACUGGCAAAUGCUAACAUCCCUGUUAGCGAAUCUACAAUACGUAAAACACUAAACAAGAAUGGAUUUCCUGGGAGGAUACCACAGAGGAAGACACUGCUGUCCAAACAAAACAUUGCUGCACGUUUACAGUUUGCACAAGAGCACCUGGAUGUUCCACAGCAGUACUGGCAAAAUAUUCUGUGGACAGAUGAAACCAAAGUUGAGUUGUUUGGAAGAAACACACAACAAUAUGUGUGGCGAAAAAAAGGCACAGCACACCAACAUCAAAAUCUCAUCCCAACUGUGAAGUAUGGUGGUGGGGGCAUCAUGGUUUGGGGCUGCUUUGCUGCGUCAGGGCCUGGACGGAUUGCUAUCAUCGAAGGAAAAAUGAAUUCCCAAGUUUAUCAAGACAUUUUGCAGGAGAACUUAAUGCCAUCUGUCUACCAGCUGAAGCUCAACAGAAGAUGGGUGUUGCAACAGGACAAUGACCCAAAGCAUAGAAGUAAAUCAACAACAGAAUGGCUUAAACAGAAGAAAAUACGCCUUCUGAAGUGGCCCAGUCAGAGUCCUGACCUCAACCCGAUUGAGAUGCUGUGGCAUGACCUCAAGAAAGCGAUUCACACCAGACAUCCCAAGAAUAUUGCUGAACUGAAACAGUUCUGUAAAGAGGAAUGGUCAAGAAUUACUCCUGACCGUUGUGCACGUCUGAUCUGCAACUACAGGAAACGUUUGGUUGAAGUUAUUGCUGCCAAAGGAGGUUCAACCAGUUAUUAAAUCCAAGGGUUCACAUACUUUUUCCACCUGCACUGUGAAUGUUUACAUGGUGUGUUCAAUAAAAACAUGGCAACAUUUCAUUCUUUGUGUGUUAUUAGUUUAAGCAGACUGUGAUUGUCUGUUGUUGUGACUUAGAUGAUGAUCAGAUCACAUUUUAUGACCAAUUUGUGCAGAAAUCCAUAUCAUUCCAAAGGGUUCACAUACUUUUUCUUGCAACUGUAUAUUUUCUGUAGCACAAGUUUAUGAAGGAAAAAAGUAUAAAGCAAGUGAAGAUUACAUUCCUAAAUCUUGUACAUCUGUGGAUUUCCUAUUGUUCCUAUUGCAGAGAGAGUUCCAUAUACCAUACUUCCUAAUGCUUUUUUUUUCAUUGUUAGAGUGACACCUAGUGGUAUACAGUCCAUAAUACAAAACCUAAAUACCCCUUAUGUAUGCCAAGUUUUGAACUGUUCCUAAUAUGGUUGUUGGGUAAGAAUUAUUAAACUUUAAUAUACGUAGGGAAAUUAAAGGUGCAGUAUGUAUUCAAAGCCAAACCCCUACAUUGGGCAAAUGUAUUCCUAUAAGUUGCAUUUGGGUUUAAUUUAAUGUCGACUGUCUUUGCAGCCAUGUGACUAAUAGAUAUAGUGUUAAUUAUGCCUUUGCCAACAUAAAUCCAAUAUACAAUUACAUGAUUAUUUAAUAAAGUGAGAAUUCAAAGUGAAUUUCAAAUUAAAGAGUUUCUCUAAGCACUGUGACCACUUCAGCGAUUUAAAGUGGUUUUCGUGCCUGGAGUGUGUAUGUGUUUUUUCACUUUGAAAUCCAUCAUUUUAGCACUUAUUAAAAGUAUUGUUAAACAAUUUCUGGCAAUAGAUCAAAAGGUUCAAAUUAUGAUUGUGUCCACUUUGUUUGAAUUAAAGCUGUUAAACAAAAACAAACCUUUUCAAAAGAAAACUGUAAAAAUCUGCAGUGGAAGAAAGUGAAAAAUUGGCUAAAAUCCAAAUAAUUUAAUCAGAGUUUAAGACUAUGUUUCUAAUUAUUUUUAAGUUUGUAGAUUGGUAUAACGCAGUCUUGAAUAUGGAAAGAUAAUGAUAAGUCUUUUAAAACACCAUGCUGGUAUCACAAAUACAGUGCCCUUCAAAUUACUGUGUGUUGUUGUUAUGAUGCCAGGAAUACCCAAGCUCACCUCCUAGUAUUGUGGCAAACCGUGUACUCUCUUACCUGGGACUCUGCCAGGAACUGAGAGCCCUCUGUGGCCAGAUGCUGAUCCUACCAGCCUUUCACAAGAGCAUCAGCUAACAAAUAACAGCCAGUUAAUGCAACUGUGCUUAGAAUAUGCACAGAAUUGACAUUAGCCUGCCCAGAACUCAGGCUAAUGAUGUCCCAAUGACACUGCUGGAGGUGGAGUUACAUGUCUGGUAGGAAAUGGGUUCAAUUCUGUGUGUGUAGUAUUUCAGAGUGAAAAGGCUCCAGGCACCAGAAUACUGAUAUCAUGUUGCUUGGAGUAAUCAUUUUAACCCCUUAAGGACACAUGACGUGUGACAUGUCAUGAUUCCCUUUUAUUCCAGAAGUUUGGUCCUUAAGGGGUUAAAUCUCUUGAGAAAGACAACAGACUUUUUUGUGUUAAUACGUUUUUUAUUUGGAGUGCAUAAUAAAAUCAAACAUAUUACACGCGCAAAGACUUGUGUUUGCCUGCACAAAGGCAUAGCAGGUCAACAAAAGAUUACAUCACAGUAGUGAACUUUCACAGGGGUGCAUGGUGACCUAAAAUGAACGAUUAGGUGUUUGAUCUAGCGUCUUUGGACGCCAAACAACUGUGUAUGACAGAGGUAUAGGAAGCGAUUGAGAGGCAUAGGAAGCGAUUGAACAAUAAAAAUGAUAAGGCAGGUAGAUUAUGCAUGUGCUAGGCCCAAUAGGACGCCUGACCCUGGUCUAACUCCCACACCUGCCCAUGCCUCCCCCCCUACAGUCCCUUCAGCACAGUGGGCACUCAGGUGCCUAGAGUCCCCAUGACCCCCCUCAAAGUCUGCAGAUCCAGUGCCCCCUGCACCUUACCAGCACUGGCAAAGUUCUGCAAGGUUUGGCCAGAUGCCUCCGCAUGUCUCACCCAUCAUCACCCACAUGCGAGACAAGAAGGAUGCCACCGGUCCGCAGGAGGCCAGCACCACCUUGUUUCACCAGGUUCAUAACGGUGGUGACAUCUCUCUCCAGGUUCCCACAAGCAACCUAGAUGCCGAGGACCCAGACUCUCUGGCUCUUGCCACUCAUGCGCAUUUGGAUCUGACGUUGGCAGAGGGUGGAGAGUUCACCACCACAGAGGGAGCCCAGUGCUGGAGAAAGGUAAGUGGCUGAAGGGGUUUUAACCCCUUCAGCCCAGCGGGAGGAGGGCCCUGAGGGUGGGGGGAACCUAAUGACCCUAUAGUGCCAGGAAAACAAGUUCGUUUUCCUGGCACUAUAGAGGUCCUUUAAUAUAAGUAAUAUUUUAUUUUUUUCACUUCCCCCUUCUAGCUCCAUCUUAUGAACUGUUUGCUUGUGUGUUUUUUUUUCUCUUCCCCCUCACUCUGUGAUCUUCACACAAAAAUAUUUACAACCCUCUGCAAUAAUGGUGUCUAUUUUCUAUCAAACCAUGUUGUCUUAUCUGGGUCCCAAAUCGUCUGUGGUGGCGUGGAGGCCUUUAAUUAAUAGAACAAUUCCAGGAAACAGGAGCAGGAAAAGUAAAUGAAAAUUGCAGUCAGGCAGCUGGCAGAAGUAGUCGAUCAAUCUGGAGUUAGGUCAGAAAGCAGGCGGGAGCAAUCGUCCAGGGAAUCAAGGAUGAGGAACCAGGAACAUAAGCUAGAAAUUAGGGCAAUAGGCAGGUAUAAAGCGAUAAGCAAAAUAACCAAGCACUCACUGGAAGGUGUGCUGGGUUUAAAUAGGUGGCUGGAAUCACAUGACCGGCCACCUCCUAACAGUAGGUAGAGCACACGGGUUAUAUUAAGAGGUCAGGGACUUGGCACCAUCUUGUUUUACACCAUGAUCUCUGACCUAUUCCUCCCCAUAUGGAUCUGCAGCUCUCUUCCUUCUCCCUGUGCAAAACGCCGGGUCCGCAUGGUGCCUGCCAUCUUGCCAUGACGACGUGCUCGCGACAGACCUAGGCGGUGAGAGGGAUAAAAUAAGCCACCGCAGACCCGAAAGGGGAGCCUUCAGGAGUGGUGAGAACUGUGAUUCUGCCGCGGGGGGCGGCACAGGCGCCCAGGGGCAGGUGAGUACCCGGCCGUGCCGUGACAUUUAGACUUGAGAAAGGAAGGUUCCUUCAUGUUGCAAGGAUCUGUACAUAAUUCCUAGAAGCUGAAAACAUCCCAGUUCUUGCAUGGCCAACAUACUCACCGGACAUGUCACCCAUUGUGCAUGUUUGGGAUGCUCAAGAUCGACCUAUACGCCAGCGUGUUUCAGCAACUUCGCACAGUCAUUGAAGAGGAGAGACCCAACAUUCCACAGGCCCCAAUCAACAACAUGAUCAACUCUAUGCGAAGGAGAUGUGUUGCACUGCGUGAGGCAAAUGGUGGUCACACCAGAUGCUGACUGGUUUUUGGACCCCCCUAGACCUCACAUUUUAGAGUGGCAUUUUAUUGUGGCCAGCCUAAGGCACACCUGUGCAAUAAUCAUGCUGUCUACUCAUCAUCUUGAUGUGCCACAUCUGUGAGGUGGAUGGAUUAUCUUGGCAAAGGUGAAUUGCUUACUAACAAAGAUUUAGACAGAUUUGUGAACAAUAUUUGAGAGAAAUAGGCCUUUUGUGUAGAUAGAAAAAGUCUUAGAUCUUUGAGUUCAGCUUAUGAAAAAUCGGGGCGAAGACAAAAGUGUUGCGUUUAUAAUUUUGUUCAGUGUAUAUACACACACGUACAUAUAUAUAUAUAUACACAUGCAGAUACACAUAUACACACACUGGCACACAUGCAGAUACAAACACUGACACAGAUAUAGACACGCAGAUACAAACAUUGACACACAUGCACAAACAAUGACAUAAAUACACAUAUAGACACAAACUCACAAAGACAUACAGAUAUAAACACUGACACAGAAACAAACACUGACAUAAAUGCAGAUGUACAGAUAUACAGACUGACCCAUAAGGUUGGACAGACACACAUAUACAAACAUGCAACACAUGCAGACACACACACACACACACACACACACUGACAUGCAUGCAGAUACAUAUACACAGAUGCAAUCACUGAUACAAAUACAGAUACAGACACACAGAUACAAACACUGCCACACAUGCAGAUUCACAGAUACAUAGCCACAAAUACACAGACACACUGUAUCUGUGUAUCAGUAUGUCUGCUUAUUUGCAUGUGUCAGUGUAUGUGUGUCUGUAUUUGUUUCAGUGAUUACAUCUGUAUAAAUGUAUCUGCAUGUGUGCCAAUGUUUUUAUCUGUGUGUCUGUGCAUAUGUAUGUGUGCCUAUGUGCCUGAAUGUGUGUUGGUGUGUCUGUGCAACUGCAUGUGUGUCAUGUGUAUCAAACACUGCCACACAUAAGGAUACAUAGACACAGAUGCAAAUACUGACACAUAUAGUUGCACAGACACACGGACACACAAGCAGAUACACAUUUUUGCGUACCCCCAGGGAAACUGUAUUGUACACCUGGGGGUAAGCAAACCACAGUUUGGGAACCCCUAACUAGAAUUGUACAGAAUUAGUGAACCCAGGACAUACUUGAAAACGAGAGAAAUCUCAAUGUAUCCAUCCUGGUAAAAUAUUUUAUAAAUAAAUAAAAAAGAAAUGUUCUGCUUUAUUCAUUAAGCUGGAAAUUGUUGUUGUUGCAGGAAUAGCAGGAAUAAGCCGCAGAAGCCACACACAGAGAAAUGGAAGCAGGUUCGUUCAGGAAGAAAAAGGUCUUUAUUGUUACCGAUCGGGUCUCAGAUGAACUCCUGUUCUAAAAAUAUCUGAGCCCAGAGCAUAGUUUGCACAGGCUAUUUAUUAACAAUAACUCCUCCUAUUCCUAGCUUCACUCACACAUACCCUUAGACCAAUCAGUGAACAGGAUAUUCAGGAUCACCACAUAUGUGCAGACCGUAUGACUCCUUUUAAGGAUAAAGGAAUGUGACUACAGUUGAUGCACAUGCUCAGUACAUUGAUGACAGUAUCUUAGCUACAUGUAACUAACUAACAGAUACAACAAACACCUGUACUUGUAUAUGCCACAUGGAGAUUUCAGGCCUACUAAAUUUUGAACCAUGUUGAAAUCCCAUCACAUUGUGAUUUAACUUCCAAUUAUAAAACUGAGCAAUAUAUGAUAACAGCUGAGUUGGAGACAUUUUCAAGAUCAGUUCUAUUUUCCUCAACUUUGCAACUCAAAAUUUUAAUUCAAAGUUCAGUAAAUGCAAUUAUAAAAUGACAAUUGUCAAGAAUUCAAUUUUUUUUUUUUUUUUUUAAAUAUUAGAUCAAAAUAUCCACACUGGAAACACAGUUUUCCAAUCCAGAUAUGUGGGUAUAAAUGUUUAAAUUCACUCUGCAUGCCUAUCAAUUCAUAUUUCAGUGGAUAACCCAUAGGUCAAAAAAAAGAAACCAAAAACCUCCUACAUCAAAGUGAGGCUUGGUACGUGCUGAACAAUAGAAAUAUACUUACCCUAACCUUGGUUAUGAGAACAUUAAGUUACACAGCCACAUAAACCAUGAGAGCCAAUCCAUGUUUUGGUUCAUGAGCUUUUACUGUUAUCUACUAGAAAAAACAACAACUGUUUAUUAAAUUACACCGCAUUAGCGAGGCCAGUGUUUACAACCUAAAACUAAUGAACUUGUGUCUCUAGCAUUUUGCACUCUAUGAUGUCACCACCGUGCGCGGCUUGCCGUCCAGAACGAGGCUUGACACGCUGCUCGUCCCCUAUGCUUGGUUUGUGGCGUCAGAGACGCGCGACUCCUCGUGCCAGCUUAGAGGUUGCCUGGUUUGAAGCCUGUGGCAGUCGGGAUUUGUCCCAUGUAAGUAGAUGGCUGUGAAGGAGACAUGUUGUUUUAUUUUUGGUAAUGUUUUGGUGUAUCUUGUUUGGAUAUUAACCUACAUACUGUAGGGAGUAUGAUAACCACCUCACUGCCAGUGACCUCUGGGAGAAUUGGCCAUGGCUUUUACUGUAGGGACUAAUUUAAUAGACUCAAAGUUAUUUACACUUAACUGUCAGUCACCAAGAUUAAUCUCUUCAUCUGCUGUGACAGCUGCUGCUUCAUAUAUAUUUUUAUAUUAAGCCUGAGUAUUAAAUGGUUUUUACUCAGCCAUGUAUGGUACAUUGCACAUUGUUUUGUUUAUGUUAUGGUUAAUUAAACUGUAGGUUUCCUGUCUGACCUUGGGUUGUUGUUUUUGUUGUUGUUGUGGAAAUGUCAGUUAUGUAUAAGACAUUAAUCUUGUGUAUGUAUAUAUUUACUUUGUUAAACUCAGGAAUGUAUAUAAAGUACAUUAAAUGUUUUUUUUAAUAAAAUAAAUGUCUUUGUGUGUAGACCCAUACAUACAUACACACACAUACAUACAUACAUACAUACAUACAUACAUACAUACAUACAUACACACAAAAAGCUGAACUUGGUGACUAUGAUGUGAAGAAAUUGAAACUCUUUCACCAAUUUUAUAACUGAGGUGGGCAAACGUCAGGCCCCUAGUCGGGUUACAUACAUAAUGAGAGUUAUGGCUCUGCAGAUGUGGGUCUACUUAUUGGCCACUUUUGAUAAAUCAUGUGGGUUUGUUGGUCUACUCUAUUGGGCCACUUCAAAUACACAAAAAAUACUUGAAAGGAAAGUGCUAGUGUAAGCAAACAUAAGCGUUGCUCAAAAAGAAGAGUGUCUGAAUUGUGACUUGUUAAGGAAAGUUAAGAUCAUUACUUCGCACUUUGUUUAAAAUGAUUUAUGUAUUUCCAAUUUAAAAGCAAUAUAAUUAGUAUUCCUGUAUGAAGUUAUUUCCUGACCUUUGUUAUUUCAGACCUUUGCUGCAAGUGUGUUCCAUAACUGUCAUUUAAUUAUUAUUUAUUAUUUGAUAGUGAACAGAUAUGGGUGCGUCAACAUCAGCUUCAACAACUCUGCCGAUCUCAACAGUACCAGAACAAACGAAAACUUCAUUAUCUCCACCACCAGGAUGCCCCAUGCAUCAAAAGGAUAUGUCAGGUACCAAUUAAUUUGGAAAUUAUGAAAAAAUGAUUUUCCUUAGCCUCAGUGUUUUGGUUGAUCAUUUAGUUUCUAUCUGCACUACAGAUUAUUGUAAAGAGUCAUACAUAAUAUGUUCAGCAAAUCUUGUACCAUAUUAGAGUGAUCAAUGAAUGCUUUGUUUGACGUGUUGUAUGCAAAUUGUUGUUUAUUUUUAAAGCAAUGAUAAUUGUUGGUUGUACAUCAGUGGGUAGCUUAAUUUUAGUGUACAUCUGACUAGCAGUGUAAAUUUAGUUUUAGUCCUAAUCUUUUGACUAAAAAGCCAUUUUAGUUUGUCGUAUUUUAGUCAUCUGUAUUGUUUUAGUUGGCUAAAUCUAAAAAAUUUAAGUAGACUAAAAUUUGACUAGAAUUGUUAGUCGACAAAAUUAACACUAGGUUGCAUGAGUCAUCUAAUUACAAGGCAUUAAAGUGAACUUGCCUUGGAAGAAAAUCGAGGUUUGCAGAUUUCUAACCAUCUGGCUUGACUCAUUUUAUACAAUUAUGUGUUUCUUCCAUUAAUAUUGUUAAAAAGAUCUUUUUUUCUUUUUUUUUUUUAGGGAUUCUAUAGUCACCAGAACAACUACAGCUUUAUGUAUUCUGUUUUUUAUAGUAUGUCCUUUAAGUACAGUUCAGAGAAAAGGCAGUGUUUACAUUGCUGCCUAGGGGAUACCUCUACUGGUAGUCACUCGGAUGCCCACUAGAGGUGCUUCUUGGGUCAGUGCUGCACAGUACGCAGCACUUCCUUGGUCAAUGAAUCUCUAUGAGGAGAUGCUGAUUGGGUGCACUGCAGUGUUUUGCCGUUAGCUUUCCAAUUCUUUCUUUUAGGAAAGCAUUGGAUUGGCUGAGAUCAUCAAAUUUGAUGGUCUCAACCAAGGUGAAUGGAUCCAACUGUGGCGGACCAGCGUGGCACUGGGAUAAAUGUUAAGUCUCCAACACUUUUUUUUUUGGGGGGGUCUUUGUGUAUAUAAAACUUAUGUUCUCUCUCUCCAUUUUCCAAUUGCUUGUCCAAAUUUGCUGCAAUAAAUCAUUCUGGCUGUUUCUCUCCUCUCUUCCACAUAGCCUGCUCCUUCUACUUCUUCUCCCUGCAGGCAUUGGUUUUCCUUUGACUGAAUUUGAGCAGGAGAGAUGCUUAGAGGGUUUUCCUGAUAAUUGACAAGCAGAGCACAGCUUUCUCAUCUGUGUGCCGUUUGCAUAGGUCCAGCUUAGACUGAACUGACUAAUAGGAGGAAAGGGCAUUUUUUAGCCUCUGAUUUUAGAUAAAUCUAGACAUUUUCUAGCAAUUCUGCUAGCACAAUGUACAGAUGAAAUUAAAUUCUCUAUCAUUCAUUUAAAGCAGGGCUUGACAAAUUUGUUUAUAUUAUAGGAGCCAGCUAAAAAAUUAGGAGCCAUUUUUUUAUUUUUAUUUUUUUUUGUUAAACUAACAAAGUUUACGAGAAAAAUGCAAUUCUUAAAGGGACACUAAAGUCACCAGAAUCGCUAAAGUUUAAUGUAGUUGUUCUGGUGUCUAUAGCCUCUCCCUGCAGGCUUCUCAAUGUAAGCCCUGCCUUUUCAGAGUGACUGCCACUUAGUUGACCACUAAAAUUCUAGGUCAGAGCUGCACAGUGUGCAGCACCCACGUUCAGCAUCUCCAAGCUCAACAUGGAGGUGCUGAAUGUUUUCAUUGAGAUGCAAUUAUUUAAUGCAUCUCUGAGGAGAGUGCUGAUUUGCACAGCGUAUUUUGCUGGGCAUGCACAAUAUGCUCCCAGUGUUUUCCUAUGGUAAAGAAUUGGCUUACAGGACCACUAUAGGCACUCAGAUCACGUCAGCUCAAUGAAGUGGUCUGGGUGCCAGAUCCCUCUAGUGUUAACCCUGCAGCUGAAAACAGUGAGGGUUAAUCCUGCCUCUAGUGACUGUCUCACUGCCAGCCGCUAUAAGCGCUUCUGUGCUUCUCACUGUGAAAAUCACAGUGAGAAGACGCUGGACGUCCAUAGGGAAGCAUUGAGAAAUGCUUUCCUAUGGACAGUCUGAUAGCGCGCUCUUGCCGCGCAUGCGCAUUCGGCGCUGACGUCUGCAGAGGGAGGAGAGUUCCCCAGCACCGAGGGAGCCUGCCGCUGAAGGGGUUUUAAUCCCUUCAGCCCAGCGGGAGUAAGACCCUGAGGGUGGGGGACCUAAAGACCCUAUAGUGGCACUAUAGUGGUCCUUUAACUGAGAUUAUUGAUUACAUCAGCCAUGGAGGUGGCAAAACUGGCACGGCGUGGGAAAAAAGGUGAGUAAAAACACCUUUCCUAUUCAAUUGGAGGGGGCAGAUACCUAUGACAGACAGACAGACAGAGACACACACUUUAAUUUAAAUUCACCCAGCCUCCCUACCUUUGGGAAAACAGAGUGGAUCUUUCCCUGGGGUCCAGUGUGCUGCUCUCUAAUCUUUCUGCACUUCCUCUCUGCUCCCCUGCACGCUCUCUGUAAUGAUACCGGGGCCGUAGUGACGUCAUAUUCCAGCUCCCGCCAUCACUAAACAGCGCCUCCAAGCUCCCCUCGGCGGCCAGCCAGCCAGCUUCAGUGUUUCCUGCACAGCUUAGCUAAAGGGCUGACAAAUCCCAGGCGCCAGGCCGAACAUUUUAGCCAACCUGGCGCUUAGGAUUUGUCGACCUCUGAUUUAAGGGAACACUAUAGGGUCAGGAACACAAACAUAUAUUCCUGAUCCUAUAGUGUUAAAAACACUAUCUAAAUAUUAAAUCAUUUGAAAAUAUUUUCCAAAAAUAUUAAAUGGCGACCAAAGUUGGUAUUAAAGCACAGGUUUUAGGCUUAUCAGGUCAUAUUCUUCACUCUGUAACUUUAUUUUGGUCAUUUUUCUAUACCAUGUUGUUAAAAUUCUAUACAUCUAAAUGCAUGGUGAUUUAAGAUAAAACCAUUAUAUGUAAAACCACGCAAAAUGAAUUGUAUCAGUACAAAUGCCCAGCGGCCUCCCCCCCUCCCCCCUUUUCUUUUUUUCUCCACAGUUUUCUACGCAUUCAUCUAUUCAGCUCUUUUAUCGCAUAAUUUAUUUUAAUGUGUUUAAAUUAGAAUUAUCCUUUUUAGAGAAAUACAGCUGACCGUAUUAAAUGGGAACUGUAGGUUCCCAGGUUUGGUUUUUGUAUAUGUAUUUGUGAGUUAUUGAAAAAUAGAAUUCACAAAUAAAUAUUUGCACCUCUUCAUCCUGCACCUGGGCAUCUUUAUUGUCUUCAUCUUUGCACCUGGCAGUCCGCGUGGAGAAAGCAUACAGAGAAAAUGAGAAAUCCCCUUUUAAUUUGCCAUGUGUGCUCUGGCUUUGCCUUGUCUGAACUAAGUCAUGAUGUAAUUUGCUAAAUCUUUAAAGGAACACUCCACACUAAAAUUUGUGGAAGGGGGGGAAGAAAAAAUAAUCACUGUUUUUUUUUUUUUUUUUUUUUCAUGAAUGUAUAUCUUAAAAUAGCUCAUGGGUUGAGAGUGUCAGAUGUUAAAGCCAAAAAGUAAUUUUCCUAUGAAGUGCCCCGCAUCAUAGUUAAUAUAGCAAGUAGGUUCUCGCAUUUGGUAUUUGUGGCUCAAUCCCAAACAAGGUAGUAAGUGUAGAGCAAUUGCUGCAUAGCAAGGGCAGUUUGCUUAAUUCAAUGCCUACAAAUGGCAUCUAGAUGCACGCUAAGCAGACUAUUCAAGCAAAUUCGGUACUUCGGUACUACGCUACAAUAAUCAGAAGGCUGCAGUAAAUGGGAUGUAUUUAUGUAAUUUGCCAGAAGAUGUCACUAUUUUCUCAGCAUGCAUGUUAUGUUGCAAUCGUAAAAUAGAAAAAGGAAAAAAAAACAAAGAAACGUAAUGACUGACUAAAAUCUAUUUCCCCAAUACCUAUCUUUUUUGUUUUUCUUCUUCUCUCUUCUCCCACCCCCUUUAUCAAAGGCAAGACUGUAUUGGCCUUCAAUGGUAAUUACAUAGGAUAAGUGAUUCCCUACACAGAGCUUGCCAACUGCAACCUGCCCAAGGGAUCAUGGAAAAUAAAUAGCCACAACUUGAACUGAGUCAAGUAGGGAUAAAACCACAUCACCGCCCAUAUUAAUUUGAAAGGGAAAAAAGUUUGUUCCCCUCCCCUCUUUCCUCUCACCCCCUCCCUCUCUACACACACCUUAAGAAACAAAAACACACAAAGUAAGAAGCAAGUUGUCAUGGUGUGAAGAGGACCCAGUCUGCCCUUGCACCUCCCAUUAAUGAAUGAGAUAUAUACCUUUUUACUUCUUUUAGCUUCUCAGCGGCACUUGAUCCGAUGCUUCCCCAUUGAAGCCUCAGGCAUUGAGAGGAUGUUCAGGGGAGAGUGACUGGGCGCCAUCGUCCAGACUUUGAGGUUAAACCGUUCAUUUCUGGAGAGAAGACUGUGUCUGGUACUCCCUUGCACUAUAGCAACUUAAUUGCAAUUAAGUUGUCAUGGUACCUGGAUUAUCCCUUUUAAUUUUGCAUACCAAGUUCCAUUGAUGUGUGUGUGUGUGUGUGUGUGUGUGUGUGUGUGUGUGUGUGUGUGUGUGUAUGUUUCCUAUAAAUACUCACAAGUGAUUGUUUUAAAAUUUGUAAUUUUUGUUUAGGUUAAAUAAAAGAAGAAAUUCUCUGAGUAGAAUAGCAUAAUUUUAGUGAUUAAUUAAGUAUAUCAAUGUUUGUUUCCUAGAAGAAACAAAAAUCUCUGAAAGAAAUUAACAUAGUAUGUUCACUUGCUGCAUGUUUCAAUUUUAACUGGGUCACAGUGCAUUAAAUGACCGUUAUAAGAGCAUAUUCAUCAAUACUCUCACCCAUUCCAGGCAUAUAUUUUUUUUAUUUUUUUUUACGAGGGCUUUUUGCUUACUGUUACUAUUUUCUUUGGAAUUUGUAAUGUUCAUGUUUUACUUACCAAGUCGUUGCUAUUAUAUCUUUUCCUUUUCCUAAUUGUUGCAGGAUGCCCAAUGAAUAAAGAAACCCCAGAAACUGCCGUUGCCGAUGCCAGCUGCUCUGGUCCAUCACAUCAGGAAAGGGCGUAUGAGUUUGUCGGGUGUCCAAUGAAAGUGCAAAACAAAGAUGACAUUGAUCCCAGCAAUAUGGUAAGGUGUUAACCUUGUGAAAUAAUUUCCCUUGUCUCAUAAACAGUUAUUGUUUGUUACUAAUUUAUAGCAUAUAAGGAAGAUGCUAGAAUGUUUUGCUAUUGCUUCACAGUGAAUAAAAUGCAAAUUGUACUAGUGAAAGUUGCUUGCAAAUGUAUAAAUUCAGAAUUUGUUUUUGGUUAGCUUACUUACAUGUGAUGCAGCUCAUGUACAUGUGAUAUAUACGGUUUAGCGGGGAUAAUCAAAUUUACAUAUUGUGUCUAAUGUGUCUGGCACAAUAUUUAAAGUGGUAAAAUAGAAACAUCUUUUAUUUUUAUAAAUGGGGUAGCACAAUAAAUGGCUAGCUUUUUCUUGGCUAUUCAGUUUGACACGUGCCUGUUCUACUUUAAAUAUGUACACUGGUCUCUAAAUAACAAUAUGCUUUUAGUAGAAAUUAAAUUGUUUGUUUGUCUGUGACGUAUUUUGGAAUUUUGCAUAUUACACUUGAUUAUUUCCAUCACUAAUAAUGAAUGAUUUUUUUUUUUUUAAAUAAUUGUAUCAGCUACUGCAGUAUGAUAAAGUCUUUACUAAUCAGGGCAUAAAAAUUAAUAUUUUUUUUUUUUUUUGAGAGCGUAUCUUACUAUAAUUAAAUUAUCUUUCCGUUUGCCGUAGAUGAUGCCACAAACAUUUAAUGUCUAUCGGUUAAUUGUUUGCAUAUGAACUCUGUAAAUGUGUAAACAACUGCUCCAAGCAGAUUUUUCACAUUAUUAGUACAUUGAUUAGUAACAAGUUUACUUGGAGUCUAUGAGUUUUAACAAAGUACUGGUACAUACCUGUUCAUAAAAAUACAGUGUGGGACAUUUAUCAAAGUUUUGGGGAAGUCGUUAAGAAUCUGUUCCACUUUAUCAAGCAACUAUUCAAAUAUUUUGGAUUAUAUUAAAACCUAAAAAAAUAGAACACUUUUUAUGUGAACAAGAAUAAGGUUAAAUGUUAAUUAAUGGAAUAUGGUAUCUAAACCAUAACACACCAGGAAAAUAAGAUGGAAAACAUGUAAAUGUAGCAGUAGAAAAAGGCAGAAUUGAUAAUUUUGCCAAAAAAGUCACAUAAAGGGAGCAGAUAUUUGUGUGACACUGUAAUAGACCCCCAUUCUGGCCAGUAUCUUUAGAAGGUGGAUAGAGUGGGUGUAGGCCUGUGAGAAUAGAUCACUGCGAGGUCCUACUUGGGGCCUUGUUUAUCAUCCUGAUAGUAUCUUGGCUACCCACGGGAGAAUAUACUGCACUGGGGGCACACUAUCCAUUUUCCUUCUUUGGUCCUCAACUGGUAGCAUAUAUUCGAGACUUGGGCAGGCCUGCUGUAGUGGUAAAGAAAUAUAACAGAACUGCUAUCGACAGACUUCAGGUAUGGUGUGCUACUGGUUAAUUAAAGGCUUACUCCAAGCCCAAUGACCAAAUUUAGUGACUUGAAGUGGUCAUGGUGCUUGGACUGUGUUAUUAAUUAAUUAAUUUAUUUAUUUUUUCCUCUGAUAAUUUUCUUAAAUUUGUAUAAUGUUUUCCAUUUUAGAUGCCUCCUCCGAAUCAGUGUCCAGCUCCAGAUCAACCAUUCCCUCUUGGUUUGAACCGUGAAGAAUCCACCAUUCCGCGUGCUGACAGUGAUAAAAAAUGGGUUUAUCCUUCUGAACAAAUGUUCUGGAAUGCAAUGCUAAGGAAGGGGUAAGUGCCAUAGUUCUGUAAAACUAGUAUGUGGGCUUGUGUGUAUGUCUGCAUCCUGAUCUAUAAUCUGCUUUGUUAGUGAAUUGACCAUGCUGGCAUAUUGUAUGCAAGGCUCUUUGUCAGAUGUUCUAUUGGUGGAUGUCAGGAUACUCGAAUCAUUCCAAUUUAUUAUAUGAUUAAUUAUUCCUGCACGGAGAGAGGGCAUAACACUAGCAUUGUAAGUAUAGUGUAAUGCUUACGCUGAUUGGGGAAAACCCUUCUAAACAGUUUCUUUUAGGUUGCGCAUUGGGCCCACAAGUAGUUCACUUUAAUCCCUAUAUUGAUAGAAAAAAGUAUACUGUCAAUUUUGCAAUGUGAGCGUUUUCCGUUGUGUUUUGAAACUUUUCCGUUUCAAAAUGUACAGUUGCAUAGUUAGGGCUGUGUACUUAACUUUUUAAUCUGUGCGCAUGUUUAGUUACUUUUAAAUAUAAUGGAAACUUAAAGGGCAAUUGACACAUCUGAGGUUUAUGCACAGUCUGAUAGCAUAGUUCAUUUAAAAAAAAAUGUAUUUCUCUAAUUUGCGAUGUAUACCUGGAGGUCUUGGCCCAGCCAAAGCAUAGCACUCAAUAUAACUUAACACCCAGAGAAACAAAUGCGUUCGGAAAUCUGUGUGUGUGGCACAAUGGGAGGAAUUGUGCAUGCACAAUUACAGCAUUUAUCUGCAGAUGCACAGGACAUCACUGGGUGAUAACUUCACUCUGAACACACGUGCUGCGGAGGUAUAUGGGUUUAGUAGUUGUUUUUUUAGUUUUAGUUUUUGUUGUUUUGUUUUAUAAUGCUUCCACUGCACCACUUGUCUCAGUAAGCACUUGAAUGGCUUUUAUGGAGAAUUAGGCAAUGCUUAACAGCCCUUCCAAUGAAGUGACCUUUCCCCUGUAGGUUUUCUGUUUCUGUUAAAGACGCUGUAAUGAUUGUCUGUGAUCAUGCAGAUGGGAUACAGUACAUCUGUCUAUAGAUCCACCCCAUGCAGGCAUCUGCCCAUUUAACCCAUGCAAGACCAACAGCAUAUUAAGGAAAAAAGUAAGUUAACCAUUAUCUUUAGGAAAACAGUAAAUGGCCUUUAUGUACCUAUGUAUAUUGAUCCACCGAAUUGAAUGUCAUGAUGAGUUGACUGUUGCAUAACUUAAUUACCCUUAAUUCUGAAAUUGCAUCACCGUAGUACAAUAAACAGAUGAGUAGUGAAUAAUAACUUUGAAGAAAUAAAAUAAUGUAAAUCGCCACCUUUACUUUGUGUCUAAACAUCAGGUGGAAAUGGAAGGAAGAAGAUGUUAACCCAAAGGACAUGGAAAAUAUUAUUAAAAUUCACAACAAGAAUAAUGAGCAGGCGUGGUCCGAAAUCCUGAAGUGGGAGGCCCUUCACGCAACGUAAGUUCUGUGCGCGUAAGUUCUGUGUAGACAUUGUAUCAUAUAUAUGUGUCUAUAUACAAUACAUGUCCUAUAAAGACAUUAAAGGAACACUGCAGACACACAAAGCUCUUCAGCUUCAACGAGAAGCCUCUGAUCGGAUUAUUCUCCAGCACAGACUGAAAGCCCCUGUUUAGCAAAGAAAGGAGGGUUUGCAGAUAGUGUGUGUAAUUACAUUUUCUUUUUGUGUUUGUUCCAAUUUGAAUGUUAGACCUAUUCUCCUUAACUCCGAUUUUGUAUGUAUUCCUGCAUGGACCAUUAUAUAAAUAUAUCCUUUGCUUUCAACUCUGUUCUGACAAUUUGUAUCUCUCUGCAUAUUUAGGGAAUGCCCUUGUGGCCCCACUCUAGCUCGCUUUGGAGGCAAAGCAAAGGAGUAUUCUCCUAGAGCACGUAUCCGCUCCUGGAUGGGGUAUGUAUUUACUUUUAGCUCACACGUUCUGUAUUUAAUUAUUCCUUAUUUUAUUGUAAAUUCCCUGUCUUGAACUUCCUUAGGUAUGAACUCCCGUUUGAUCGCCAUGACUGGAUUGUAGAUCGCUGCGGGAAAGAAGUCCGAUAUGUUAUUGAUUACUAUGAUGGCGGCGAAGUAGAUAAAAACUAUCAGUUCUCCAUUUUAGAUGUCCGCCCUGCUUUUGACUCUAUGGGGGCUGUUUGGGAUCGAAUGAAAGUAGCAUGGUGGCGCUGGACAUCUUAAACUGUUCAAUGAAAGGGCCAACAUUACUAAAACGUGAAUUGAGUUGAUGAGUUACUUUUGUUACAAGUGCUAACCAAUUCAGGCAUAGAGCUAUCCUCUAAGGGGCAAAUUCACUGCAUUAGGGAAAGCCAAAUCUAAUUCUGACUGUUUUGGAACUACUACUCUCAUAAAUCUCUACCACCUACUAGCAACUGUCUGGUGGACGUUCAUGUGAGUUGUAGUUCUGUGAAGCUGGUGGAAUGCAUUUAAUUAUUUCGGCACUAAAGUGUGAUAUGUUUUCUCUUCGUUAAGAGAAACCUGAUUUCAUUAUUUAUUGAAUGUACAUUAAAGCUAAUGAGACCUCACACACACAAACCUAAGGGAUUCGUUAGGGACGGUCAGUCAAAAUGUAGAAAUACAACAGCAAUGAUGCUUUGCCAGCCUUAGCAGGGAUUGUUAUACACAGGUAGGGGUGUCUUUUUGUCUAAUCCUGGGUUUGACAACUUUGGAUAUGUCUGUAAUAUAAAGAGCUUUCACCAAAUGAUCACAGCUUAAUGCAUCUCUCCCUUGGAGUAUGCAGCCCAAUUUCACCAUUUAUUUAGAAAAAGCCCACGGAUUAAAAGAAAAUACAAACUGGAAAAUCCCAAGUGUGAAUGUGAAACUAUUUAUUAUUUUAAGAUUGUGCUUUCUGAACCAUUUAUUAAAUUAGUAACCCACUCUUAGACGAAGGCAAAGUUUAUAUUUCUGGUUUAUGGUGGGUAGGAGUCAAAUUAGGCUUUCAUUUCUAGUUAGGGAGAUAUUUUCAAUAAAAAAAAUGUACCAAUAUAUAUUCUGAACUACUAUAUAGCUGAGGGCUGCUGUAUGCACGUUAAAUACAUAAAUAAACUUCUUUUUAAUGUUUUCCUCUGCGUUUAUUCAGAAAGUAUUAGCAUUGUGCUUUUUUAUUUUUUAUUAAGCAGUUAAUUGUGGUGAACUAACAACUUGAUAACACUUUUAAUUCUUUCAUUAUUUCUGCAUUAUUACUGAUUUGGUAAACUCUUUUUACAUUUUACCUUUCAAGAUAGAAAUGGCAUCUGGUCAGCAACUUUUAUACAGAGUUAAAGUUUAAUCAACAGACCAGAAAAAAAUGGCACUUUAUUAAAAUUGAUACUUGAGUUGUAAUGUCUACUGAGCAAGAUUCAGAACCUCUUUAUAAUUUGUGUUGAUAUUAGUCUCACAACUGUUGUACUCUGCAUUAUACUAUAAUCCAUCAAAGAAUUUUAUUUGUUUUUAUUCCAUUUGGAGCAUUGGCCUACUAACUGAACUUUGGACUUGUCACGGGUUCCAGGGUCUCUUAUGCCUCGUUUCCACUGAGCGGAUCGGUUCGGGUCGGUACAGUUUGGAAGGUUUGGACAACCAAAAUAUGGAACCGAACCGAUCAGUGGAAAUGAGGCAUAAGUGUCCCUUGGUCGCCGCUUCUCUAAUCCUCCUGGAUUCAGCUACAGCAUACAGUGAUUGUAGUCCUCUGGAACUGUGUAAAAUUCCCCAAUAUAGUGGACAAGACCAGUCGUAUUGGGUAAAACAAGAGAACUGUUUAUUUCAGAGAAAAACACAUGCAGGGGGUCUUCAGUCAGCACAAUGCAAACCACUCCCUGGUGUCUUGGACAUAAUUGGGUCAUAAGACAUGAUAACUUCAUUUCAUGCUGGACACAAAGACACAUGGCAAAAUAGCUUUUACAUAAUACAAUUAACACACUAGCUUUCAUCCAGCUGAACAUUUUACAUAAUAACUCAACAGUAACACAAUGUACCCCCAUAUCCUAUAAAGUCUGUGACCAGGCCCAUAGUCUGUGGGCAGGUUAGCUGUUAUGUUUCUCCAGCAGGCUGUGGCACGGGAGUUUCCGUGACAGGACUGACUUGCUGCAAUAUGUAGACCAAAGUAGCAAGCAGAGUUUAAUGAAGUCUAUCUUGUCUCAAGUGAAGAUUUUGUGUUUAUAUUACUGCAAUUUCAUAGCAAUAGUCUCUCGACAUUGGCAUUCGCUUUUCUCCUGCCCUUUUUAUAAAUAUCUGAUGUAAAAUCACAAAUUCGAAAAACUUGUGAUAAGUCACUCCUUUAGCUACGAAGUCUGCACAAAAACACGAAAGUGGUUCUCUCUCGAUCCCAACUUAGACAAAUGUAAGCUAAAACUGUCAGACAAUUGUAGGUGCGCUCGACAAAUGGAAGGCACAACUUUUCAUGUGUCAUACAGACACUUUUUUUUUUUUACAUUUUUUAUUUUUCCUGUGCAUAUACAUUUAACAUACACUUAUGAGGUACCCUAAAGGCAACCCUCUAGCGUUUCACAUUUAAGUAUUACAUUGGGGUAUAUGAGAGACGUGCACAUUUUUUGUUAUUAAGUCAUAUGUGUAACAUGCGCAGUGUUAGUAUAUGAUCAUGCUUGGUUGGUUAUAUCAUAAAGAACGUUAUGUUAGCAGGCUGAUUAAACAUUAUGUUCAUUUUAAAUUAACAAUCUAACUGAGGAAAACAGGCUAGGGUUAACUGUGAUAUAAGAUUAGUUACGUUUGGUUAAUUUAAGCUAUCCACAAGAUAUAUCUACUUGUCAGCAAGCUACAGGUUAAGCGUUGGGGGAAUAAUCCCCUGUGAAUAAUUAUGGGCUAGGGGCACACUUGCGGCGCUAUAGUCCUGGCAACUGCUGGUGUGAUAACCGACAUAAGGGUAGCCAACCGGUAGAUGAGAUUCUGAGCCAAAUAAGAUGAACAGAGCUUGAGUGUGAAGAGAGUCACUGUUUAAUAGACGUUGCUUGAAGUGGUACGGCUUUGGGUCAAGGGGCUUGGUCACGGAGAGGCAGUGGCCGUCCAGAUAAUGAGCAAUACACUUCUUGAGUGGUAUAUAUCACUCCGGUUGUUAGUCCAUGCAGGUGCCCGGUCUUGCAUGUGAGGCCAGUGUACAGGACGCUGCGUCAGCCUAUUCCUUUGUUGGGUCGUGUGGCUGUUGGAGCGUGAACGGUGCUGAGUGAUUGUGAGGGCUUUUCCCCAGGCCCAGGCCUCUUGUGCUCAGACGUCUAUGUGAGCCGGGUCUUUCCACUUGUGGGUGCCGUGGAUGGGCCUGGUGUUUCGCUGGCGGCCGGCGGGCUUCCGGCGUGGUGGCUGAAGCUUUGGAGUACAUCUCCGUGGGACCUCCGGCCUGGGUGGGUAUUCAGUGGUCGCAGCGGGUGUGGAGGGGAAAGCUUUACCUGGGAUCAGCCCACUCCUUCCCCAUCUCACCUCCUCCGUCCUGUCUCUGUUUGCAGGGGGGGACCUGGCUAGGAGUCAUUCCAGAUGGGCCCAGAAUUUUUGGAAAAUCCGGUCCAGGCUGGUAGGCUGGGGCAAUGUGAGUUUAGGCCUGCAUACAGCAUCCGCCAUGUUGCUGGGUUUGGCCCAUCUAGCACCCCAGUCCGGAUGGUCAGCUGCAGUCUGUGUUGCUUUGCAUGCCGUAUUAGUGGGGACCGGGAUAACCCCCGCCGGUCGAUAGGGGGGGACGGGGAUGGAGGCUCGAGCUGUGCUUUUCAGUGCUUUUGGACGAUGGGAGAGCGGCCGCCUCCCCCAUGUCUGCAUCGUGUGUAGGCCUCAAUGGCUGAGUAGUCAGAAUUCUUAAAACAAAAGUGCAUUAAUAUUUAGCACAGAGCUUGACAAAUCCCAGGUCGCCAUGGUGUUUCUCAGCCUGUUCCCCACUGGCCCAACACCAACCCCCAUGCCAUGGUGGCCGCAAAGGAGCUCUAAUCUUCCUGCUCUUCUUGAUCUGCUUCCCCACAUGUACUGCGUUGAUGCCAGGACCUGGGAAACUACAUCACUUUGGCCCUGCAUCACUAAACAGCGCACAAGCUAGCAAAGCAAGAAGAUCUUUAAGAUUACAUAAUUACUGCAGCUCCAAUGGUCCCCAGGUAAAGGAUCCACUCUAGCUCUCCCGAAGGUAGGGACAAAAAUAAUUUGUGACUGUGUUAGAGAAUGUUUGUGUAUGUCUGUGUUAACCCCUUAGUGACCAGACCGCUUUUCAAUUUUCUUACCGUUAAGGACCAGGGCUGUUUUUACAUUUCUGCGGUGUUUGUGUUCAGCUGUAGUUUUCCUUUUACUUAUUUACUGUACCCACACAUUUUAUAUACUGUUUUUCUCGCCAUUAAGUGGUCUUUCUGAAGAUACUAUUAUUUGCAUCAUAUCAUAUAAUUUACUAUAAAAAAUUAUACAAUAUGAUGAAACAAUGUAAAAAAACAAAAAAAAUUGAACUUGGCCCCCAAAAUCUGUUACGCAUCUACAACCACCAAAAAACACCCGUGCUAAAUCGUUUCUAAAUUUUGUUCUGAGUUUAUAAAUACCCAAUGUUAACAUGUUCUUAGCUUUUUUUUUGGGGAGAAUUAUAGGGCUAUAAAUACAAGUAGAACACAUAUAUAUAUAUUUUUUUUAAAAGAAGGAAACCUAAAGUAUUAAUCUUGGGGUAUAUUGGCUCUUUUUCAUACAAACAUUUUACCAAAAAUAUAUGCCAAAUAAAAAAAAAAAAAAGAAAUUGGUGAUUUUUAUGACAUAGCACUUUGAGAAUACAUGUACUGAGAAUGUUAAGGGUUACUGCCAAAGAACACCCCAAUAUGUGUUCAGCAACAUCUCCUGGGACAGUGAUACCACUAAUGUAUAGGUGUGUUGGGUUCUCUGGGGGCUAAAAGACCUUAUUUGGAGGGUGCGUAUUCCAGUUUUCCAACUUGGAAUUUUCACAGCUGGUCAUCAUGCACCCAUAUCCUAUUUGGGACAUUUUUGAAGCAAAAAUGCAAAUGCAAAAAACAAUUAUGAAUGCUAACUUUGGCCAGUGUUUGUGACUAAGUGGCUACAAAAAAAGACUGAACAUACCCCAUUUGCAAUACCUUGAGUUUCCUUUUUUUGCAAAUAGCAUGCCAUCAUGGGGGUAAUUCUCAUUCCUGGGCUACCAUAUGCUCUCAAAGGCAACAUAACCAAUCUGGCAAAUUUCAAUGUGAAAAAACUGCGUUAUAUUUGACUCUGUAACUUUCAAAAACACUAUAAAACUUGUACUGUUAUACUCAGGAGACUUCACUGAACACAAAUAUUAGCGUUUCAAAACAGCACCCUAUUUAUGCAUGUUCAGGUAAGUGCAGCCCCUUUGUUUCAUAUAUAUUUAUAAUAUAUUUGGGAGUCUAGCCAAAUCCUUGGUUUUGCCUCAUCCCUAGGCCCUGUUUAUCCUUGUACUGCAGAGAGCCCCAGAUGGAAUUUUUUACCCCAAGUAAGUGUGUUAAUCUCAUAAGAGCAGAUAUUAAGCUGUUAGAGUAGGACCUGCCAAAAAUGGGGUACAUUGACGUUGUGGCAGGCUUAUGCAAUGUAUGAUCAUAUAAUGUAACUAAACCCCCAUUAUUUUUGCCUAGAUUAGGUGUUUAAAAAAAUAAAUAAAUCAGUGACCAAUGCACACACACAUUCACUGACUCAGAGUGACAGACACACACUGGCCCAAGCACACAUACACUGACUCGUAUAUAUAUUAUGUGUGUGUGUGUGUGUGUAUAUAUAUAUAUAGACACACACACACACUCUCUCUCUCUCCCCCCCCCAAGCAGACACACACACACAAACACUGACUCAGACUGACACACAUUCUUUAGAACAUACACACACUAAGUUCCCCUCUUGCCUUCACUUCACAAUGACUCAGUCUCUUCUUGUGUCCCAGGCUUCUGGACUGCACCUGGCUGCAUCCACUCUCUCUGUUCCGCCCCCUGCAAUCCUCCAGCCCACUUGACCCCGAGUACAGGGGAAGGGGCGGGAGCGAUCUAACGAAGCUCCCCUGCGCUGCUGUCAUGAGAGGUGUGUGGGGGAGAGGGGGCGGCUCUGUGAACUUUUCAGUCUGAGGUUAAUUGCACCGGGUGCUAGUCUGCAGCUACAAAAGUUGCUACCUAGCGCCCAGUGCCAUCACCUGUGGCAUGAACUACAGACUUUGUCCCACGUAGAGGGGCAGCUCAAAUCAGCAGUAAAGCUGCUGCUGGCGCCCCCCUUUGAGAAGGACCCCAGGCGGCUGCCUAAUCGGCCUAUAGGACGUGCCGGCCCUGCUCCCAUAAUGCUCUCCCUGCCAUAAUACUAGCAAAGCAUCAGGGGAAAUGUAGUGCAAAACAUCUAGGGUACCAAAAUUGGCCUAAACCUGCUCUAAAAACUGGCUAGUGGUCCUAUAGGCAUAUGGAGACUCGAUGUUAACUAUUUCAAGUUUAUGAGGAUAAAAGGAAUAAUGAAAUGUGCAUCAUUGCACAAAUACUGAGAAUUUAGAUGUAUGAACAUAUUUGGCUUUGAAAACAUGCUUUAAUUGGGGAAUGAGCUUUAUGGUUCAGUAUAAAUUGUGACACAGUGCUGUGCUCCUCAAUUUGGAAGCAAUUAUUGGAUUAUUUGACUCAUUUCAUCUCUAUUUUAAUGAACAUUUAUUUGUUCCAUUUUUAUUCUUGAUGUAACUGGACAUAAAUCAUACCUCCAUUAGGCAUUGUCCCUCAACUUUCAGUUCCUUCAAAGUUCACAUAACUUGUAUUUGCCAUGUUUGCGUAUCGGUACAUAUGGAUAUAUAAUACAUAUCCUAUACUAGUAAAUGCUUAAAGGUCCACUCUAGGCACCCAGACCACUUCAGCUUAAUGAAGUGGUCCGGGUGCCAGGUCCAGCUAGGUUUUAACCCAUUUUCUUAUAAACAUAGCAGUUUCAGAGCAACUGCUAUGUUUAUAAAUUGGUUAAUCCAGCUCUCAAAUCCUCUAGUGGCUGUCUCAUUGACAGCCGCUAGAGGCGCUUGCGUGAUUCUCACUGUGAAAAUCACAGUGAGAACACGCAAGCGUCCAUAGGAAAGCAUUGUAAAUGCUUUCCUAUGAGACCGGCUGAAUACGCGCGCAGCUCUUGCCGCGCGUGCGCAUUCAGCCGAAAGGGAGGGGAGGAGGAGGAUCGGAGGCGGAGAGCUCCCCGCCCGGCACUGGAGAAAAGUACGUUUUUAACCCCCUUCCUCUCCCCAGAGCCAGGCGGGAGGGGGACCCUGAGGGUGGGGGCACCCUCAGGGCACCAUAGUGCCAGGAAAACGAGUAUGUUUUCCUGGCACUAUAGUGGUCCUUUAACUCAUUCCUCUAUAAAAGGACCCUUAUGUACUCAUAUUUACUUAAUAACAUCUUUUCAUCACUUAAGAUAUUUUGUCACAAAAAGAUUUUUUUAUCAUAUGUUUAGUGAUCAAAAGCUGUUUGUUGAGGUGUCAAGAUUAUGCAUCAAUAGCAGCUGUUUCUCUACUGCGCUUAUUUACAUAAAUAUACAUGUAUGGAUGUACACUUUGCUUGAAUGAGGUAUGAUAUAUAUAUAUUUACAGUCACAAACUACUGAUUUUUUUUAAAGAUUGUUCAUGGCUCUUCAAGAUUCCAUUCUUUUGCUCCUAUUACAUCUCAUCUUUAUCCAGAGGCGUAACUAGCCCUGGGCCCCCCCCACCCCCCCAUACGUACGUCUACCCCCCCACCCCACUCUGACUCCCACCUUUCUUCCUCCCGCGCGGGCUCUGUGAUUGAAGGGAGGAAAUGGAGGCCAGGUCGCUGACCAGGCCCCCAGGGAAUUAAUUUCCAUCUGCUGGCCCUAACAGCAUGGGCCCCCUGAUGGGCCCUUUAACGUGCGGCCCCGGCAGUUAUACUGGGAAGGCUAGGGCCGGAACACAUGGACGGCGGGCACCCAGUUGUAGAGGUCCACAGGGCGGCCGGGCCCACUGGAGUGACAGGCCUGGUCGCAGCUGAGACCCCUGCGACAGCGAUAAUCCUGCCACUGUCUCUGUCUCUAUGGUUGGUAACUCUGUAGGAGUCCCAAAAUGAUCACACCAGUAAACCUCAUUUUAGGGUAGCUGAGCUUGAAAAAUAUUCAAAUCUUUCUGAUUCUGCAAUUGUGACCUAAAUAUGCAAUUACUUUCUCAAUAUUUCCAAAUUCCUUCCUUAUUGAAUAAACACAAAGUGAUAUUCUGUUAAAUGGACAUUCCGCUGCUCAAAUAUCUAAAGUCACUGUUUAGUUGAUAUGAAAACAUGAUGAAAACAUAAAUGCAUUUAAUGACACAUUUUUUUCAUUGGGGAAUAGAUCUAGAAACAGUUUGCAAAACUUGCUGAUCUCCUGUCUGCAGCCUUUGCAAACCCUCCCCUUCUAACCCCGCCCAGACGUUCUGUAUCUGUCCAAUCACAGGAUUUCCAAUGCAGCUCAAUGAGAAGUCUCUGAAGGUAGGUAUUCUGAGCAGUUUCUGCCUCUUGAGUUUAGCUUCACUGAGCCUCUCAGCUCCUACCUUAACUCCUCAUCCCCUACAAAUCUCCACUGCUGGAUCCGACCUAAAGUGCUGCCUCUUUCCAAACACCUCUCCCAUCCUCAGGUACAAUGAAAUCGCCGGUUCCUCUUAAUCUACUGUUCCAGAAUGAAAUGUUGGUCUUGCGUUCUAUUGCACAGUGCUGUCGAGUAGAAAUAAAUGUAAUUGUAAACAACCAGGUAGAAACAGGACUUGUUGUCUGAUUGACAGUCAAAGGGGUAACCAGGUUAAUUUAAAUCUGCACUUUUUGCAAAAUGAAAUGAAAUGAAAAAAAAAAAAAGAAGGAAGCUGAACUGCUUUUUUGGUCCAGAGUGUCCCUUUAAAAAUCAACCAGUAUAUCACAGACACUAUGUAGCAUGUGCUUACGCUAUGAACAUCUUAAAGCACCAAGACUAAAUUCCAACCUGUCAUAAAUUGACUUUCUGGCAAGUAACCCAUGACCUAAUCUUUCUUUUUCUCUAUAAUAAAAAUGUCAUGUAGCUUCCAUACCUGAAGGAUCAUCAAAGCAGUAUAAUUACAGUGAGAUCAGGAAGGUCAUGUUUUUAUUACAGAACUUAAUUUCAUGUAUAAAUAUUUCUAAUUUUGAGCUACCUUGUGUGCAUAUUUUGUGUUACAAUUAGAUUUUGACAGAUGAGCUUUCAUGACUGGCAUUAUAAUAUGUAAUUUAUUUCCGAAUGAAUACAUCAACAGGCCGUGGCUUACUCAUUGCUGGGCACUGACAGCUGUGAAAGGUAUUUAAAGUCAUUUUCUGAUGUAGAGUAUGUUCUAUUAGGUAUGGCACCUAGCAGGCACGGGAAGAGGGUUUGAAUACAUUUUACUGUCAGUAUCGGAUUGUGUUAUCCUUUCUUCUUUUGAGUGCUUUGCAAAAGAAAUGGCUCGCUUGGUCGAAGGGCUGGAAAACCUCUACUGUGUGACAAAACAGAAAAAGCACUUUAAUCUUGUAAUGUAAAUAUUGCAGUUUCUGCAACACUGCAGAGUUUAAAUGACAGGGCCACUGCACCCAGACCACUUCAUUGAGAUCAAGUGGUCGGGGUGACUAUAGUGGUCCAUUAAGCGUUUAACUCACCCAUCGUACACAAUACACUGAGAUCAGGUAUGAGUGCUACUGAUGACAGCUCUGACUAAGCUUUUGGUAGGAUUUUUACCAAACCAUGCUCUAUAAGCCAGAACUGUGACAUACCAGAGAAAGCAUUGGAUUGGCCAAAAUCGGCAUGGGGCCAGCCAAUCAGCACCUCCUCACAGAGGAGGUGCAUAUUGAGGACAAUUCAUGAGGACAUAAGGAUAUGAGGACAAUUCAGCGUCUCCAUGCAUAGUGUGGAGACACUAAAUGGCUGUGCUGCCUACUGUGCAGCACUGCCCCAUGAAGCACCUGAGGAGUGGCCACUAGAGGUGUCCCUAUGAGGCAAUGUAAACACUGCCUUUUCUCGGCAGUGUUUGCAUGAAAAUGAUUAUAAUCACCAGAACAACUACAUUAAGCUGUAGUUGUUCUGGAGACUAUAGUGUCCUUUUAAAGCUUCUAGGGGAACACGGAGAUACUCAUUGACCAGUACUCAAAUAGUUGUUUUUAAACAGUCCUCACAGCAGUAUUUUGGAACUAAAAAUUCAAAACAGACAAGAAACUCCUGUUUGUUCCUGCUACAUGUUUACACUGUGUAAUAUUAGCAGCAUUCACAACCUGUAUUGAAACUAUGGUUGAAUUUAGAAAUGAAAUAAAAAAUAAAAAAAUGAAAUGUUAUUGUUACAAGCAUGAGGAUUUGUAAUGCCCAGGUUUUUGCUGUCAAAUAAAUAAUUAUAAUAAAAUAUAAAAUGCUGUUUGACACAGCUUGUUCCUAUGUUAGUGCCCUAGUGUCAAUAGAAACCUUGCCUCUUUUAUUUGUUUGCAGCCAAGACUCAGUUUAAUUCUGGGACUCUGUAGUAAUAAAUUGGGUCAGGAGAUGACAAAAAGAUAAUUAGGCACAUAAACAGUGCCCAAAUAUCUCCCUUCGAGUAAACGGCCAAUUAUCUUUAAGAUGUCAGCAGUUUCGGUUGAGCUGAGAUGAGCUGGGAGGGUUUAAAAAAAAAAAAAAAAUGCAACAUGCCAAAAGGUGUCUGAAAAUUCUUCCAAUUAAUUACAUUCCCCUUUCUGUUAAAAAAACAGACAAACCCAAAACAUGUUUAAUCUUUGCAAGCAAUCGUCAAGGCAACUUAGAAUCCCUGCCUAGAUUACGGAUCAUUAUUUAUCCCAGUAUCAUUUUAUCAUAUUACUUAUAGCUGCAGUCAUUUGUGAACAUUGCAGCACCUGUAACCUUGCACCUACAUAUUUUACUGACGAAAUAUAAACUGGGGGCAUAAUCUGCAGUCCCCCACUCUUAGCAAUUCUUCCUCAGCUUUAUACAGCUAUUGAGUGUUUAUUGUUAUUAGGCCUACCUCCAUAUAUUGAGAGGUAGAGGCCAGGUACACUCUCUGGCUAGCCCCAUCCAGGUUGCACACCCACAGGGCAUUCAUAAAGAGCUCGUCCAUGGGCUGAUUGCUUUCAGUUUACUUUGGUCAUACUAGCAGAUAUUGAACUUUCUGUAGAUCAGGCAUAGGCAACCUUUGGCACUCCAGAUGUUUUGGACUACACCUCCCAUGAUGCUUUACCAGCAUUAUUGGUGUAAGAGUAUUAUGGGGGAUGUAGUCCACAACAUCUGGAGUGCCGAAAGUUGCCUAUCCUUGCUGUAGAUAUUUACCUUGUGUCCCCAGAAUAAAGGAUUGUACCAAAUAUUCAGGACUGUCUGGCUGAGUUUGGGACAGUUGGGAGUUAUGCAUAAUAACCUUACUGGAUUCACAGGGCACCUGUGCUCUAGGUGCAGUAAGAGGGGUUCACCAUUCCCACACUGUAGACAGUUGUUUGAUGUUCAUUAAUUAAAGGACCACUCUAGGCACCCAGACCACUUCAGCUUAAUGAAGUGGUCUAGGUGCCAGGUCCUUCUAGGGUUAACCCAUUCUUUUAUAAACAUAGCAGUUUCAGAGAAACUGCUAUGUUUAUGAAUGGGUUAAGCCUUCCCCCAAAGCCUCUAGCGGCUGUCUCAUUGACAGCCGCUAGAGGCGCUUGCGUGAUUCUCACUGUGAAAAUUACAGUGAGAGCACGCAAGCGUCCAUAGGAAAGCAUUGUAAAUGCUUUCCUAUGAGACCGGCUGAAUGCGCGCGCAGCUUCUGCCGCGCGUGCGCAUUCAGCCGACGGGGAGGAACGGAGGAGGAUGGCUCCCCGCCCAGCGCUGGAAAAAGGUAAGAUUUAACCCCUUUCCCCCUUCAAGAGCCGGGCGGGGUUGGGACCCUGAGGGUGGGGGCACCCUCGGGGCACUAUAGUGCCAGGAAAACGAGUAUGUUUUCCUGGCACUAUAGUGGUCCUUUAAUAGCGGGGUCUCAAAGACCCUAUGAGCUGCCCAUUCCCUUACAAAAUUGGAUGAAGGUGUAAGAUCAGUUAUAAUUAUAGAGAGAAGAUUCUCCAAUACUGUCUACUCACCAAAAUAAAGUCUGUGCAUUUUCCCAUUCCCUCGCCCAACUUGUAGUGACUAAUAGGUAAACUGAUUGUUACCAAUCCAGCCUAGUGUGAAGGUCGAAUAUAACAAAGUGCAAAGUGUUGCCUCCUCGGUGUAAGUGAACAUAAAAAAAAGAAAACAAUUAAAUGUGUAAAUAGAGGUCAUAUUCUCACAGCUCAAACUUUGGUGCUGGUAAAUAAAGCUCCAAAAACAGCGAAUAUAUGGAAAACAAACAAAAAUAAUAAAAUGUAACACGCUCAUUGGGACUUCUGAUACACUGGAAGAAACUUGUAUUAAAAUGCUGUUUAAUAUCCAGAACAAUAAAACACGGGGCUGGACUAACAAAAUAUAAGCAUAUAAGAGAAAUGUAAGAUCGUACACACACAAACAGUCAAAACAGGAAAGUGACACACAAAAAACAAAAGUAAAAUCUCUAAGUGAAUAGAGCGCAUAAAAUGAAGCGUCUUCACAUUCUAUUUACUGAGUUUUUCCCUUUAUUUUUUUGUUGGUUUCCCUUUCUUGUUGUGACUGUUUGUGUUUACAAUAUUACCUUCCUCUUAUACAGUUAAAUUUUGCAUGUCCUGCCUGGUGUGUUUUUUUAAUUGUUUCAUGUUAAUAAACAGCAUUUUUAGACAAUUGCCGUCCUGUGCAUCAGAAGUCUUCAGGAGGGCAUUAAAUUUGACUUUUUUUGUUUUCCAUAUAGGAUGAAGGUUGAUCCAAAUUGCAUUUAUUAUGUUAUUAUUUAUAUAGCGCCAUCAGAUUCCGCAGCGCUUUACAGUGGGUGGACGAACAAACAUGUCAUUGUAACCAGACAAGUUGGACACACAGGAACAGAGGGGUUGAGGGCCCUGCUCAAUGAGCUUACAUGCUAGAGGGAGUGGGGCAGUGGCGUACAUACCAGGGUCGCAGGGGUCGCGGUUGCGACCGGGCCCGGCCCACCAGGGGGCCCGGCCGCCCCUGCGACCCGGUAUGUAGCCACUGGGCCAGCCUCUUCUCCUAGGGGGCCCAGGAGCCGACCACCCCAGGGCCCCCCGAGGCUGGCCCUGCUGACCCCAGCUGGCGGGUGGCCGGUCGGGCAGGCGGGCGCGCGAGGGAGCACUCAGUGCUUCCUCUUCAGCUCCCUCGCGCGCGGCACUGAUACCGGAGCCGGAAGAUGACGUCAUCUUCCGGCUCCGGCAUCCCUACGCGGCGCGCGAGGGAGCUGAAGAGGAAGCACUGAGUGCUCCCUCGCGCGCCCGCCUGCCCGACCGGCCACCCGCCAGCUGGGGUCAGCAGCACCACUGGACACCAGGGAAUCCCCCCAGCACUUCAAAAGGUAAGGAGGCUGGGGGGAUUACAUUAAAAAAAAACAUGUUAGAGUGUAUGUGUGUGUUAAUGUUAGAGUGUGUGUGUGUUAGAGUGUGUGUGUGUGAGUGUUAGAGUGUAUGUGAGUGUUAGAGUGUAUGUGAGUGUGUGUGUUAGAGUGUGUGUGUGUGUUAGAGUGUGUGUGAGUGUUAGAGUGUGUGUGUGUGAGUGUGUGUUAGAGUGUGUGUUAGUGUGUGUGUGUCUGCUAGUGAGUGUUAGUGUGUGUGUCUGCUAGUGAGUGUCAGUGAGUGUUACUGUGUGUCUUACUGAGUGUGUGUGUUAGUGAGUCUGUCUGAUGUCUGUUAGUGAGUGUGUGUUUGUCAAUGAGAGUGUAUGUUUUGUAAGUGAGUGUGUGUGUGUAUGUCUGUCGCUGAGUGUGUCUCUGUCAGUAAAUGUGUGUGUCUGUUAGCUAGUGUGUAUGCGUCUCUAAGUGAGAGUGUGUGUGUCUUCAGCACUUACCUUUCUCCAGCGCCGGACUCCCUUGGCGCUGGGGAUCCCUCAGUCUCUCAGCUCCGAAUGCGACCGCGCACGCAUUCAAACCGCCCAUAGGAAAGCAUUACUCAAUGCUUUCCUAUGGACGUUCAGUGUGCUCCUCUAGCGGCUGUCAGUGAGACAGCCACUAGAGGCUGGAUUAACCCUCAGUGAAACAUAGCAGUUUCUCUGAAACUGCUAUGUUUUCAGCUGCAGGGUUAAAACUAGAGGGACCUGACACCCAGACAACUUCAUUGAGCUGAUGUGAUCUGGGUGUCUGUAGUGGUCCUUUAAGUGUGUGUGCAUCUGCAUGCACUGGCGUACAUAUCACGGUCGCAGGGGUCGCAGCCCUGUAACCCCUGCGACCAGGUGCCCACCGCCAUGUGUUGCGGCCUGGCCCGCGCGCACGGGGGGGCCAACGGAUCAAUUUUCGCACCGGGGCCCCAUGGGUCAUGUGUAGCCACUGGAGUGGGGUAAAGUGAUACAAAAGGUAAGGAUAGUAUUAGACUAAUGACAGUUGCAAGAGAGGCAUGAAAUAGUAUGAUGAUUGUCAUUGCAUCAAAUAAACUAUUAUGUAAUUAGUAAGUUGUUUGAAAUGUUGGAUUCUAUGAAGAAAUAAUGAAUUAAAAGCUAUACUAAGUUUUGACAAGUAUGGAAAGUGUAAUAUUGCCAACAGAGUUAAGAUUAUUUGAUUGUUUUUGCAAUGGAACUAAUUACAGUGGCUCCAAAAUUGACAAGGACAGUGCAUAGGUCAGAGAAGCAAUGACAAAACUGUAAUUCAACUUUCCAUAAAAAUCACUACCAAACAGCGCCGCCUAGCGGCUAUUAUUGAACACAUAAAUAUACAUACGGUACGUAAUAACAUGUUUAUCUGCAGUGACAUUGCCACCUAGUGGACAUAUGGUGUACUGCCGUUUGCAGAGCAGACGGAAAGGGAAGUAGAUUUAAAAAGCUGGUGGCACUUACCAAGAGCUGAGCUCUGCAUUUUACAGAAAUUAAGCUUUUUAUCCUGUGCAGAGAUGUCUGAGGCUGCACUGGAGGAGGUCUCAGUCCUGUCAGCAAUAUACUGUGAGGAAGGUGAAUUUGAAGUGCUCUCACAUUCAGGUGAAUGAAAUAGUUAUAUAUUAUACAGGUUGCCAAUGCCAUGUGCAUGCAUAUAAAUACUUACAGCUUUAAGCUGCUUUGGGUUACUCCAGUGGCUUGCUCAGAGUGAUGAGAGAGGUAUUUCAUAGUAAAAGAUAACAGCCCCAGCCUGUCAAAAAAUAUAUUUAUAUAACCCUUUAAUAUCUCUCUCUUGCACUAAUUUAGCAAGGCUUUAUUUGCAAUUAGAUAACUAUAACACAAAAUAAUUAAAAAUAAAAUAAAAAUUAUACUGCCUUUGAAUGUUUGGUUAGUUUCCUUUUUUUAAAAAUAUUAAUCUUACAUUACUUAUUUUAACCUCUAUUGCAUUUUUAUUCUUCCAUCUUAAUUUAUUCAUCCAUUUUGCCUGGAAGCUGGUAAGUAUUUGCAGAAAAAAUUGCAAGAAAGCAUAGUGGACCUCCCUACGGUCUGUCUUGACUUGGACCCCUGUGAAGUAUUCUAGGCACACCAGAAAAAUUCCAGUGCAAUACAAGCACGUCAUGUCAGAGUACUGCAUUGCUCAACUGGAUUGGUUUGUAGGGCUGCCUGAACCGGUUCAUAAAUAUUGGGCUGAAGCACCCAUUGCCUGCCCUCUGACCAUCACUUUCAGUUCUGCUUUCUGGAUGACUCAGAGGUAUGGGAACAGACCUGUGGGAUUUAUUUGUGGAAGUCUCAAUACAUUCUAGCCAGAAUUGCUAUUUAUAAUUAAAGGGACACUCCAGGUACCCAGACCACUUCUGCCCAUUGGAGUGGCCUAAGUGCCAACUCCCACUACCCUUAACCCUGCAACUGUAAAUAUUGCAGUUUUCAUAAACUGCAAUAUUUACAUUGCAGGGUUAACUCCUCUUCUAGUGGCUGCCUACUAGACAGCAACUAGAAGGCACUUCUUGGUCUAUAGCACAGGUUUUCUGUGCUAUAGCGUCGCUGGACGUGUGAGGACCUCCAGUGUCGCUAAAAUCGUCAUAGGAAAGCAUUGAAAGCAUUUUCAAUGCUUUCCUAUAGGGAGGUCUAAUGCCGCGCAUGCGCAUUAGGUCUCAUCCCGCUGGCGGCCACGCAUGUGCAAUUGGUCUCAUCAGCCGGCGGGGAGGAGCGUGGGCGGAACCUAAACCACUGCCGAGGGACAUCGGCGGUGGUCUCAGGUAAGCCACUGAUGGGAUUUUCACCCCUUCAGCAACAUGGGAUGGGGGAUGGGAGGGAGAGGGGACCUGCAGUGCCAAAAAAAUGGAUUGUUUUCCUGUCACUGGAAUGUCCCUUUAAUCGGGGAACAUCUGGAGACAAAAAUCCUGUAAUCUUCACCAAAUUUUGCCUUGCCUGUGCCCACCUGGUAUAUAAGAGAUACACAGGUCGUGUUUGCACUCUCAACCUUUGCGAUCCUUGGUAUUUCACAUCAUUGGAAUAAAGCAAGUUUUCAAAUGUAGUUUUAAAUGGACAUUCAAGCCACCAUAACCACUCUAAUUUAUAUAAGUGGUUAUGGUGAUAGGCCACUGACCCUGCAGCCAUUUUGUUCUAAUUUACAUUUUUUACAUGCAUAAAUUGUUAUUGGUAAGUUGCCUAAAUUUUCUCAGAACAACCAUGCUUCUGGCCACAACCUGACUCCUAAAAUAAGUGUCCCUCUUCAUUUGAAAUGUUGGUAUUCCUCAGAGUAUCAUUUAAUAACCCAGAGUAGGGUUUGCAUAAACAUUUUUAUUUGCAAUAUGACACUGCAACAAACACUAUUACAUUGCAAAAAAAAAAAAUGACAAACAACAAGCAAACAAGUUUUAUUUCUGGGAUGAAGCAAUCCAAAUGCUAUAUAGUUUGACAGUGACACUAAGCUAUUUUUUUUAAAUAGUUUUAUAGGCUUUUUCUUCUUCCCUUCUGUCAUAUUUGAAUUUUGGCCACGUUUGCAUUUUAUGUUAAUCCAUUAGAGAUUUUCCAUUCUGAAUGUUCUUAACAAAUAUGCUGAUAAAGACACAUUAACAAAAAAAAUGUCAUCACAUUUUUAUGAGGUCUGUCUUUAUUAGAACAAUAAAUGUCAACAGAAUGAUAAUUCACGUGUUUAUUUCAAACAAUGAUAUUAUACUAUAAGAAAUGUUUCGUGCUUUGUAAUGUACAAAAACAGAAAUGAGUCUUUAAUAUGUCUAUAAAACAUGACCUUUCUACUGCUAGACAUGUGGUACUUUUUUUCAGAGUGGCCUAUCUAUCUAUCUAUCUAUCUCUAGACAAAACUCAGUAAGUCUACCACUCAUACUAAAUAUGACAAACCAAAUAAUAUAUAUACCAAAGUGCUGCAUGCACAGUGCAGAAAGUAUAUUCCAAUACAAAAAUGAGAGCGCUCACUGGGUUACAAAAUUCUAAAUCGUGUGUUACAUGUUGCAAAGAUGAUCAACGUUUCGACCUUUCAGUCUUUAUCAAAGGGACACUCCAGGCAGACUGAAAGGUCGAAACGUUGAUCAUCUUUGCAACAUGUAACACACGAUUUUGAAUUUUGUAAUCCAGUGAGUGCUGUCAUUUUUGUAUUGGGGUCUGUGUGUGUGUGUAUGUAUGUAUGUGUGUGUGUGUAUAUAUAUAUAUAUUAGUGAAAAUGCAGAUAUGCCAUAUCUUUAGAAUUUAAAUGUAGUACAUUUUAUUGAGUAGAUUUGUGAUGGCAAACCUAUGGCACACAUGCAUAGUGGAGCUGUUCGUUCUGGAGGUAUGAGUCAAUAUUGCAUACUAAAUUGCUUGAUGCAUCUUGACAUUAAGUAAGUAACAUAAUUCUGGUGUUGGUAUUAUCGCACUUCAAGAAUUUAAGGGGUGCAGAAAUCGGCAGCAGACUGGUAGGGAUCACCUUACAGUGCGCUGUAGUGGUUAUGGUGUUUGAAAUAUUCAUUUAAUAGCAACAUCUAUUUCCCAGAAACAUUCCAUUUAGAACGUGUGCUGAUUGUACUUGGUGUGAGUUAAAGAGGUUGUAUAAGUUAAGAGCCUGCAAAGUAGUAGACUUUCAGCCUUGUGCACUAAUUCUGUGUCUAACAAAAAAUUAGGGGUCCCCUAGGCUCUCUUGGUUCGCCUCCUUGUUUGCUCAUUACUGGUAUGAUUGUAAUACAUCAAAUCAAGAACAUAACUGCUGAUGGAGCUAUUUAAAGAAAAAGCUAGCCGUGUAAUGUAGUGCGAUACUUGUGCAGCUGACACUCACUCAUGGGUAAAUAAAAUGUAUCUGAAGGAAACAAAAGACGCAAAUUUCAUACGUGAAAACGAGAGAAAUCUCAAUGUAUCCAUCCCGGUAGAAUAUUUUAUAAAUAAAUAAAUUUUCGCUCCUAGCAUUCUUAUUUUUUAUCACUAUGAAUAUUGUCUCUACCGUCCUGUGGUUUUGUGUUAAUGUGAUGAAUACUGAUAAGCAGGAUAUUAUGUGUUCAAAUAACUGAUUUUAAUUGAACCGUAAUUUGGUGUUUUCCACUUUUGUGUGAGAAUUACAUUGAAGAAGCACUGGAGGGGACGGGGGGAAGGGGUUGGAGAUUAAUCCAUGCUCCUGUAGUGAGCUGUAGGAGAGUUUAUCGUAUGCCUGACGGUUAUUUUUACUUUUAUUUUCCUUUCCUUUAGAUACAUUUUACUGUAUCAGUGUUUUCUUAAUGUUUGAAUGGCAGUAUAAGGCUGAUGUCAAUAUUGCUUUGCCAGGUUUUCCCCAACUGUCUGCUGGAAAAUGUUUUAAAACCACGUUAAAAUUAAAUAGGCAAUAUUUCCUGCAGUUUCCAAAAAUGAGCGUUUUUUUAUGACCAUCGAAAACUACCAAUCACAACACUCUCACUUAAUUUAAUAUCGUUUUUUUUACUAUUUUGUGGUUGAAACUGCUCGGAACGUAAAAUCCACGGCUGAGUCUACCUAAAUGACUGACUGAAGUUCAUGACCACGAAAUGGAAGUGUACUUACAGUGCUCUGUAAAGAAUUACACGCUCGGCGGAAUAAAGGGACGGGGGUCAGUGACUUGAAAUUAAAGUGAGGAUAGCAGUAUGACACAUACUUCAAUAUGACAAAAUAGCAGUACAAUUCAGCAAAAAGGGUCACAAAUCAAAUGAACUAAGCAAUUGUUAUAACACAAAUGCAUCUGGCUUGGCUUACUGAAUAUUGUUUGAAAACAGUUCCCCGCUACUGUCUGUUUGUUACUGUGUGUGAAGGUGAAAUAAACUACAGAAAGAAUCAGGACUUCCUAUCGUUCGGCUUUAUUGUAUAUUGUGCAAUGUAUGUGUGCGCUAGAACAUGACAGAUUUUUACAUUGAUCAUCAACCUAAACACACUUCUAAGGGAGUGAAUUAACUAGCAUCUACUGUAAAAGAAUGAGAGUUUUCUUAAGACUAGCUAAUGAAAUGUCUCUCACAGCCUCAACAGUUACAUUCGGAGGUGGCUCUGUUUGCUUUGUUAACUAAUAACCUAAGAUAAAUGCUGAUAAAAGUAGCUCAUUUUGAUGGGUAAAUACAUUUCACAUGGCAUCUCUCUAGUGGGUACUAGUGAUGACUUGUUGUGUGUGUGUGUGUGUGUGUGUGUGUGUGUGUGUAUAUAUAGCUAUGUGAUGGUGUGCAUGCUUGUCUUUGUAUGUAUCAAUAAAAUAUAACUCUCCUACCUUGUGUAUGUAUCCUCCAUAUUUUAAUGCUAUAACCAUACUCCUCCCUUCAUUAUACCAGUCCAUUCUAUCUUCUCUUCCUUUUUAUUACAUCACUACUUUUCUCUCAUAAGUCUAUUACAUUUUCUUUCUAUGCCGGAGUCCUGUUUCCCUUUGUCAACCACCCUUUUUAUUUCCUUAGUCUAUACCAGGGGUAGGCAACCGUCGGCUUUCCUGAUGGUUUGGACUAUACCUCCCAUGAUGCUUUGCCAACAUUUUAUGGUUGUAAGAGUAUUAUGGGAGGUGUAGUCCACAACAUCUGGAGUACCAGAGGUUGCCUACCCCUGGAUACAAUGAACCCCUGUUCUCCACUCUCUCUGUGCUAUUAACAUUCACUUUGGCUUCCUCCAUUUUAUACCAUUUCCCCAUCCUCCCCUCUAAUCCCACUCACUAACGCUUCAUGAUCUACUUAAUCACACACAUUCACUGACCCAUGAAGACACACACACACACACGCACACACACACGCACAUGCAUUCAUACUAGCACAUUGAGCCAUGCAGACACACAUUGAGCCAUGCAGACACACACACUACAGCUCACUUGAUGCCUUGCCAGCUUUAAGGCUUGGUAAAGCGCCACAGUACCUUAAGGUUUCAAAGGCAUCAUGGGAGUUGUAGUACUACAGCAUCUAUGGACUCAGCGGUGGCUGCUCUGCUUUUGUACCAGGAAUGUGGAGGCGCAGAGGGGUGCUGUGUGGAACAAGCCCUGGGCCAAGGAAGCUGUUUGAGAUGCUGGAAGAGAGGUAAAAGGAGGCCAGGGUCGCCUGUUUGCUGAUCUAGACUAGCAUGAAGUAAGGGAAACACUGCCUGCAGCAUAGCUUCCUGUCUCUUCAUGCACAACGUUGGGCCCCCAUGGUUGGAGAAUGGACUCGCCUAUGAGGGAGAUUUAUUUUUAUCCCCACUGACUAUGCCGCCCCUUUCCUUACUACAACCCCAAGACCAUGGCAUUGUUAGCUUUGUGGGUAAUCAGACCUAUCUAAAAUACUCUAAUAUGAGUUUACAUAUAUAUAUAUAUAUAAUACAUAUAUAUUUAUAUAUGAGUCUACAUAAAUGGGAAAGUUUGCUUGUGAGAAACUAGGUAAAGUAUAUCAUUUAUAGUCAUAACAUUUGUAAAUAGACAGACUGGCAGGUGUGAGUAGACCGCAGUUCUCCUCAAUACAAAAUCCCAGAUAAUCUCUGUAAUCCUCAAUUUAUAUUAAAGAAAAAGUGGAUGGCAGUAAGACUGAUUGCAGGCGAUGAAUGCAAUCGGCUAUCUACAAAUGUAGUUCGUUUCUUGAUUUAUGACUGUCCGAUAACAGCAUUGUAAGUGGUUGAAAAAUAGUUGCCAUGUUUUGCAGAAACUGGAAUAACGAUAAUAAUUCAGACCAGUGCACGAAGGACGACAGACCUGGAAAUUAAUCUCCGGUUUGUAUUUGAUCUGCCACCUUCAUAUCCAUCCUGCCUACCAAACCUUUCUAUCAGCUCCCAAGAACUUACGCGGGCUCAGUGCAAAACCCUACGAGAUAAAGUACUGGAAAAAGCAAAUGUACAUCUCGCAGAACCCAUGAUACAUGAACUUAUCCUGUGGACCCAGCAGCAUUUCAACAGCUUCAUUGAGGUACCUGAAACAUCUGUCUUGGCUGUACAACAACCUCCAUCAGUAGACGUAGUGACAGACGAAGGGAUCUGGACAAUGCUUUUGCAUUUAGAUCAUAUGAGGGCAAAGAACAAAUAUAUCAAAACUGUAGAAAAAUGGGUGAAUGAAUUGGAGUUGUGUGGAAGAUUGAUGUUCAUGGGCAAGAUCAUUUUGAUCCUUCUUCAAGGAGACAGAAGCAGCAUAAAGGUUAGUGGUUAGAUGGAAUAUUGAUCCUGAAAGAGUUAAUAUGGACGAGACAACAUUUUGUAACACUAAUUCUUUUACCUGUAUUUAUGAAUUUAAUUAUUCUACUAAACCAUUGAACAGUUAUUAUUUGUGAUGUGCCACGAUUUAUUAAUAAACAUUUUAUUAGUUUGCAAAUAUUGCCAUAUUAUAAUGUUACAAGUUUAUUUUUUUUGUGAAUAUGUUUUUAUUGAACUUUUUUUUUCAACAUGGAAAAGAGUAGCUAGUUUGAUCAUGUAGCUAGUUUGAUACUAUAAGUCUGGAGCUCGUGAGAACCGUUGCACUGAGUGCACACCAGAUGCUCUCCAAACUGGUCCACCAGGUAUGGGCUUGCCCCCUCUCCCCGGCACAAGGUAACAAGAGAGAGGGAGGAAUACUCUGCAUUUUGAUUUAUUAAUAUAUAAUAAUUAUUAUUAUUAUUAAGAAUAUCUACAUUAUAAGUAUUAUCUACUACCAGUAUACUGCAAUACAUUUCUUUUCUAGCAAUAAAAAAUCACAUUUCUUAUUUUUAUAAAAAAUAUAUAUAUUUUUUAUAGUAAUAAAAUAUAAACUGUUACCGCAAGUCCAAAUCUCACCCUGUCCCACGCAGAAAUCACUCCUUGCACGCAAUACACAUACCUACUGCAUCCCCUACACACUAGUGACGCUACUGCCUUUAAAUAUCCUUUUUUGACAUCCAAAUGUUUUUCCAUAAGUCAGCUAUGGAGAUUUGCACAUCAUAACAAAAGAAUUGUAAUGAUGUCUACUGUAACUUUUUUCAGAUGUGUAUUAGAGUAGUUUAGUAGAUGAUACAUAUUUUGUUUGUUAUGUUUUCUAUAGUUAUUAAAAUGCAUAUCAUUUGUGUAUAUGUUAUUCGGAUCUGUGCAAUCUAUUAACUAAAGUGAGAUGGGUAUUUUUGUCUUUACCAAACUGGCUUCUUUGACCUAAAUGUUCCCUUUAAUUACUCCCAUAAACUUGCUGUGUAGUGAAUUAACCCUUCAUUUUCUAAAAAUCGAGAUUUGUAAUCCUAGUUGUAUUGAAGAUUUUAUGUUCUAUAAAAUUAAUAUGACAUCUUUCAAGGCAGCAGUUUUAACUAAAAUACUCUGCUGCACACCUACUGAGUUAAAUAGUUUUUUUUUUUUUUUUGCCAUCAUCUUCUAUAAAACACUGAUUGCUGCAAAUGCAGCCCAACAUAACCACUUUAUCUGCCUGAUUUAUUCGUAGUUCUGCAUCACAGAUAAAAUCAGUGUUCUUUAAAUCUGCCCAUGUUUGUGCAUAUUUAUUCACUAAGGGUGGUUGCUGGUUAAUAGAGCUGAACUGAUGAGAACAGCUAUUAACUUGAAUUCAAAUUUAAUAUCAGGCUUUAUUUAUUUGUAAACAGGACUCUUGGAAGUGCAAGUAGUUUUUUUUUCAGCACAUCUUAGACUGGCACUAGCCUAAGUAAUAAUUCUUCAGCCUGUUUAAACCAAUGGCCCAUUUUCCGAGUUGAUUUAACACAUAGGGGCAUCAUCCCUCCCAAUUGGCCCUAUUUAGGACUACAGUCCCUUUUUAAAAUGUCUUUCCUAAUUCUCUUUUAAACUAUUAUAAAAGUGAUUAAACUGUCUAUGUUUAUCUUAUUCUAAAUUCCAUUUUCAGUCACUUAAACUGUUAUGACGUUGUUUAAAACAGGCCUCCUAACCAUCCAGUUUUCAGUGAGACCGACCAGAUUUCAGGAUCCUGUCGCGACACCAGUCAACUGUCCCCAAAAAGUAUAGCGCAAGUGCAUCAUUAUACUAACUAAACUCAGGACACCAGGACCUUGCAGGGAGCACUGGAACAGUCAUGCCAGGAUGACCUGCCAAUUCUUCGUGUGGGACUGCCCUUUUCCUUUGGGUGGCACCAGUGAUGUGAUUUUACACAAUCAGAAAAAGCAGAAAAUACAAAUAUUAGACAAUAAGAGUAAAAACUAUAGUUGACAUAAAAACCAUUUAAGGCUACAAAAAAAAAAGGGGGGGUGGAUAAUUCAUAUUCCGUAUUCAGACUCAUGGCCUGCUGCAAUAAGAAAAUACUACUCGUAAACCAGCAUUAAAUCCAGUACUUCUGUAAGGGAAGCCCUCAAUUCCUUUAUCUGCUCUGAUCGAGCUCUCAAAGUGAGUAAGGAAGAGGUCCUGGUUGUUUUACUAAAUCAUAUUGAGGAUGAAACCUAGCACCUUCAUAAAAAUGCCAGUUUCUUUUGAGCAAGCUGAAGUACUAUCAGGGUCCGAGAUGUUCCUUUAAGCCAGUGUGCCCAUGAUCUGCUAAUAUUGGAAGCUUUUUUUUAAAAAAAUUUUUAAUAGAUUUUUAUUUAUUUAUUUAUAAAAUAUUUUACCAGGAUGGAUACAUUGAGAUUUAUAUUGUUUUCAAGUAUGUCCUGGGUCUUUGUCCUCAAAACAUUGCAUUGAUACAAUAUUACAAAAAUACAAUAUACAAAAAAAAAAAAUAUAUAUAUAUAUAUAUAUAUAUAUAUAUAUAUAUAUGUGUGUGUGUGUGUGUGUAUAUAUAUAAUAUACACACACAUAUAUAAAUGUAAUACAUAACAGGUAAUAAAUAUAUUCAACCAUGACAGGUGCAUUCUGUGCUGAGGUAUAUUGCCAUAGAUCUCUUAAAAGAUUUUAGAUUGAAUGAAGAUUUGACUGUGUCCCUGAGGUUAUUUCAUAAUUGAGGUGCUCUGUAGAAAAUGAGGAUCGAGCCAUUUUAUUUUUGUAUUGUGGUAUGCUAAAUAUCGUGCUAGCACUGGAUCGGAGGUUAUAGGAGGUGGGAAAAAGCUGGGGAGAGCAUUCUGCUCCGGUAGGGUGGGAGCUUCCCAGAAAUGCUCUUAUGCUACAAAAUAUUGUGAGGCAGCUCUGUUUCCUUAGUUACCCAUGUCUGUUUAUUUAAGAAAUAUAGGAAUAUACAUGAUUUAUAUGUUUAAUAUGAUUGAUCCUUUAGGAAUAUUUAGUUCUCCAGAAAACCUGCAAAGUAGAUGUUGAUUCGAGUGGAAAGAAAUGCAAGGAGAGAAUGAUCAGAAUCCUGUGGGAAUCUCGAUUACCAGAGGAAAACAAAAGGUAUCAUUCAUUAUUGUUCACAAAAUAUAUACAAAAUACAGGUUUCACUCAUCUGAAUAAAUCAACAGAUAACCAACACUUUUCUUUUUUCGUUCUUCAGGUUUUCUGCGUUUGAAGUUAAAGAAUAUUCCUCAAUGCUUGGUUUGCAAACUGAAUUUGAAACAGCAGGUUUGAAGACCGUUUUCACAGAAUUUGUACAAACACUUUUUUAAUAAAAACUAUCAGUAGUGGAAAGAUUAUUUUAUUUUUUAUUUACACAAAACUUGAGGUACAGUAUUCACAAAUAGUUUGAUUUUAUUGCCAAUGCUUGCUAAGAAUAAGCCAGGCAUCAACAGAGUGGAGGCUGGAGACUGAGCGACUCUUGGUACCUCCCAACAUAACUUAAUGGACAGGCCAUAAGGGUGACGUUGCGAAUGAAGAUGAUGCAAAUAAUGGACAUCAGUGUGGGGAAGUAUGCACAACUCCAAUUCCUUCAAGAGUCACACACUGUCUAGCCUCCACCCUGCUGCGGAAGUGCUCUCUUCAAGGUUCUAGUGCCCGUACACAGCACAAGCGUGUCUAAUGAUACGCUUGUUCUCUGGUUUCACUAGAUACAAGACACUAGGGAACAUAAUUGUAAAGGCAGGGAUAGACCCCAAAAUUGGAAUUGUCCUGCCAGAAUCAGGGGCUCUGCAAUGUGUACACAUGUGCGAGUAUGUUAUAUAGAUUAACAUAGUACAGCUCUCUCUAUUAAAAACUUCUCUAAUUUUUAUAACCCACCUAUCUUAGAUUUGAUAUUCCAAUCAUGCCCCUAUUUCCUUUUUUAACACAUUUCCCCUCAGUAUAAACAUUUUGGGGCCCUAAACACGCUCCAGAUGUUUGAAUUUAAAUGAUUUAUUUUAUUUUAAAAUAUUUUUAUUUAUCCCAUUCACUUCCACUUUUAUAAAAAAAAACGGUGCACACUGACAAUUUCCACACAGGGUUAAUUUUUCUUCACCAAUUAUUUGACUCUCAAGUAAAUCAGAUGGCCUUAUAAUUGGAAGAAUUUGUGUUUGUAUUCAUUAGUCCCUUAGUGCGAGCAUGCUGUGUAGCUCUGAUCUGUCUAAUCCUCGUCACAACAUUCUAUGUUCCAUAUGGAGACUGGUUGUUUCCACUCCCUGUAACAUACUCUGCCGCUGUGGAGUGAGACCGGUUGUCUCCACUCCCAAUAACUCACUUGGCCGCUGGGGAGUGAGAUCGUCUGUCUCCACUUCCAAUAACUUGCACUGCCACUGGGGACUAAGGAUGAUACGCUUCUCUCCCUGGACCAUACUCUGCCGCUGGGGAUGGAGGACCAUACGCUCCUUUCCCUGGAAUGCACAUGGCCACUGGGGAGUGAGAUCGGUUGUCUCCACUCCCUGUAACAUACUCUGCUGCUGGAGAGAGAGACCGACUGUCUCCACUCCCAAUAACUUGCACUGCCUCUGGGGACGAAGGACGAUAUGCUUCUCUCUGGAUCAUACUCUGCUGCUGGGGACAGAGACCGACUGUCUCUUCUCCCUGGAUCAUACUCUGCCGCUAGGGAGUGAGACCAGUUGUCUCCUCUCCUUGUAACAUACUCUGCCGCUGGGGACAGAGACUGACUGUCUCUUCUCCCUGGACUGCACACUGCCACUGAGGAGGAAGGACGACGCGCUUCUCUCCCUGGAUCAUACUCUGCCACUGGUGCGGGGUUAUCCCCCACCGUGCCAACUCGCUUGCCUGCUCUGGUUUGUGCUGCAGGUACCUGGCCACAGAGGUUGGGUCCAUAAAAAGCUAGCAGCUCCUUCACCAUAUUGUCAAACUCCGCCUCAGAUUAGCUGGGUACCAUGCAUGUUCAGCUCUGAGGAAAGCUAGUUCCUCUCUAGAAAAUGUGCAGGAGUCCCAGGGGUGUCCUGGAUGUUUUCCCCAAGGCUAGGAAGCCAUCCCACCACUGCCACCACUUGUAGCGGAGCUCCCUGUACCUCCGCCAAAGACCUCUUCCUAGCUGGAAGAGGGGAAAACUUAAACGCUUCUGCCCCAGUGGCCGUGGCUUGACUGGGGUCCUCCUGGAGCAUCUCCGUCCUACAGUUAUAGAGUGUCACGAAUGCACCCUACUUCAAGAGUUUGCGUGACUUAGUUAUGGUGGGGGAAGGGUUAAAGUUCACUAUUUGUCUGCACUAGACCAGAAAUAAUGAUAAUAUCCCCCUUAACACCACCCACAUUUAAGCAAAAUAAUAUAACUAUUAGAACGCUGACACCAACGAGACAAUUUAUAAAUGGGGUGCCUUGGUCCCCCCAGGUAACGUAAUAAUAAAAACCCACCAAAUGUAACUUAGCACAAUAUUUAAGCAAUUACAAACACUAAUUAGUCUCUUCAGGUAACGUGACUCUUUACCAGACAAAGGCAGAACUUAAUAAAGGAAUAUUUAUUAUGAGCAAAAAAUAGUCAAAGUGCAUACAAAAAUAUAGAUGACAAUCAAAAUUAUUUACACCAACAACUGAUAAAAAGAAAAGGGACAAAAUAACAGAAAGUCCUAAUCACUUACUCAGCUCUUCAGAGUAAAUACUCCUGCCCCAGGGGGUCUCUGUAGGAAAGAUGGUGACUCACUUAGAAUUAGAGUUUGGCCCUCAAGCAAGCACCAUGCACCAUUCAGUAUCAUUAGAGAUAUACCCUGUGGAGUUAAGGCGUAUCUAUAGAGACACUAAGUGACCAUCCCCCUUGUGUCCAGCCCCACAUCAAUCCAAAUGGAAACAUUUGGUUCUAUCUCCUCUUAUAUACCUGCCAUAGAAAUAAUAACUGCAUCUACGAAAUUAUUUUCCCAUUCCAUAGGUAUGUCACACUUCUUACUUGUGAUCCAAUAUAGUGAACAUCACAAUCCCUUCCCCCAUGGUCAAGGUAUGCCAAUCAUGUUUGGGCUUGUUUAGAAGAUGGCGCUUGUCACAUUCCAAAUAUAACAGAAAUGAGGCUUAAUUAUUAUUCUGUGGGUCAAUAUUAAUGUUUUUCUUUUUUGGAUAUGAUACUGGAACAGGGCUAAUGGCCAUUAACAUGUCAAAGGACCCCCUAUCUAAGAGGGAACCUAGACGUAUUGUGGUGGAAUCUCGGUAAAAAUAAAUUUAGUAGGCCGAGAUUACCACGUGGCAUGUGUACGUGCAUAUGCUGACGUAUCGAUCAGUUGGUUGCACGAGGCAAGAUACGAUCAGUAGUGUACGGAGCAUGUGCAAGAAUACAGGAUGUAGUAUUCCCCUCCUCCAUUGUGCUGGACAAGCCAUGCGGUCAAGCAGGAAGUUAAUUCUUAUUUGUAAUGAUUGGUCAAGAGAAUGAUUGGUCAAGGAAUGUGCGGGUGGAGCUUAAUAUGGGAGGAGUUAUGUGCCUAUAUAGGGAGCCUGCACUAUUGUUCAGGGCUCAGAACUUGCUGUAUUUUUGGUGACAUUAGUCCCUCUGAGUCCCGAUCGGUGAUCCAAUAAAGAAUCUCUUCCUUCCUGAAGAAACCUGUGUCCAUCCCUCUGUGCUUUGCUUCCGUCAGUUUCUCCGGUAUCAUUUGGUGCAUUGGCCGGGAAGCUCAUCGUUCAACGGUAGCUGAGAGGCAGAGGCGUGAGACGGUCUAUCUUUGCCCACGUUCUCUACGGCUGCACCCCUGAACUUCUGCGUGGACCUCCCUUCGUCUCGGCGCCACUGGUCUGUUGUCCAGGAGAUCAUCGGCCUCUACGUAAGAAGUGCUGGGGUGUCCCCGUCGAUGAGUGUGAACUCAGGUUCAGGAACGAGGAGGUAAGACAACUGCUGUUUUAGACGGCAGACCCACUAGGGGUAUACCGAUUGUGCGGUAGGCCCAAAAGGGGUUUAAAUCUGUGUAUGGAAUCUGCCCCCUCUGUCGGAGGGAAGGAGCGAAGGCGCACCGCUCGAUCGAACGCUCUUUAGUAAGACCGUUUGAUCUGGUUAGUCAGGCGGGGUCCUGUGUAAAUAGCCCUAGCCGGACACCGGUGUCUUGUCUAGACUAGCGUUCUAGGGUGUAUAUUACGUUCGCUAGGUCGGAGGGACCGGGAGACUAAGCGGCGCCUGUGUAAAUUCGGUUCGCUAGCUCUCAACCUAUCUUGGCUAAGUGGGAAGGCGUGUAAAUUUGGAACCCACUAGACUUUUGAUAGAGUAAAUAGACUAGAAGGGCAAUUUUGUAAAUUUCGCCCUCUAGUUCGCUAUAUGUGGUGUUUGGGCAGUGUGGCUAACCAAAACGGGUGUAUAUAGUUUUAGGUAGUCCAUUCAAGGUACUGGCCAAUAGUUUAGUUGGGAUUGUAAAUGUGUUAAAGAUUGUUAGUAAAGUGUAUAUCUUGUUAGAUAGCGCGAGCUCAGCCGUCUAGCGAGAGUGUUAAUAGUGUGUUGCUGUAUCAUAGUGCACGGUACCAUAACCCUGUAUAUUUACUGACACUGUAUAUAAGUACUAAUCAUUGUCGUCUAUUGCAUGUUUAACACCGUAACCACUAAUAAUUGUAUUGUGACCUUAAAUUGUGCUUUGACCUAUGCUAACCGUACUGUAACCGAUACUAGUAAAAGACGAUGUUACUGGGGUGUGUUAUAGACGGGUAAUUCAUAUAUAGAGAAUUAUAGCGUGGGUGACUGUAUAGUUUCGCCAAAGGGCAUAAUAUUGAUUAUUUAGUGACUGGUGUAACAGCUGUGUGUGUACGGGAAUUCCCUGAGUGAUUAUUGUGUUAUUGUGUACGUUUCACUCGGUAACUGUACCACGUGGUGCUGUUGCCAGAGGAAACGGGUGUGACUGUUGAAUAAGAACGCGUGCAUAGUAUUCGUUGUCAACGGCGUUCCAUUGAUAAGUAUGGGCGCGUCAGAGUCAACGAUUUCGGAUCCCUUAGGUUGUAUGGUAAAGAAUUUUAAAAAGGGAUUCAAAACAUGUGAUUUUGGGGUUAAAAUGUCUCCUGUACGUUUGGUCACUUUGUGCACUAGGGAGUGGCCUAUUUUGGUUGCGGCAUGGCCGCCGCGUGGCAGUUUGGAUCCAACCCUGGUACAGCGUGUACACGUGGCUGUGUCAGGUAGGCCUGAACUUUACGGACAGUUUCCAUACAUUGAUUGUUGGGGGCAGGCCGUAAACGACUCGCCAAAAUGGAUCCGGAUAUGCCACGAGGAGCAAUGUCGCCUCAUGGUGGCCAGGACUUGUUUGCCCACUAGGACUGGUGUUAGGCCCAUUUUGGACACGCCCCCUGAGUCCGAGAUCCCUUUGCCGCCUCCUUACUUUCCUUUAAGAGGAAGUGACGCGAAUGCAGGAAGCUCUGCACCCCUUCCCCUAUUGCCCCCAUCCACUUCCGCUUCCUCCUCCAGUACAGAAUCCACCCCCCCUCGUAUUAAAACUCCCCUUCCGGAACCAGGACCAACCCCCAUUAGAUUUGAAUAUCCUGAUUUGGCGCCACUUCAAACUUCCGGUCAAGCUUCUUCUAGCUCGGCUCGGAGUAUACUAUUCACUAACUUUUCCCAAAAUCAAGUUCCACAUCCUCAUGCCCUUACCUCUCGACCGGAACCUUUAACUGGCGCCCCUCCACGUAGCCCCAUACUAACCCGACAACUGACCGGUACCCAACAAUUAAAACAUUAUCAGAUGCCUCUUCGUCUGAAUCCUGGGUCAGCCUAUAUCGAUGCCGCAGGUCAAAUGGCAUGCUGACCCAGUUUUCGUAUAUGUCCCGUCACGACUAACGAUCUCUUGAAUUGGAAGACCCACAAUUCCUCGUACACUGAGAAACCACAAGCUAUGACCGAUCUGUUCACCUCGAUAGUUCAGACACAUAACCCGACAUGGGCUGAUUGCCAGCAGUUAUUAAUGACAUUGUUCAAUAAUGAGGAAAGGACAAGGAUUAACCAAGCGGCCAUUAAGGCGCUAGAGGAGAGAGCCCGUGCUUUAAAUCAAGCCAAUCCGGCAGCAUGGGCCGCAACACAUUACCCUAACACCGAUCCUGACUGGAAUGUAAAUGGCGCAGAUAUGGCUCAACUUAAAGCCUAUAGAGAAGCUAUAAUUGCUGGCAUGAAAGCCGGAGGGAAGAAAGCUAUUAACAUGUCGAAGACAGUUGAGGUGAUUCAGAAAAGUGAUGAAGCGCCCAGUGUCUUUUAUGACCGAUUAUUGGAGGCAUACAGCUUGUAUACCCCCUUUAAUCCGGAAGACGCUGAUAAUUCCCGAAUGGUAAACUCCGCCUUUGUCAGCCAAGCUUACGGAGAUAUUAAGCGCAAGCUACAGAAAUUAGAAGGGUUUGCAGGUAUGUCUAUCACCCAACUAAUGGAGGUAGCGAACAAAGUAUAUAUGAAUAGGAAAACAGAAAGUAAGAAAGAGGAAGAGCGCAAGAUGCGUAGAAAGGCAGAUAUGCUAGCGGUAGCGAUCGCAGGCGUAGAUAGACGGGGCCCAGAUAGAAGCGAUGGUAGAUGGAAUAGGGAGCCUUUGAGUAGGAAUCAGUGCGCGUACUGCAAGGAAGAAGGGCAUUGGAGGAACGAGUGUCCGCAAAGAGAGCAGUAUGAGAGAGACUUACCCAGGGCAGGUUACGGAAACUUUAGAGGCAGAGCGAGAGGUAGAGGAGGCCCCGGAGGGAGUAAUGGUAAUAGAGGGAGUAAUGGUAAUAGAGGGAGUAAUGGUAAUAGAGGGAGUAAUGGGAACAGAGGAAGUGUAAGGGAAGAUAGGUACUAUCCAGCAGCGCAAAGGUCCCGCGAUAGAGAAGGUAGGGACUUUGUGGGAUUGGCUGACACGGUCAUGGAGGACUAUUGAUACCGACCGGGCUCCAUCCCCCUUGGUCGAGCGGAGCCUAUGGUCGAUGUAUCAAUAGGGGGGAAAAGGAGUGCGUUCAUGAUCGACACUGGUGCUGAACAUUCGGUGGUGACUAAUCAAGUUGCUCCUCCAUCUGGAAGAACUAUUACUGUAAUAGGAGCAACUGGAAGAAGUGCUGAAAAACCGGUUCUUAAAAGUCGACUCUGUACAUUGGGAGGCCACGUAGUAAAACAUCAAUUCCUUUAUAUGCCUGAGUGUCCAGUCCAAUUGCUGGGGCGUGAUAUGCUAUCCAAAUUACAAGCGCAGAUUACGUUCCUACCAAAUGGAACAACAUCCUUAAAGUUUAAUGGACCCUCAGGUAUUAUGACAUUGUCCGUACCAAAGGAAGAAGAGUGGCGACUUUAUACAGUGUUGACUAGCCAAAACCCGAGGAGUGAUGAAUCCUUAUUUAACAUACCAGGAGUUUGGGCAGAGAACAACCCACCAGGACUGGCCCGCAAUAUUCCACCUAUUAAAAUCGAACUAAAACUUGGGGUUUAUCCAGUAAGCCUGAGACAAUAUCAUAUUCCGCAGAAGGCUAAGAAGAACAUCCAAUCUUAUCUGGAUAAGUUCAUACGGUAUGGUAUCCUAAAAUUCUGUACUUCCCCUGGAACACCCCAUUGCUGCCUGUUCAAAAGCCCGGUACAGAUGAGUAUCGACCUGUGCAGGACUUGAGAGCAGUCAAUGAUGCGGUUGUUAGUAUACAUCCAGUCGUGCCCAAUCCAUAUAACCUGCUUGCUUUAAUUCCGGGCGGGGCUACUUACUUUACAGUCUUAGAUCUCAAAGAUGCCUUCUUUUGCCUCCGAAUUGCCGCAGAAAGCCAAUGUAUCUUCGCUUUCCAAUGGGAAAAUGCUGUAACGGGCUCGAAACGCCAAAUGACCUGGACAAGAUUGCCCCAGGGGUUUAAAAAUUCACCUACCCUAUUUGGUUCAGCUCUAAGUCAAGAUCUACUAGAUUUCGAGUCUAUCCCAGGAGAGUGUGUAUUAUUACAAUAUGUAGAUGACUUGUUGAUAGCAGCAGUUACAAAGGAAGUAUGUCAGCAAGCAACGCACGAUCUACUACACAUUCUCUGGAAGGCAGGAUACAAGGUGUCAAGAAGGAAGGCUCAGUUGUGUUUGCCAACUGUCAAAUAUCUGGGAUUCCAUAUCUCUGAAGGUCAAAGAAUUAUGGGGCCAGAGAGAAAAGAAGCUGUGUGCCAAAUACCGAUACCCAGGAAUAGAAGACAAGUGCGAGAAUUCUUGGGGGCAGCAGGCUUCUGUAGGAUAUGGAUUCCCAGCUACGCGAUACUGGCAAAACCUCUGUAUGCAGCUAUCAAAGGUACAGAGCACGACCCCUUCUUAUGGACUCAAGAACAGCAAACGGCAUUCGAAGAUGUGAAGAGGGCUUUGAUGAGUGCCCCAGCAUUAGGUCUACCUGACCACACACGGCCAUUCUACCUGUAUGUACAUGAGCAAAGAAGAAUGGCUGUGGGAGUAUUGACACAGUACUUGGGAUCAUGGCAAAGACCUGUUGCCUACAUGUCUAAGCAACUGGAUGCAGUGGCCAGCGGACUUCCACCUUGUCUAAGAGCUGUAGCUGCAGCCGCCCUGCUAGUAGCUGAAGCCGAUAAACUCACUCUGGGUCAAGAACUUUAUGUACGAGUUCCACAUGCAGUACAGACGUUGUUGGAUUACAAAGGAAAUCAUUGGUUUAGUAACAGCCGUAUGACCAAGUAUCAAGCAAUGUUGUGUGAAAACCAAAGAGUGCAUUUAGAGACUGUAAAUACCUUAAAUCCAGCUACCCUUUUGCCACAACCUACUGAAAGUCAACAUGAUUGUUUGGAAGUAAUGGAUGAAGUAUUUUCAAGUAGACCAGAUCUUCGUGAUUUUCCCAUCCAGAACCCUGAUGUUCAAUAUUACACCGGCGGCAGUAGUUAUGUAAAAGAAGGGAUCCGCUAUGCAGGAUAUGCAGUAACAACGAUAGACAAGGUGAUAGAAGCUCGGCCACUGGCAAAAGGAACAUCAGCACAAAAGGCAGAAUUGAUAGCACUGACACGAGCGUUACAAUUGGCUGAAGGUUUAAGAGUGAACAUCUACACGGACUCCAAGUAUGCGUUUUUAACCACUCAUGCCCACGGAGCUUUGUAUAAAGAAAGAGGACUAUUGAAUUCAGAAGGCAAAGAAAUCAAAUACGCAGCUGAGAUCCUACAACUAUUGGAAGCAGUGUGGGAGCCGAAAGAAGUCGGUAUUAUACAUUGUCGGGCGCAUCUGAGAGGAGAUGGUGAUGUAACCAAAGGGAAUCGGAUGGCAGAUAGUGCAGCUAAGCGUGCUGCUGAAUCAGGAAGACAGGAAUAUGUGGGGCAUAUAGCUGCUCUUAUACCAACUCCACUGUCUCAAUGGACUCCAAUUUAUACAGCUCAAGAAGAGGAGUGGUUAAGGACUGAACCUGGAAAGUAUUUGGAGAACAAAUGGUAUCAGUUAGAAGAUGGAAGAAUAGUUAUUCCAGCAUCACUAGCGGUAGAAAUUGUCCAAAACUAUCAUAACGGGACACAUUCUGGGAGAGACAGUACAGAAGAAUCUCUCAGAAAACAUUUCUACAUACCAAGAUUGUCCAACUUGACUCAGGCCAUUGUACGUAGAUGUGUAACGUGUGCUAAAAAUAAUGCAAGACAAGGACCAGUAAAGCCACCAGGAGUCCAGUUUAUGGGGGACUUCCCAUGUCCGAUUUACAAAUUGACUAUACAGUGAUGCCUAAAUCGGGUGGACAUCGCUACCUGCUGGUAGUGGUGUGCACCUAUUCAGGCUGGGUAGAAGCAUAUCCUACUCGUACAGAGAAAGCAGGAGAAGUCGUGAGAUUCCUGCUACGAGAAAUAAUACCCCGAUAUGGACUACCCUGCUCUAUAGGAUCGGACAAUGGUCCAGCUUUGUUCAUCAGUGCCUACAACAAUUGACUCAUAUGCUUGGUAUAAAGUGGAGGCUUCAUACGGCAUAUAGACCCCAGAGUUCUGGUAAGGUAGAGAGAAUGAAUAGAACUAUUAAGAAUCAGUUGGCUAAAUGUGUCAGGAAACCCAACUUAAGUGGAACGUUCUCUUGCCCAUAGCUCUAUUGCGAAUCCGUAGUACACCUACCAGAAGGAUGGGCCUCUCUCCUUUGAAAUCAUGUACGGGCGACCACCUCCCGUGCUUGGUAACUUAAGGGGGGAUUUGAGUCAGUUGGGAGAAGGAAUUACCCGGCAGCAGGUUGUAGAGUUGGGUAAGACUAUGGAGGAGGUACAGAAAUGGGUACAAGAUAGAUUACCUGCGAAUAUUUAUCCCCCAAUUCAUAGUUACCACCCAGGCGACCAAGUGUGGAUUAAAGAGUGGAAUAAUGUGCCGUUAGGGCCCAAGUGGAGAGGUCCUUAUGUUGUUCUUUUGUCUACCCCUACAGCGAUAAAAGUAGCCGAAGUGGCUCCGUGGAUACAUCACUCCAGGGUUAAACCAGCAGCAGCCGAUUCCUGGCAAGUUACAGCAAAUACAGAGAAUCCCUGCAAGAUCCGGUUAAAACGCACGACUCAGUCGGAGUGACGAGGAACCUUGUGGAUUACAAAUUUUAUUGUUUCAGAGACUUGGUAAGUGAGUGAGAAGGCCAUAAUAAAGCCUGUCCACUCACCAACGAGUGUAUAAGUCAGGGAAAGUCUUGAGGGGACCCUUGUGAAGACGAGCAGAACUCCAUUCCCUGCAGUCCUUACAUCCUGGAAGCUGAGGUGCCUUCACACGGACGAAGACUGAGGAUGACGAUGAAAGAUGUAUUUUUAAUAAUGUUUAUUUAUGUGUAUUUUUAUAUUCAGGAAG